Messenger RNA from Labrus mixtus (cuckoo wrasse), 95397 nucleotides. Its product is annotated as titin-like. The record is from RefSeq and is a predicted model, not a curated record. Gene Ontology annotation, biological process: protein phosphorylation. NCBI's taxonomy places the organism in Eukaryota, Metazoa, Chordata, Actinopteri, Labriformes, Labridae. Bases 248 to 94351 code for a protein of 31367 amino acids. Gene Ontology annotation, molecular function: protein binding; protein kinase activity; ATP binding. The transcript has 253 exons.
CUCCCCUGAGCAGAGUCAGCGUUCCCGGCCUGGACGCCUCGGCUGGAGGGACUGCUGUCAGAAGUAAAAAACAAAACUACACGGCAUUGACGGCCUGUAGUUUUGUUUUUUUCUGUGGGGUUCCUUCCCGGCUCAGCUGUUCUCCUUGUGGAUAUUGUCUACGCUUUCUGGAUAAAGAGACUUUAGUUUCUGCAGACAGCCCUCUGGGCACUCCGGGCAUCCUUGUGCAGACAAGGUGCCGACCAACAUGUCAACACAGGCGCCGACGUUCACUCAGCCGCUGCAGAGCGUCGUGGCACUAGAGGGUAGUGCUGCGACGUUCGAGGCUCAAGUUAGUGGUUCUCCAGUUCCUGAAGUGAGCUGGUUUCGUGAUGGCCAGGUUCUUUCAACCGCCGCAUUGCCCGGCGUUGAGAUCUCGUUCAGCGACGGCCGCGCUGUUCUGAGGAUCCCCGCUGUGACCGCCGCACACAGCGGGAGAUUUUCUGUCAGAGCAACCAACGGAGCUGGACAAGCAACGAGCACCGCUGAACUCCUCGUUACAGCGGAGACGGCGCCUCCAAACUUCCUGCAGAGACUGCAGAGCUCGACAGUGAGACAGGGCAGCCAGGUGAGGCUGGACGUCCGUGUGACAGGAAUCCCAACACCUGUGGUGAAGUUCUUCAGAGAGGGAGCCGAGAUCCAGAGCUCAGCCGACUUCAGGAUCCUUCAGGAAGGAGACCUGUACAGUCUGCUGAUCGCUGAGGCUUUCCCAGAGGAUUCUGGGACUUAUUCUGUGACCGCCACCAACAGCAGCGGACGGGCCACCUCCACCGCUGAGCUGCAGGUUCAGGGUGAAGAAGCUGUUCCCAUGAAGAAAACAAAGACUAUCGUGUCCACAUCCCAGAUGGCCGCUUCCCAGACCAGAGUGCAGAAGAAGGUGGAGAUGGGCUUCCAGGCCACCACCAUGAUGGAGAUGCACGUAGAAGGAGGAAUGAUGACUCAGCAUUUAGCUCACAAAACCCCCCCGCGGGUUCCCCCGAAACCGACCUCCAAAUCCCCCCCGUCCUACAUUUCCAGGGUGACGGGAGGACGCCAGCAGUCGCCUUCACCUGUCAGACACGUGAAGGGGCCGACGCCCACACCUGUCAGAUCUGUUUCUCCCACCAGCAGAGCGACUAUUUCUUCAAUCAAACCUGUGAAGUCUCCCAUCAUGAGCAGGAAACAGGUCUCUUCCUCUCCUGAGGUCCUGCCUCCAUGGAAGCAGGGAGGCUACAUGGCUGAAGCCAGCUACUCCAGUAUGAGCAGCAUGACCAGCAUGACCAGCAUGGCCAGUGUGAGCAGCGCCACCCAGCUGCACAUGGAGAAGUCCUGGGAGCAGCAGGUCACGGCCACCAGAGAGGCCGAGGGAGGGAUGAAAUCAGGGGCGGUGGCCACAGUGGUGGCUGCCGUUGACCUGGCUCGAGUCCGUCAGCCCGUGCAUGAUGAGGGCGCUCAGGCUGGUGAGGAGGAGGCAGUAGAGGAUGAGAUUAGACAGCAGGCGACUGUAGAGAAAGAGGUUGUUGCCAUGAAAACACUUCCUGUUGAAGCUCCAGCUGCUGUGGCUGUGACCUCAGAGCAGCGCAGAGUUCAGGUCUCACAGGUCUCACAGAUUCAGAGAACAGAAAUCCCCUCCCAGGUGGACACUGGUGCCGCUCCAUCUCCAGUUCCACAUUUCACAGUUUCUAAAGUUUCUGUUCCUAAACAUGAACUGAGCCCCGAGGUGUCCAUCUCCGGCUCUGCUAUCGCCACUCUGCAGAAAGAGUUGCGAUCCCCCACCUCCCCCAGAAAGAUCAUCAAGCCCGUCAAGUCUCCCAGUCCGUCUCGCAGGGCGGUGGUGGAGGUGCGGGUGACUCCGGAGCCCCUCCCCCCACCGUUCAAAGACGUCAGAUAUCAGAGUCAGUUUGAGGUACAGGCGGGCGGAGCUUACGCUGUGAGUGAGGAGGAAUUUGAGGACUGGGAGCCACAGGAGGCUGCUGCUGUGCCCACCAGAGCUCAGGAGCCUGUUGUCCCUCCCACUCUGAUUGCUGGUCUGAAGAAUGCGACGGUGACGGAGGGUGAGUCGGUGACCCUGGAGUGUCAGAUCAGCGGUCAUCCCGCUCCAACCAUCCUGUGGUUCAGAGAGGACUACAAGAUUGAGAGCUCCAUCGACUUCCAGAUCACAUACAUGAACGGAUUUGCCCGGAUGGUGAUCCGUGAGGCGUUCGCUGAAGACAGCGGACGCUUCACCUGCACUGCCACCAGCGAGGCCGGAACCGUCAGCACCUCCUGCUACCUGCUCGUCAAAGUUUCAGAAGAAAUCGAGAGCAGAGAGGAAAUGACGACCGUCACUGAAAUUGGAAUCAGUCAAGAGAAAACUGUUGCUAUGGAGACAAAAGAGCAGAUGGUGUCGGAGGUGAGCUCAGGUGAAGCUGCUGCUCCCUUCUUCAUCAAGAAACCCACCGCUCAGAAGCUGGUGGAGGGAGGAAGUGUGUUCUUUGAAUGCCAGAUCGGAGGAAACCCCAAACCUCACAUCAUCUGGAAGAAGAGCGGCGUGCCGCUCACUACUGGAUACAGAUAUAAAGUUGCCUACAAGAAGGAGACCGGAGAAUGCAGAUUGGAGAUCUCCAUGACUUUUGCUGAUGAUGCCGGUGACUACUCUGUGUUUGCCAAGAAUACACACGGAGAAGCCUCGGCCAUCGCCAGCCUGCUGGAGGAAGAGCAAUAUGAAGUCUACAUGAAGCAACAAGAUGUGACAUAUAAAACUGAAGUGAUGACGACGGUAGUUCAGGAACCCUCUGUGGUUGUGAGUCAGUAUGAGCUCGAACAGAGGAGAGUGACGACCCCCAUGAGCUUUGUCUCAGAAACGGAAUUUCUUAUUUCAGCCUUUGAAGAGAGGAUCAUCCAGGAGAUCGAGCUCCGCAUCUUGAGGAUUACAUACAGCGAGCUGGUGAUAGAGGACGGAGAGAUGAUGGUGACUGUUGCUGAGGAGGCGGCACUGCAGCCGGCCUUCGACACGCCAGUGAAAAACUACAGAAUCAUGGAGGGAAUGGGCGUCACGUUCCACUGCAAGAUGGGUGGAAACCCACUCCCAAAGAUUGCGUGGUACAAAGACGGCCAGCGUAUCAGGGCUGGUGGACGUUACCAGAUGGAGGUUCUUCAGGACGGACGAGCCAGUCUUCGUCUCCCUGUGGUGCUUCCAGAGGAUGAAGGUGUGUACACUGCCUUCGCAUCCAACAUGAAGGGAAACACUGUCAGCUCUGGAAAGCUCUACAUCGAGCCGUCUGGAGCUGUGACACCUCAGAGAUACACACCACAGCCAGCGAUGCAGAGAAUCAGGUCCGCAUCUCCUCGUUCUGUGAGCCGCUCUCCUGGACGUUCUCCCAGCCGCUCUCCUGGACGCUCUCCUGCCAGAAGGCUUGAUGAGACAGACGAGGCUUCCCUGGAGAGACUCUACAAGCCUGUGUUUGUCCUGAAGCCUUCCUCAAUAAAAUGCUCUGAGGGGCAAACUGCACGAUUCGACUUAAAGGUUGUCGGCAGACCCAUGCCCGAAACUUACUGGUUCCACAACGGACAACAAGUCGUCAAUGACUACACCCACAAGAUAGUGAUCAAAGAAGACGGUACCCAGUCCCUGAUCAUUGUCCCAGCCAUGCCUCACGACUCUGGAGAGUGGACUGUCAUCGCUCAGAACAGAGCUGGACGGACCUCUGUCUCUGUAACUCUUACUGUUGAUGCUCGAGAAAGCCUGGCCCGCCCUCAGUUUGUAGAAAAGCUGAGGAACAUCACUGUGAGGCAGGGAACUCUGGUUGAGUUGGCUGUCAAAGCCAUUGGAAACCCCCUACCUGACAUCGUCUGGCUUAAAAACAGUGACAUCAUCACCCCACAGAAACACCCCCAUAUCAAGAUUGAUGGAACAAAAGGAGAGGCCAAAUUCCAGAUCCCAUCUUCCGCAAGCACAGACAGCGCCUGGUACACUGCUACAGCCAUCAACAAGGCUGGCAGGGACACCACUCGCUGCAGAGUCAAUGUUGAGGUUGACUUUGCUGCUCCUCAAGCUGAGAGGAAGCUCAUUAUUACAAAAGGAACGUACAAAGCUAAAGACAUCGCUGCUCCAGAGUUGGAGCCCCUUCAUCAGCGAUACGGUCAAGAGCAGUGGGAGGAUGGUGACCUUUAUGACAAAGAGAAGCAGCAGAAACCAAUGUUCAAGAAGAAGCUGACCUCUAUCAGAAUGAAGCGCAUUGGUCCCGCUCAUUUUGAGUGCAGACUGACUCCCAUUGGUGACCCAUCCAUGGUGGUGGAGUGGCUGCAUGACGGCAAACCCCUGGCAGCUGCUAACAGACUGCGCAUGGUCAAUGAGUUUGGUUACUGCAGUCUCGACUAUGAGGUUGCUUAUGCUAGAGACAGUGGUGUCAUCACCUGCAGAGCCACAAACAAGUUUGGAGUCGACCAGACCUCGGCCACUCUGAUUGUCAAGGAUGAGAAGGGCCUUGUGGAGGAAUCCCAGCUUCCUGAAGGCAGGAGGGCACCGCACAGAAUGGACGAGAUUGAGCGCAUGGCUCACGAGGGAGGACCUACAGGAGUCAGCACUGACGAUGAAUAUGAGAAGACAAAACCUGAUAUUGUCCUUGUUCCCGAACCAGCCAGAGUAUUGGAAGGCGACAUUGCCAGAUUCCGUUGCAGAGUGACUGGCUAUCCAGCCCCUAAGGUUAACUGGUACCUCAACGGACAACUUAUCCGCAAAAGCAAGAGAUACAGACUUCGCUAUGAUGGUAUUUACUACUUGGAGAUUGUUGACAUCAAGUCUUAUGACUCUGGAGAGGUCAGGAUCGUUGCAGACAAUCCUCUAGGUACAACUGAGCACACUGUGAAGCUGGAGAUCCAGCAGAAGGAGGACUUCAGAUCUGUACUGCGACGUGCUCCAGAGUCCAAGGCCGCAGAAGCCUCACAUGAAGGUGGCAGGACCGGAUUCGAUGUUGUGAAAGUAGACCGACCUGUCGAAACUGCACAAGACAGGGAAGUUGUUAAACUACGUAAGACACAGAGAGUUGUUCACGAGAAAACCUCAGAGGAGACAGACGAACUGAAGAGCAAGUUCAAACGUAGGACAGAGGAGGGCUUCUACGAGUCCAUCUCUGCUGUAGAGUUCAAGUCUCGCAAGAGAGACGACUCAUAUGAGGAUCUCCUGAAGAAGACCAAGGAUGACUUGCUUCAUCACUUGAAGGAGAAAGAAGAAGCUGAGAGGAGGAGGUUGGAGGAAGAGGGCCAAGUCACCAUCCCAACCUUUAAACCCGAAAGGGUCCAGCUGUCCCCCAGCAUGGAAGCACCCAAGAUCUUUGAGCGCAUCGCUAGCAAGACAGUUGCUCCAGGGGAUGAGGUUCAUUUCCGCGUCAGAGUCGUCGGCAGACCAGAACCUGAGUGCCAGUGGUUCAAGAACGGCAUUCUGGUGGAGAAAUCUGACCGUAUUUACUGGUACUGGCCUGAGGAUCAAGUGUGUGAGCUGGUGAUCAGAGAUGUCACUGCGGAGGAUUCUGCCAGCAUCAUGGUGAAAGCCAUGAAUGUCGCUGGUGAGGCCUCAAGCCAUGCCUUCCUGCUGGUGCAAGCCAAGGCAGCGAUCAGCUUCACCCAAAACCUGGAGGAUGCUAGUGCGAACGAGAAGGACACCAUGGUGACCUUUGAGUGUGAAACCAACGAGCCUUUCGUCAAAGUGAAAUGGCUGAAGAACAACAUGGAGAUCUUCUCUGGAGACAAAUACAGAAUGCACUCAGACAGAAAGGUCCACUUCUUGUCUGUGCUCGUCAUUGAAAUGAAGGACGAUGCUGAGUACAGUUGUGUGGUUAUAGAAGAUGAGAGCAUCAGGACCACAGCAAGGCUCCAUGUUGAAGGUGCUGCCCUGGAGCUCAUAAAGCACAUGGAGAACAUCGAGGUGCCAGAGACCUACGCUGGAGAGUUUGAGGUGGAGCUGUCUCGUGAGGAUGUUGAGGGCAGCUGGUUCUUUGGAGACAAGGAGCUCUCUCCCAGCAAUAAAUACAUCAUGUCCUCCCGACGUGGACGACACACCCUGUCCAUCAAGGAUGUCAGGAAAACAGACCAGGGGAAAUAUACCUUUGUAUGUGGAGAUCUGAAGACGAACGCCUCAUUGAAGAUGAAGUUGCGCCCGGUGACCCUGAUGCAGCCCCUGACCGACAUCACAGUUUGCGAGGGGGACAUUGCUCAGCUGGAGGUCCGGUUCUCCCAGGAGAAUGUCGAGGGAACCUGGAUGAAGAGCGGCCAGGCCAUCACUGCUUCGGACCGCGUCCACAUCGUGAUCGACAAGCUUGUUCAUAAGCUACUGCUCGAGAACGUCAGCAGAGACGAUGCUGCUUCUUACUCUUUUGUGGUUCCUGCCCAGGACAUCUCCACCUCCGGCAAACUCAGUGUUCAGACUAUUGACAUUGUGGUGCCACUGAAGGACCUGUCCUCCAUCGAGGGAACAAAGGCCGUUCUCGAGGCUAAGAUCUCCGCUCAGGACAUCAGCUCUGUCAAAUGGUACCACAACGACAAACUGCUUGUGGCCUCUGACAGAAUCCAGAUGGUGGCAAAGGGAGCCAAGCAGCGUCUGGUCUUCAGCAGGACCUUUGCCUCCGAUGAAGGACGCUACAAACUGGUGGUCGGCAAGGUCGACACCAGCUGCAGCCUCAGUGUCGAAAAGGUCCACAUUGUGAAGCACAUGGAGGACAAAGUGUGCUCCGAGUCCCAGAACGUCACAUUUAAUGUGGAAGUGUCUCACCCUGGCAUUGACCCAGUCUGGACCUUUAGGAGCCAGCAGCUCAAACCUGGACCCAAAUACAAGAUGGAGUCCAAAGGCAAGGCUCAUUCUCUGACUGUCAGCGACGCCAUGAAGGACGAGGAAGGCCAGUACAUGUUCCACGCCGGAGAAAAGACAUCCAGUGCCAAGCUCACCGUCUCUGGUGGAGCCAUCACACGCCCCCUGCAGGACGUAACUGUGGCCGAGUCACAGACAGCCGAGUUCGAGUGUGAAGUGGCCAACGCCAAUGCUGAGGGCCGAUGGCUGAAGGAGGGUCAGGCUGUGGACUUCAAUGAGAACGUGGUGAGCGAGGUGAACGGCGCUGUCAGACGCCUCAUCAUCGUCAUUACCAGACCUCAGGACGUCGGAGAGUACACCUACCAGGUGGCCAACUCAAAAACCGCAGCCAACCUCAGGGUUGAGGCUGUGAAGAUCAAGAAGACUCUGAGGAACCAGACAGUGACGGAGACCCAGGAGGCUGUGUUCACGCUGGAGCUCACCCAUACCGACGUGAAAGGAUCCCAGUGGAUCAAGAACGGCGUGGAGCUGCAGAACAGCGACAAGUACGAGAUCACCUCUGAAGGCAUGGUGCAAACGCUGAAGGUGAAAAACUGCAACACACAGGACGAGUCUGUUUACUCCUACAAACUGGGGAAACUGUCGGCCAACGCCAGGCUGAACGUGGAGACCAUCAAAAUCGUGAAGAAGAUAAAGGACAUGACGUCACUGCUGGACGGCACCGUCUCCUUCGAGAUGAGCCUGUCGCACGACAACAUCCCUGUCAGGUGGAUGUUUAACGGCGUGGAGCUCAAGUCGAGCGAGAAGUGUAAAAUUCUGUCUGAGCGGAAAGCUCACAAACUGAUCCUGCAGAACGUCGACAGCAGCAACGGGGGAGAGUACACCGCCGUGGUCGGACACCUGCAGUGCAGCGCCGCGCUCACUGUGGAGGCUCUGCAUGUCACCAAACCCCUGAAGAGUGUGGAGGUCCCAGAGACUCAGGUGGCCACGUUCGAGUGUGAAGUGUCUCACUUCAACGUGCCGUCCACCUGGCUAAAAGACGGCGUGGAGAUCGAGAUGAGCGAGAAGUUCAGGAUCGUGGUUCAAGGGAAACUCCACCAGCUGAAGAUCAUGAACACCAGCAGGGACGACUCCGCAGAGUACACCUUCGUCUGCGGGAACGACCGAGUGUCCGCUACGCUAACAGUUAGCCCCGUCCUCAUCACGUCCAUGCUGAAGGACCUGAACGCUCAGGAGAGAGACACCAUCACCUUUGAGGUCACCGUGAACCACGAGGGGAUCACCUACAAGUGGCUGAAGAACGGCGUGGAGGUGAAGUCUUCGGAGAGGUGUCAGGUCCGCAGCCGGCAGCUCACACACUCCCUCACCAUCCGGAACGUUCACUUCGGAGACGGAGGAGAGUACCAGUUUGUGGCCGGGUCUGCCGCCACCACUGCCAACCUGUUUGUGGAAGCUCGUCUUAUCGAAUUCACAAAGAAAAUCAAAGACAUAAAGAUCACGGAGAAGAAGAAGGCGAUCUUUGAGUGUGAAGUUUCUGAGCCCAACAUUCAGGUCAUGUGGAUGAAAGACGGGCAGGAGCUCGACAUGACGCAGGAAAGGUUCACCGUGACAGCAGAGAAGUACGUCCACCGUCUGAUGAUCCAGACGGUUCGGAUGUCUGACGCUGGAGAAUAUUCCGUUGUCGCUGGAUCGAGCGUCUCCAAGGCUCAGCUGAUCGUCGAGGGUCGAGACAUCCGGAUCUCGGAGCCUGCAGAGCGCGAAAUCACCGUUCUGGAGCGCCACAGAGCAACGUUCGAGUUUGAGGUGAAUGAGGACGAUGUGGAGGGUCGCUGGCUGAGGAACGGGGCGGAGAUCCAGUUCUCGGUGGAGGAGAGGUUCAACUACGCCACCAUCAGGAAGCUGCACCGCCUCACCAUCUCUGAGACAUACAGGAGCGACGCCGGCGAGUACACCUUCAUCGCCGGCAAGAACAGGAGCAUCAUGCACCUCCGAGUCAACCUCCCCGAGCCUCCUCAGAUCCUCCGUCACAUGGAGCCUCAGUCCGUGGAGGCAGGUAAACCUGCUCGCUUCUCCGUGCAGGUGAGCGGCCUUCCUCAGCCACAAGUGUUCUGGUACAAAAACUCCCAGGCUCUGUCCCCGGGCUUCAAGUGCAAGUUCCUUCACGACGGCAAUGAGCACUCGCUGCUGCUGAUCGAAGUCUUCCCUGAGGACGCCGCCGUCUACAACUGCGAGGCCAAGAACGAGUACGGCACCGCCACGAGCACCGCCACGCUCAACGUGGAAGUGUCGGAGGUGGUGUCUCCGGACUCGGCUGCCACCGUCGCUCCUCCCGUUGUCAUCUCACCGAUCACCAGUACCUCUGCCCGCGAGGGAGAACCGGCUCGCUUCCAGUGCAGAGUCCGCGGAGACGACGUGAAGAUCAGCUGGUUCCACAGAGAGAAGGAGAUCAAGCAGUCAGACUUCUUCAGGAUGUCUCAGUUUGACGACAGCUGCCAGCUGGAGAUCUCCAGAGUUUACCCUGAAGACGAGGGCGAGUACACCUGCGUCGCCAUGAACAACGCCGGCACUGCUACCUGCUCUGCCACUCUCACACUGGACGUGACUCACGUGAGGGAGCACAUUGAAGCCAAGAUUGAGCAAGAAGUCAAAGAACAUUCUAGCACCACCGUCACCACUGUGGAGGAACAAGAGGAAACCUACUACACUGGUGUCCAGUUACCACAGAAAACUAAAACACUUGAACUCAAGCCAGAGACCAAGCGUUACACCUCUGCUUUAGAGAAGAAAAAAGAAAAGCCAGUUUUCCUCAGCCAGCUUUCCCCAGCAGCUGUAACCGCUGGGGAAACAGCUCGGUUUACAGUCAAAGUGUCCGGCUUACCGAAGCCGACCGUUCGGUGGUCUCACAAUGGAAGAGUGAUAAAGAGCUCCUCUGUAUACAAGCUGAUAGAGGAGAAGGAGGAGUACACAUUAGUAAUCACCAGGGUCACAUCUGAGUACGAAGGCGAAUAUUCUUGCACCGCUACCAACAGAUUUGGCCAGACAACAUGCACCACGUACCUCGAGGUUAAAAAGACUGACAUAAGCCAGGCAGAGAAAUGGGUAGAGAAGAUGUUUAAGGUCACAGGCCAACCUCCUACGUUCACAGUUCAGAUCCAGCCUGUGAGAUGCUCGGAAGGAGGAGAGGUUUCUUUUAAUUACAAAGCAAGUGGGGAUCCAGCCCCUGAUCUGAAGUGGUUCAAGGGCACAUUUCAAAUCCAGCCCAGCAGAAACUGUAUUAUUGUAGCCAACCCAGACGGAUCUGGCUUCAUCAAUAUUAAGAACAUCAAACAGGAAGACAGCGGCCUGUAUACAUGCAAGGCCUCAAACCAGUUUGGGGAGGCAUCUUGUAGUGCUGAGCUUGUUGUGUUCAAAGAAUCGGUUUCUCGCAAACAGGAACAGCUGACUGUGAUUCAGAAGAAAGGAUAUAAGGUGUCAAUGACUGAACAGGCAACAGAGUCUCGCUUGUACCAGGUCAGCCUGCCGGGUCAGGACAGGGCUAGGACCGAUCAGAUGGUUUAUACCAUCGGCACUGAGGACCGGCAGAUAAUUCCCAGUGAGCAGGUCGGCUCCCUGAGAGAACUAGAUAUCUCUGCUGCCACUAUUCAACGUGAGCAGGUGACCCACCAGGCAGCAGUGCUUCAGUCUCAUGAGAUAGAGGAAAGGGUGUCCGUGGUUCCUACACGCCCACCUCAGGUUUCAGCUGUUCCUGCAAAACAGCUUCACAUGGCAACAUUUACGUCAUCUGUCGAAGAGAGUCAGGACCUCACAGAGCAGCACUGUGAUCGCAUUCAGAGCCCUGAGAUCAUUGAGCUUCAGUUAGCUAGAGAAAAGAGGUCAAAGAUGAUGUCAGCUGUUGCUGAGGAGCUCACCCCACUUUCAACUGUCAGCACAGAGCCUCUGGCUGACAGAAAGCCUGCUACUGUUAGGCCCUCUUCAGAACCUAAACAACUUGUCAGUGGGCAUCAAGUCGAGUCCCAAUUGUCCAUCCUUAAAGAGCAGUCUCACGAUAUCCCCAAACCACAGGAUGAGAAAGGUUACAAAGUUAAGGAAGGUGUUAAGAUUUUAUACUCAGCCCAGUCCUCAGAGAAUCGUGUGCUUGCAGAGGGUCACACAAGUGAACUGGCAACAGCAGAUUCUGCUAUGAAGUCUUCCAUUGGGAAGGAAAAACACCAACCUGUCUUGGCCUCGGUCAGUGAGUCAAAACAUACUUUUUCUAAGGAGACUAAGUUUUCCAUGCAGAGGCCUUCUGAGGAAAUAGCCCAACUCUGUAAGGAUAAAAUCAAAAAGGUAGCUCUAACUGCUGAAGAAAAGCAAAUACUGCAGGCUGAGCCCAGUCAGCAGCUUCAAAGUCUGGACAGUGCAAUGUCCAUUCAGUCACAGGUAGAGGGAGAGCAGUUGUUGCAUUUGCAGGUUAUCACAGAGCAGGAUCUCCUUCCAUCAGAAAAAAGCUUCACCUGUGAGAAACCUGCACCAGAGCAGGCAGGAGCCAGGAAGAGUCCCACCUUGCUACAUACAGUUAGCCAGGAUGAGCAGAGGACAGUAGUUUAUGAGGACACAUCAGAAUUUGAAUCCAAGGCUAGCACCAUGACCAUCCAACCCCAGAAAGAGGCCCCUACUUUGCUGCACCUACAGUCAACCCAUCCUGUGGAGGCACUACCCAAAGAGGGUAUUCUCAUAAUUGAGAAGCCUGACCAGCAGGUGGCAGCACAGAAAAAGGAAAAGACUAGAAGUCAUGCAGCAAUCUCAGAAGAGAGAAGGGAGCUCACAGCAGAUUAUCACACAGAGCUGGAUUUGGCUGUGACUGGUAUUCAGUCUCAGCUUAGAACAGAACCAAGACCUCAAAACAUCCUCCAGCUCUCCUUCCAGCCAAUGCAGCUGCCGAAGGAGACACCAGUUACCACUGAUGUCAAGCAGCAGCGAGCUCUGGUGCAGAAGGAAGAUCGUUUAAAUGUGUUGCAGGUCACCACAGUGGCAGACAGUCCAGUCUUAGAUGCUGGACACACUGAUAAUCUUACAGAUGUCGAGCAAUUCACCUGCAAGACAGUUGAAGAGCCAAAAGUUCCCACUGAGCCAAUUCAGAUUGAAGAGAAGGAGAUCUCCACUGAGAGUAGUGUCCUUCUAGAGGCAGCACAACAGGACUUUGCUGUUCAGAUUCAGGAAGGUCAGUCAGUUAGGCAGUCGAUAGUGAUGGACGAGAAGCGGGUUUUGAUGGGUGAGCUGUCUCAGGAGAUUAGCAAGUCAGAGUCCACUAAAGUUGCCGUCAGCACACAGCCAAAACUCUCCCUUAUGGUGUCAGAAUCAAAAGACAGCACAACUCUUCCCAAAGAGAUGACGUUUGUUAUUCAGAUCCCUAAGCCAUCCAGUCUGAAUAUACGGCGUCAGCUCAGAGACGCUCUUCAAUCUGCUGUGGCUAGCGACCAGCCAGUAUUGUUGGCUGACGUCUUGGGAAAGUUACAGACUGUAGAAGUACAGGAGGUCAAGGUUCAAAGAGAACCCAAGCGGGCAAUGUUUACAUACCUGAUCACAACAACAGGUGCCCCCAUGGAGAUCACUUUGACUUUUGAGGGUCACUAUCCCCAGACAGCUGACCUCAGGACUGAACUCCAGGCAGCUUUCCACUCCAUAGUGUACCAGGAAGCCCAUGUUCUUACAUCAGAUCAGCCAGGCACUAUGCAGCUGGACAAACCUCAAAGGGCGCAGGUUGCCGCAGCCCGUUCUAAGCAAAUGCUAUCAUCAAUGGUAGAAACAGUGAGUGUGACAGAGAGUGCAAUGGAUUUCACUGCUGUUAAAUCUCAAGCUGCUGCACUUAAGACUGAGUCCAAAAUGACAGUUGAAUGUGCUUCUGCUGAGCAAAAUAUUGUGAUGCAGGAAUCAAAGGUAGCUAAGAUGGAACAGUCCAUCUCAUCCCAGAUCAAAAUGACCACUGAGGCUCACAUGGCUUUUGAGCAGUCAGUGCAGGUGUCAAAACAGGAAGUGAGGUCAGUAACAAUGAAAAGCCAUGAAAGGGAUGUAGGAGCAGCUGUUGUUCCCACAGCCCUUCCUCCCACUGCUGUUCCAACCGAGCAGGUGGUGGAUGUAAGCAUCCAAAUGGAGCACAGGGAGGAGAUCUUCAAAGAGGAGAUCACAAUAUCUAGGUCAGAGCAGAGGGAAUACCCUGAAGUUAUAACCUCCCUCGAAGACUUCUCCAUCGAGGAGGAUAGCAAAGUAACCUUUAGCACCACCAUUAAGUACGUCACAAAGGUAAACUGGUUUUUCAAUGGGCAAUUGGUGAAAUCUGGCAAGGAGUUCAAGUGUUCCAAAGACCACGACACUUACACAUUGGUUAUCAACAAAGUUGUCAAGGAGAGGCACCAAGGAGAAUAUGUUUGUGAGGCUGAGAAUGAGACUGGCAGGACUACAACAUCUUCAAGGCUCACUGUGGUCUCAAGAGUGCCACCUGUCUUCAGCCAGAAGAUCACACCUCUGGAGAUCAACGUCGGCAACCAAGCCAAGUUCGAAUGUGAAAUCCAGGAUGCUCCGACUGUGACCUUCAAAUGGUACAAGUCAGGCAUUGAGAUCAGACAGAGUGAGAAGUACAGGAUCCUCAGCCGCCACAUUGGUUCCUCUCUGGAGCUUCUGAACCCAGUCAAAGCUGACAGCGGGGAAUACACCUGCAAGGCUUCAAACCAGCACGGCACUGACAGCUGCACUGCCUCUCUCAUUGUAACUGAAAUAUACCCACCAGUAUUUGUUUCAAAACCAGACCCAAUGACUUUGUAUGUGGGAAAACAAGCUGUGUUCCAGUGCUCUCUUACUGGAUCAACACCCAUGGAAGUUGUCUGGCACAAGGACAACAUAGCAAUCUCCUCGGAAGGGAACUAUGUCAUGAAAUGUGAAAAGAACAAGUAUUCUCUGCACAUUAAAAGUCUUGAGCUGACUGAUCAGGGAGUCUACCUGUGCAAGGCCUCCAACAGCGUUGGCGCUGCUACCUUUACCACAGAGCUCAAUGUCAUCAACAAGCCAAGCUUCGUUAAGACCAUUGAGCCUGUGUCAGCAGCUGUCAAUGACCUGCUGAGGCUGGAGUGCCAGGUGGACGAGGACACUGGUGUGACCAUCACCUGGACCAGGGAUGGCAAAAAAGUCCACCAGAGUAUGGAUUGUAAACUGUCCUUUGAGGACAAGGUUGCUGUUGUUGAGAUACCCAAGUCUAAACAGAAGGACUCUGGGAAAUAUGUUUGCACAGCCACGAAUGAGGCUGGAAGCUCAUCCUGUGAGGCUGUGGUAACAGUUCAAGAGCCUCCUACCUUUGUCAAGAAAAUGGAGCCAAAGUUUAUUUGGAAACAAGGCAUAUCUGCCCGCUUACAGUGCACUGUUAAAGGAUCACCCGAACUUCGUAUCCACUGGUUCUGGAAUGAGAGAGAGCUUAGCGAUGGAGACAAAUACAAAAUCUCUUUCAAGAAUGGAGUAGCUACUCUGGAAAUAAUUAACACUUUGGUAACAGACAGUGGGAGCUACACCUGCGAAGUGUCAAACAAUGCAGGCAGCGAGAGUUGCAACACACUUAUAGCCGUUAAAGAGCCCCCGGCCAUUAGGAAGGAGCUGCUGACAGUAGAGGCAGUGAAGGGAGCAGCAGCUCACCUGGAGUGUGAAAUCACAGGAACAGCUCCCUUUGAAAUCAGCUGGUUGAAAAAUAAGAAAGCCAUCACCAGUGAGCAGAAAUAUAAGAUUAUCUGUCAUGAAUCCUUGGCAAGGCUGGAGAUCCAGACCUUUGAGAGUACAGACGUUGGAGAUUAUCAGUGUGUCAUAUCUAAUGAUGUGGGCAAAGUCACCUCUAAGGCCCUAGCUAAACUUAAAGAGCCACCAUCUUUCUCGAAGAGAGUCGAGAGUGUUACAGCAGUGUUGGGAAAUACAGUGAAACUACAGGGAACCGUUAAGGGCUCGGCUCCCAUCACUGUUAAGUGGAUGAAAGACUCCGAAAUACUGAGAGAUGAUGAUCAAAACAUCAAGAUGGUGUUUGAGAGCAAUGUUGCUAGCUUGUCGAUAACAACAGUGGCCAUUAAUCACGGUGGCAAAUAUUCCUGUCAAGCUGAGAAUGAGGCCGGCCAACAAAAAUGUGAAGCUACCUUGACUGUGCAAGAGCCGGCACGAAUUGUAGAACCUGCAGAGUCCAUUAGUGUGACUGCAGGGGAUUCAGCCACUUUGGAGUGCACAAUCUGUGGAAGCCCAGACCUCAAAGUGAAGUGGUUUAAAGACGGCAAGGAGAUGAUCAGUGGCCGUAAAUAUAAGAUGACUCUCAAGGACAAUAUUGCCUCCAUGAAGAUUCUUGCAUCAGAAAAAGGAGACACUUCAGAGUACAAGAUGGAGGUGUCCAAUAAAGUUGGGAAAGACCAGUGCACAUGCUCAGUCACUGUCUUAGAUCGGAUAAUGCCUCCAACUUUCACCAAAUCCCUGAAAAGAGUUGAUGGUAACAUUGAUAAUGACGUCUCAAUGGAUUGUAAGGUGUCUGGGUCCCAGCCCAUGAUCAUAUGUUGGUUCAAAGAUGACCAGGAGAUUUUGUCUGGAUCCAAAUUCCAGCCAGAAUUCAAAGACAGCUCUGCUACAUUAAGGAUAAUUCGGCUGGAGAAGGCCGACUCUGGAGUUUACAAAUGCAGAGCCACCAAUUCAGCAGGCUUUAAAGAAACCAGCGGCACACUCUACGUCAAAGAGCCCCCAGUGUUCACAUUCAAACCAGACAAUCAGGAUGUUAUACCUGGAACCACCGUUUCUUUCAAAGCAGCCUUCACUGGAACGGCUCCUUUAGCUGUGAAGUGGUUCAUAGAGGAAAAAGAGAUGACCACUGGAACCACAUGUUUCAUAAAGAAAGAUGCCUCUUCAAGCUCGUUGGAGCUAAACUCUGUGAAACCCAGUGACUCUGCUAAAUACACAUGCCAAGUGUCCAACGAUGCUGGGAAGGUGGAUUGCACCGCAGUCCUCUUUGUAAAAGAACCUCCUGUGUUUGUGAGGAAGCUUGAGGCAACCAAGCUCAUCACCAGUGGUGACUCCGCCAAGCUGGAAUGCAAAGUGACGGGAAGCCCCGUUAUCAGUUUUAAGUGGUUCAAAGAUGAAAUGGAGAUCAAUCCCAGUCCUAAAUACACAAUGGUGUCCACCGACUUAGUUGCAUCUCUGGAUUUAGUCAACUGUACAGUAGAGGAUAGCGGAGAUUAUGUCUGUGUGGCAUCCAGCGAGGCUGGGACUGACCGCUGCAGCAGUACACUUACAGUCAAAGAACCGCCCUUGUUUGUGCGUAGCUUGGAGCCCAAAGAUGUGGUAAAAGGUUCUGAGAUGAUGCUGGAGGGCCAGGUCUCAGGUUCAGCACCUUUCACUGUGUCAAUUUACAAAAACACAAAGCUAAUAAGGAAUGACAAGAGGCACAGGAUCACUGUGAAAGAUGACCUGAUAGCCCUGCAGGUGCUGGCAGUAGAGCCAGGAGAUGUUGGUUUUUACCAGUGUACUGUUGAGAACGAAGUUGGAAAGGCCUCUUGUGAUUGUCAAGUGACAUUAAAAGAACCACCUUUAUUUGUCCGAAAGUUGGAGAACCUCAGUUCUUUGGUUGGCAGCGAGGUUUCUCUGCAGUGCACUCUGAAGGGCUCAGAGCCCAUGACUGUGGCCUGGAUGAAAGACAACCACGAGAUCAAAGAGGCUGAAAACAUUCAGAUCACAUAUGAAAACAUGACUGCUGUGCUGCUCAUUACCAACUUACAGAGCAAACAUGCUGGCAAAUACUCUUGCCAGGCGCAGAAUCAGGCUGGUAGCCAAACAUGCUCUUCUGUGUUGACAGUAAAAGAGCCAGCUAAGAUCACAGAGGAGGCCAAAUCUAUCAGUGUGACUCAGGGAGACCCGGCCAACCUGGAGGCCAGGUUCUCGGGCACAAAGCCAUUGAAGGCAAAAUGGUUAAAGGCCGGCAAAGAGCUGUCCUCAGGCCAGAGAUAUAAAGUACACAGCACAGACACCAGCUCUGUGCUAAAGAUCAACAAAACUGAAAAAAGUGAUAGUGGUGAAUAUGUCUUUGAGGUUUCAAAUGAUGUUGGCCAAAGCUCUUGUGAAGCAACACUCACUAUCCUCGAUCAAAUAAUCCCUCCAUCUUUCACAAGAAAACUGAAGCAAACGGAGGGUAUUAAAGGAUCAUUUGCUCAUUUGGAGUGUCUCGUGUCUGGCUCUCUGCCGAUAACCAUUCAAUGGUACAAAGACGAGAAGGAGAUCCAGACUGAUGAGAAACACAAAUGCACAUUCUUUGAGAAUGUUGCUUUUCUGGAAAUCUCUAAUCUUGACAGUAAAGAUAGCGGCAGCUAUACCUGCAUCGCUAAAAACAAAGCGGGAUCUGUCCAGUGCUCUGGGAUCUUAUUUGUCAAAGAACCACCAUGUAUUAUUGAAAAGCCAGAAUCCAUGAAUGUGCUGCCUGGCUCAAAGGUCCAGUUUAAUGUACUGGUCUCUGGUACAGCACCACUAAAGAUCAAGUGGUUUAAAAACAAGAAAGAGAUUUUAUCGAGUGCUGACUGCUCCGUGAUCAAAGACAACACCUCGAGCACACUGGAGCUCUUUUUUGCCAAAACCUCAGAUUCUGGAGACUACAUCUGUGAAAUACAGAACGAUGUGGGCUCCACGUCGUGUCAGGCAGCACUCUUUGUCAAAGAGCCUCCCAAAUUCACAAGAACCCCCGACCGUGUUUCUGUGGUCCGUCCUGGUCAGAGUAAAUUAUUUGAGUGUCAGGUGACUGGCACACCUGAGAUAGACAUCUACUGGUUUAGGGAGGGGUCUGAGAUCAGCCCGAGUGAUAGAUACAAGAUGGCCUUUGUUAAUUCUGUUGCAACUCUGGAAGUCUGUGGAGCAGAAACUAAAGACAGUGGGCUUUACUACUGCGAGGCUCGCAAUGAGGCUGGAAGUGAGAGCUGCAGCAUGGAGCUCAAAGUCAAAGAACCGCCAUCGUUUGUUAAAGAGCUGGCUCCAGCUGAUGUUGUCAAGGGCUCCAGCGCCUGCUUUGAGUGUCAGGUUGCUGGGACUGGUCCAUUUGAGAUUACAUGGCACAAAGAUGCUAAAGAGAUCAAACCCAGUGCCAAACAUGGCUUCUCCCAAAUGAAUGGCACUUUGGGUCUGGAGGUGCACAAAUGUGACAAGGUAGAUGUCGGUGAAUACCAGUGUACUGUUUCCAACGAGGUGGGAAGCUGUACUUGUAAGACUACAUUAAACCUCAAAGAACCACCAACAUUUACCAAGAGAAUUGAGAAUACUGCCACCGUCCUGGGUAAAAUGGCAGAUUUUAUGUGCGUUGUCAAGGGUUCUCCAACUCUCUCUGUACAAUGGCAAAAAGAUGAGAACUGGAUUUUGGAGGAUUCAAAGAUUGAGAGGACAUUUGAGAAUAAUGUAGCCACUCUCAGGAUUCUGUCCUGUGAGACGACGCAUAGUGGGAAAUACACCUGCCAGGUGGUAAAUGAGGCUGGGCAGGAGAAGUGCUUUGCCACCCUCACAGUGCAAGAGCCCCCUAAGAUCACAGAGAAACCCGAGAUAAUAAAGGUUACUGUCGGAGAUCCCGUCAGUAUGGACUGUAAGGUAACAGGCUCCCCUGAGCUCAAAGUGAAAUGGAUGAAAGAUGGCAAGGAACUUCAGUCCAUCAGGCAGCACAAGCUGACCUUUGAGAACAACAUGAGCAACCUAAAGAUUCAGUCUGUUCAGCGACAGGACGAAGGAGAAUAUGUCUUUGAGGUGGCGAACCACAUCAGUAGCUGCACCUGCAAAGUCAAAGUGAUCGUACUAGAACAAGUAAUUCCCCCAAGCUUCAUCAAACCACUUGUAAACAUGCAAGAGAUAUUGGGCUCAUUUGUUCAGAUCUGUUGCAAAAUAUCUGGCUCCCUCCCCAUAUCGGUGGAAUGGCAGAAAGACGGGACCAAAAUCUCUAGUGGGGUGAAACAUAAACUCAUUCAGCAGGACAAUUCUGUGUCCAUUGAAAUUGAACAGCUAGAGAGAUCUGACGCAGGAUCUUACUCUUGCAAACUGACCAACGCAGCUGGAAGUUGUGAAUCCAGUGGAUCCCUCAUGGUCAAAGAACCUCCCAGCUUUGUAACAGUGCCUGAGUCGCAGGCGGCUGUUCCCAAUGCCACUGUGCGCUUCAAAGGCACAUUUAAGGGAACACCUCCAUUUACGAUCAAAUGGUUCAAGGACGACACCGAGCUCAUGACUGGGCCCAACUGUUUCACGGGUCUGGAUGGGCAGUCUUGCUUCUUAGAGCUCUUUUCAGUGGGUGUCACCCAGAGUGGAGUUUACUCUUGCCAAGUCAGUAAUGAUGCCGGCUCUGUACGCUGCAGUGCAGAUUUGACUGUCAAAGAACCACCUGAAUUUGUGCUGAAACUCCCUGCCACUAAGUUUGUGAGGCAGGGAGAGUCACUCCGUCUGGAGUGCAAAGUCAGUGGCACAACUCCUUUGACAGUGACCUGGUACAAACAUGAAACCAGGGUCACAGACGGGGGCAACUACAAGACAUCAUUUGUUGACUCAGUAGCAGUCCUGGAACUGCACUCCUCGAGCUUUGAUGAUGAUGGAGUGUACACCUGUGAAGCUCAGAAUGAUGCUGGCAGUGUCAGCUGCAGCACCACACUUUCUGUUAAAGAACCGCCAUGUUUUGUCAAAGUACCUCAGCCCAUUGAAGGGCUGAAGGGUAAGGACGUGAGUCUGUACUGCGAGAUGAGCGGUACAGCUCCGUUCCAGAUCACCUGGUUCAAAGACAGGAAACCUCUGAUGGAGAGCAGGAAGUAUAAGAUGGUGAGCGAAGGCAGCUCGGCAACGCUGCAUGUCAUUGGGAUAGAGCCUACGGAUGCCGGCGAAUACGAGUGCAAAGUGUCAAACAGUGUAGGAAGCGAAACCUGCCAGACGUCAGUUAAACUCAGAGAGCCGCCGUCGUUUGUGAAGAAACUGUCAAACAUGACGGUGAUACUGGGAGAGGAGGUGACCCUUGUGGCCACUGUUAAAGGCUCUGAACCCAUUACUGUGUCCUGGGUUCAAGACAAGGAUCACAUUCUCAGGGACGGUGACAACAGGAAAAUCACCUUUGAGAACAACAAGGUCGCUCUUAAAGUGUUUAAGGCUGAUGCAACCACUGCAGGCAAAUACACGUGCCAACUCAGAAACGAUGCUGGGAGUGUGGAGUGUUUCGCUAACUUGACUGUUCUAGAACCUGCAAAGAUCGUGGACAAGCCGGACACCCUGAGUGUGACCGCAGGUGAUAUCGCCGCCCUAGAGGUCAAAGUGUGUGGCACCCCAGAGCUGACACCAAAGUGGUUCAAGGACGGCGUUGAGCUGGCCUCAGGGAGGAAAUACAAAAUCUCCUUUUCUCGGAUGAUCUCCAGCCUGAACGUGCUCUCUGCAGAGAAAGUGGAUUCUGGAGAAUAUACGUUUGAGGUUAUGAACCAGGUCGGAAAGGAUCUGAGUAAAAUCAAUCUCACCGUUCUAGAUAAGAUCAUGCCUCCGAGCUUCUCGAGGAAGUUGAAGGAUUGCAACACGGUUGUAGGAAACGUCGGUGAAAUGGAGUGCAAAGUGUCGGGCUCCCCACCUUUCACCGUCUCAUGGUAUCACGACGGGGAGGAGAUACAGACAGGACCGAAUUACGACAUUUCAUUCAGCGACAACAGCUGCACGCUCAAAGUGCCCACGCUGAAGCUGUCGGACUCUGGAGUGUAUAAAUGUAAAGCUGUCAACAAGGCAGGCUCCAGUGAAACCUCGGCCUCUUUGGUCGUCAAAGAACCUCCGUCCUUUGUGGUGCCUCCUCAGCCCGUGGAGGCCAUGCCUGGCUCCAACGUGACCUUCUCGGCCAUGGUGAAGGGCAGCGCCCCCCUCAAGCUGAAGUGGUUCAGAGGCACAAAGGAGAUUGUGUCUGGACGGAGCUGUAACUUCUCCCUGAAGGAGAACCAGGUUAUUCUGGAGCUGUUCAACGUAGACAGCUCUCAGGCAGGAGAGUACACCUGUCAGAUCAUUAACGAUGCAGGGAAAGAAAACUGCCCUGUUCUCCUCGCCGUCAAAGAGCCCGCGGUGUUCUCCAAGAAGCUGAAGGACGUGUCGGUGGAGAAAGGCAAACCUUUGACUCUGGAGUGCACGUACAGCGGGACUCCUAAAAUCACCGUGAGCUGGUUCAGAGACGGCCAGCAGAUCUUUGCUUCUUAUAAAUACAACAUCACCACGACGGAGAGCUCGUGCCUCCUCGAGUGUCUGAGCACUGACGACAAGGAGGCAGCGGGACGCUACUCCUGUGAGGUGUCUAAUGAUGCUGGACGCGACACGUGUGAGGCCGCCGUGUCCAUCCUCGAGCCACCGUACUUUGUGGAGUCCCUGGAGCCGAUGGAGGUGACGGCGGGAGAUGCUGUGUGUCUGAAGUGUCAGGUGGCGGGCACGCCUGAGAUCAAGGUGUCCUGGUUUAAAGCGGACGGUAAAGUCCGCUCUAGCCCCACCUGUAAGUUAGAGUACUCGAAGGGCGUGGCCUGUCUGAAGCUCAGUAAGGCCACCAAGAGCGACAUCGGAGAGUACACCUGCAAGGCAGAGAACCCCAUAGGCUCCGCUUCCUCCACCUGCAGGCUCAACGUGCUCGAGGCUAAAACUCCUCCGUCCUUCCCAAAGAAGAUCACCAGCCUGCAGCAGACGGAGGGUCUGCCCGUCAGGUUUGAGUGCCGCGUUGCCGGCUCCUCACCCAUCGAGGUGUCCUGGCUGAGAGACGGCGAGCCUGUGAGGGAGGGAGACGAGUUCUCCAUGACAUACGACGACAACACGGCCGUGCUGCAGAUCGGCAGCGGGGAGAUGAGGCACUCCGGAGAGUACACGUGUGUCGCCACCAACAGCGUGGGCUCCGCCUCCUGCAGGGCCAAACUCACUCUGCAAGAACCACGAUACCCCCCAGUCUUUGACAGGAAGUUGUCACCACAGGAGGUGACGGUGGGCGACAGCAUUGAGCUGGAGUGUCACAUGAGUGGCUCCGCCCCCAUUAAAGUCACAUGGUCCAAAGACCAUAAAGAUAUCCGCUCAGGGGGAAAUUAUAAGAUGAGCUGUGUGGAGGACACGCCCCACCUGACCAUAGUGAAGGCCGAUAAAGGCGACACGGGCAGGUACUUCUGUCACGUGUCUAACGACGUGGGGAAGGACUCGUGUUCCUCUGACAUCACGGUCAAAGAGCGUAAAAACCCUCCCGUGUUCACUAAAAAGCCCUCCGAGAACAUCGAGGACUUGGAGGGUAAGCUGGUGAAGAUCGAGGGCCGCGUGUCGGGCUCUCAGCCCAUCUCAGUGAGCUGGUUCAGAGAGAACACGGAGAUCCACAGCUCCAACAAAUACGACGUCAGCUUAAAGAGUAACGUGGCCGUGCUGUGCAUUAAGAGCAGCCAGGUGACCGACAGCGGCAGGUACUCCUGCCAGGCUUCAAACGAGGCGGGACGCGCCUCCUGUGACUUCAGCGUGGGGAUCUCAGAGGCGAAGAAGCCUCCGGUGUUCGACGUCCCGCUCAAACCGCUGACCGUGGACGAGGGUGACAAGCUUAGCCUCAGGUGUCACGUCUGCGGCUCUGCUCCUCUGAAGAUCCAGUGGAUGAAGGACAGGAAGGACCUGAUGUCCGGCGGCAGCACCAGUAUCAGCUUCUGUGACGGCACGGCCUGUCUGGAAAUAAACUCUGCAUCCAAACACGACGCCGGAGAUUACCUGUGCAAGGCCAGCAACGAGGCGGGCAACGAGUUCUGCAAGGCCAAAGUGACGGUCAAAGAGAAACCAGGAGCGGCGCCGCCUUCGUCUGAAGCUCCAGCUGCUGUGCCGACGAAAAAACUGGACAACCUGUUCUUCAUCGAGGAGCCCAAGACCACACACGUCACAGAGAAGGGAACCGCCACGUUCAUCGCCAAAGUGGGCGGUGACCCGAUCCCCAGUGUGAAGUGGAUGAAGGGUAAGUGGAGGCAGAUCACACACGCCGGCCGGAUCUCCAUGGAGCAGAAGGGCCAGGAGGCCAAACUGGAGAUCAGAGAGGUGACCAAGUCCGACUCGGGUCAGUACAGGUGCGUCGCCUCCAACAAGCAUGGAGAGAUUGAGUGCAGCGCCGAUAUGCACGUGGACGAGAAGAAAGGGGCGGCGCUGCUGGAGGGAGACCUCAGGGCUAAACUGAAGAAGACACCAUCGAAGCAGAAGAGUCCACAGGAAGAGAAGGACAUCGACAUCGUGGAGCUGCUGAGGAACGUGGACCCCAAAGAGUAUGAGAAAUACGCCCGGAUGUACGGCAUCACGGACUACAGAGGCCUGCUGCAGGCCAUCGAGCAGCUGAAGAAGGAGAAGGCGGAAGAAAGUGGAAGACCGGAACUUGAACGUGGUGACAGAGAGUCCGAUGAGGACAUGGCCCGACUGGUGGCCGACCUGCAGAAGAGGAUGGAGCGCACAGAGCCUGUCACCGUGGUGAAGGACAUAUCCGAUCAGUCCGUCUUCACCAACAAGGAGGCUGUGUUUGAGUGUGAGGUCAAGAUCAACUACCCAGAGAUCACCCUGUCUUGGUACAAGGGAACACAGAAACUGGACAACAACGACAAGUACGACAUCAGCAUCAGUGGCGACCGCCACCUGCUCAAGAUCAAGAAGUGUCAGGCGUCCGACCAGGGAAACUACAGGGUGGUCUGUGGGCCUCACAUCUCCAGCGCCAAGCUCACCGUCAUGGAGCCUGAGGUUGAAAAGCAUCUGCAGGACACAUCGGGUAAGGAAGGCCAGUCGUGCACUCUUUCUUGUCAGUUGUCCAUCCCUAACGUAGAUGCUCAGUGGUUUAAAAAUGGCAAGCAGUUAGAGAUGAAGGGCAGGUUCACGUCCGAGGUGAAACACAAGGUUCAGAAGCUUCUGAUCAGAGACCUGAAGCCUGAAGACCAGGGCAGAUACGCCUGCAGGUACCAACACCUGGAGUCCUCGGCCGACCUCUGGGUCGAAGCUGAACAAAUUCAUUUCACCAAACGCAUCCACAACAUCGAAGUCAACGAGCGCCAGUCGGCCACCUUUGAGUGCGAGGUGUCCUUCGACAACGCAAUCGUGUCGUGGUACAAAGACACCUGGGAACUGAGAGAGAGCCCUAAGUACAACUUCACAAGCGAGGGCCGAAGACAUUUCAUGGUUAUCCGAAACGUGUCCAUUGAAGACGAAGGCGUGUACUCAGUGAUUGUGAGGUUGGAGCCCAGAGGAGAGGCUAAGAGCACUGCUGAGCUUUAUUUGUCUGGCAAAGAAAUUGAAUUAGCAAUGGUGCCAUUUGAUAUCCCAGACUCCUCAGUUCAGAGGCCUGAAGUGCCUUCGUCUGUGGCAAUUCAAGAAGAAUCUGCUGAAUUCUAUCAGUACGAAGAAGAGAUCGAACAGAGAGAAUCUGCUGAAUAUUCCUAUCAAUACGAAGAAGAGGUGGAGGUGGAGCAGAGAGUCGAGUAUCAGAGCUGGACCGAAGAGACGGUAACACAGCAGGUGUCCACGACCAAAGCUGCCAGAGUCGCCGUCGAGGAGACAGUUGAGACGAAGAAGGUUGAAAUGAGACAGGAAGUCCCAACCAAAGUUCCUAAAGCCGAGAAGAAGCCCGAAGAGAAGCCACCAGCAGCUGUGAAAGCGCCGUCUCCACCCAAAGUGCCGGAGGCCAAGAAGCCGGUGGAGGAAAAGGUUCCUGUAGUUUCAGUCCCAGAGAAGAAGGUUCCUGCUCCUAAAGAACCAGAGGAGGUUAAGAAGCCUGCUGCUCCCUCUCUGCCUGCUGAGAAGCCUGGAGUGCCAAAGAAAGAUGCGGCUAAACCUCAGGUACCGGCUGAGCCCAAAAAAGUGGCGCCUGCAGCUAAGCCUGAGCCUGAACCCAAACCAAAAAUUAAAGCAGAGCCUGAGCCAAAGCCGAAGCCUGCACCGGCUCCCAAAGCAGAACCAGAAGCCAAAUCUGCAGCCAAGGUCGAGCCCAAGUCUGAAGACAAACCGGUGCCAGUAAAGAAGCCGGCAACGCCCCCAUCCAAAGUCCCAGAAGAGGCUGAAAAUACAGAUCUGGCAAAGAUCAAGCCUCAGGUGGGAGCAAAGCCAGAACCAGAAGCCCAAAAAGUGAGACCAGAACCUGAAAAACCAAAACCAGAAGUCCGUAAACCUGUGCCUCCAAUAAAGAAGCCAGAACAAAAACCAGAACCUGCAGUGGUACCUAAACCAGAACCUGCAAUGGUACCUAAACCAGAACCUGCAGUGGUACCCAAACCAGAACCUGCAGUGGUACCUAAACCAGAACCUGCAGUGAAAAAAGCUGAACCUGAAGUCAAAGUCCCAAAACCAGAACCUCCGAAGCCCAAACCGGAGAUAAAGCCUGAACCCAAGGAGCCGAAGAAAAAAGCUCCAGUGGAAGAAAAACCACCUGAGCCUCCUAAAGCAGCCCAGAAACCAGAACCUGAGCCCACCAAGAAAGAGACAGCUUUGAAGCCCAAACCUAAACUGUUACCUGAAGAGGUGCCUGAUACAGAACCUCUGAGGAGGUUUGAUGAUGUAGUUGUGUCAGAGCCUGAACCUGAGAGGCUGCCUGAUAAAAUACCUGAAACAGUACCUGAUAGACGGCCUCCAGAGAAAGCUGAGGUGAAGGAAAGGACCCCUGAGAAGGUCCAAGAAAAGGUACUGGUACCUGAGAUAAAAUUGGAAGAGAUUCCAAAGAUGGUGCCAGAAAAAGUGCUACAGAAAAUAUCAGAAAAACCACCGGAGCAAAAAGCUUCUGAGAAGGCUCCACCCGAGAAGAAGCCUUCAAAGGUUCCCCAAAAGGUGGCUGAGGAAGAGCGGACUCCUGAGAAGAAGCCUCUUGUAAAGGUUCAGGAAGUCAAACCUGAUAAGGUUUCUAAAAAAACAACCGAAAGGACCUCUGUAGAACAAACAGUGCUAACAAAAGUCCCUGGGAAAACACCUGAGAAGGUGUCGGACGCUAAACCAAAGAUUGAAGAAAGUCUUUGCAAAGAAACGGAGACUGUGGCGAUAGAGAAGAUUCUGCCCAAAGAGGUGGAGCCAGAGAAAAAAGUUCCUGUGAAGGAGAAGGAGCCCACGGCACAGGUCAAAGAAGCGCUGGUAAAGCCAGCUGCUCCACAAGAAGAGAGACGACCACAGGCCGCGGUUAAAGUUCAGGAAGACGCCAAAAGGCCUGAAGAAAGCAAGAAGGUGGAGAAGAAAGUGACUCCACCAGAAGAAUCAAAGCCAGUGUCCAAGCCGCAGCCGACUGUGAAGGCUGAAGAACCGGCCAAGGUGCUUCCACAGGACGAGAAAGCUCCUGAGAAAGAUGAAACCAAGGGACCUGUCCAAGCACCUGGAGGAGUCAAGAAAGAAUUGGUUCUGCCCAAAAAAGGUAAAAUUCUCGUCGAAGAGGAGGGAACAUUUGAGAUUCCCACCUUGAGGAAAACAACCAGAGUCAUUAAGGAAGUGGAAGGGGAGCAGGAGGUUAUAAAGCUGAAGAAGAUCCCCUCGGUCUCACCAAAAGAGGCCAAAGAAGAGGAAAAACCCCAGAAGGUCACCAAGACUACCGUCUUCCAGGUCGAGGAGCUGGUGCACAGAGAAGAGGCUGUCGAGAUGUCAGUCGCCACCAGGAGAACAGUGGAGGAGAGGACGCCUCGAGAGAAAGCAGAACUUGUGAAGAAGCCAGAAAUUGUGCAGGCUAAAGAAGAGGACCAAAAAGAAGCUCCUAAAGAUGCAUGGACCUGCCAGAAACCCACCCGAAAAGAAGAGAAGCCUGAAGAUAAGAUUUCUCUGAAGAAGACUCCCAAGGCGAAGAAGGACGAGGAGCCUGCCCCACCGAGUGCAACCUUGAAGAAAGUCAAGAAACUGCCUUCUGAGGAAGUAGAACCAGAAGUAGUUAAACUAAAACCAUUUGAAAAGUCUGCCAAGCCAGCUGAAGAGCCAGAGAAAGAUAAGAAGGAGAGGCCGGACAGGGAUACUGUGCCUUUCCAAAAGGGUGAGAGGACACCCAGAGAGGUGGAGCCCAAAGAACCUCCAAAGAAACCUGAGAAACCUCCUCCAGAGGUAAAGGAGCCAACAGCCAAGGUGCCAAAACCAGUAGAUAAAAAGACCACUCCACAGAAUGAGCCAGAGGAGGUCAAACCGCCCACCAAGGUGAAGAAAAUCCCAACAAAGGAAGAAGAAAUUGAGUCAGUUAAGCUGAAGCCCUUCAGCAGACCAUCCAAAGAAGCUGCAGAGCCUGAGAAGAAACCAGCAGAGGAGAAGGAGAGGAAGCCGAUCGAUGAACUGCGCCGGCGUCGCAGUCCGGACGAAAAGCUGAAGGAACAAGAGCCAGAAACUAAAGCGAAGAAACCUGAGAUCCCAGAAGUUCCGGAGAAGAAGGAGGAGAAGCCAAAGGAGGUAGAAGCAGUUCCAGUAGAGAAGACAGUACCUCCUGCACCAACACCUGUUAAGAAACCUGAAAAGGUUCCUGAGGAGCCCAAACCUCUGCAGCUGAAGAAGGGAAUCAUACCCAAGGCCAAAGAGGAGAAAGAGGAGGUGGCUCUGAAGCCUUUUGAGAAACUGAAGAAGGUCGAGCUGAAAAAGACACCAUCUCCUAAAGUUGAGAAGCUUAAAGAAGAAGAGAAAGUCCCCGCUGAGAGGAGACCGAGUUUGGAGAAACUCAAAAAGAUUCCUAAAACCAUUUCACCGAGAGAAUCCAUUGAAGCUGUGACUCUCAAAAAGAUCCCGAAGAAGCCAUCCCCAGAGGAGGCCGCAGAACCAGCAAAGCCUGAAAGAAGGGUUCCUAUGGCCAAGGAAGUCUCUCCUGGAGCUGUACAAAUGAAGAAGAUCGCCACCCAGCCAGAGGAGGAGGUGUUUGAAGAGGAGUAUGAAGCAGAAGAGGCAGAGCAGGAGGAAGAGGAGGCCUGGGGUUGGGAGCUAGUCCCCACAGAGGACUGGGAAGGUGAAGCAGAGGAAGGUGCUCUGGAGGUACCAGGGGUGACCAGGAGAGAGGGACAACCAGCUGAAGAAGCAGGAAGAGGCAGAGGUAGAGGACUGAAACCCAAACAAACUCCGUCCCCCGGAGAAGGCAGGGGCCGAGGUCUGAGGCCUGGUGGAAAGGGUCCGUCUCCACCAGAGGAACCCUUUGCAGGAUUCAAGCUCAAAGCCGUCCCCCUGAAGUUCAUCAAGAAGCUUCAGGACAUUGUGUUGAAGGAAGCCGAGUCUAUCGGCUCGUCUGCUGUGUUUGAGUGUGAGGUCUCGCCCUCCACUGCUAUCACUUCCUGGAUGAAAGACGACUGUAAUCUACGCGAGAGUCCCAAGCACAAGUUCACUUCUGACGGCAAAGAUCGCAAGUUAGCCAUUAUUGACGUUCAGCUGUCGGACACCGGUGAAUACACCUGUAUAGCAAAGAAUGCCGGCAAGGAAAUACAAUGCACAGCCAAGCUCAUCGUUGAAGAGCUUCCUGUGAAAUGGAUCAAAGAGCUGGAGGAGGAGACUUCAGUUCUGAAGGGUCAGCCUCUGUACAUGACCUGUGAGCUGAACAAGGAGAGAGAUGUGGUGUGGAAAAGGAACGGCGAGGUCCUGAAGAAGAAGGCCAACAAGAUUCAGAUUAAUAUCAUCGGUAUGCAGCACGCCGUGACCAUCCAGAACACCGCUGAGGAGGAAACUGGUACCUAUACCUGUGAGGUGGCGGGCCAGGAGGACGUCAAGACCACAACGAUUGUCAAGAUCAUUGAAAUCAUUAAGGACUGGAUUGUGAAACCAUUGAGAGACCAGCAUGUGAAACCGAAGGCCACUGCUACAUUUAAAUGCGAGCUCUUCAAGGACACCCCCAACUGGAAGUGGAUGAAGGGAGAGACUGAGGUCACGCCCUCUGACAAGGUGGAGAUCAAGAAGGAAGGGAAGGAGCUGACACUGACCAUCAAGAACUGUCAGCCCGAGGAUGUUGCAGAAUACGCCAUGGAAGUGGAAGGACGUGUCUACACCGCUAAGCUAACGCUAGGAGAGCGGGAGGCUGAGAUCCUGAAGCCCCUGGCCAGCGUUGAGGUGGUUGAGAAGGAAGAUGCCAUGUUUGAGACAGAGAUCUCUGAGGACGAUGUUCCAGGGGAAUGGAAGCUCAAAGGGGAGGUUUUGACCAGAUCCCCGACGUGCGACAUCCUGAUGGAGGGUGCAGUGCGUAAGCUCAUUCUGAAAAGUUGCCAGUUGGACCAGGCUGGAGAAGUGUCCUACCAGGCUCUGAACGCCGUAACCAACGCGAUGCUCAAUGUCAAAGAAAUCGAAAUGGCCUUUGUAGUCCCACUGAAGGACGUGUCUGUGCCUGAAAAGAAACAAGCUAAGUUUGAAUGCACCAUCACGAAGGAUGUCUCUAAGGUCAUGUGGUUCAGGGGGGAUGACAUCAUCACCCCUGACCAAAAGUAUGACAUCAUCGAUGAUGGAAAGAAGCAUAUGCUGAUAAUAAACUGCUGUGAGUUUGAUGACGAGGAUGAAUACACGAUUGGGGUUUUGGACAAAACCUCAACAGCGAGACUCGCGGUGGAGGGUAUCAGGCUCAAAUUCAUUUCACCGCUAAAGGACCAAACUGUGAAGGAAGGCAACAUGGCUCGCUUCGAGCUGGAGCUCUCUCAUGAGAACAUUCCCGUCACCUGGUAUAAAAACGAUGUGAAAAUCCAUCCGAGCAGAACAGUGCUCACUCAUGUGGAUGGAAAGAGACACGUGCUAGAAAUAAAGGAAGUGACUCUGGAUGAUAUCUGCCAAAUUAAGGCUGAGGCCAAAGGAAUUCCUUCCAUGGCCAACCUGACGGUCAUAGAGGGAGAUGCUUACUUCACAGUCAAGCUGCAGGACUACACUGCAGUGGAGAAAGACGAGGUGGUUCUCGAGUGCGAGCUCAGCAAAGACGUCGAUGUCAUGUGGUACCACAAUGAGGCCGAGGUCAAGCCCUCUAAGAUGGUGGCCAUUAAGGCUGAGGGCAAACGUAGAACUCUCAUCAUCAAGAAAGUUGGCGACAAAGACAAAGGACAGUACUUAUGUGACUGUGGAACUGACAAAACAUCAGCAACGCUCCACAUUGAAGCUCGCCACAUCAAGGUGGUUCGGCCAUUGUAUGGCAUUGAGGUGUUUGACGGAGAGACGGCUCGAUUUGAGGUCGAGCUCAGUGAAGACGACGUCCACGGCCAGUGGAAGCUGAACGGAGAAGUCCUCAGUCCAUCUGCCGACGUUGAGAUCGUGGAAGAUGGCGCCAAACACACUUUGGUUUUGUACAACUGCAAAGUGCCUCAAACAGGCGAGCUGGCGUUUACCGCCGCUAACGCCAAGUGUUCGGCCAACCUGAAAGUGAAGGAGCCACCCGUGUCUUUCAUUACGCCACUGGCUGACCAGCAUGUUUACGAAAAGGACGAGGCGAGGUUUGAGCUGGAAAUUUCUAGAGAACCCAAAAGCUUCCGUUGGCUGAAAGGAUCACAGGAGCUAUCAAACGAUGACAAGUUUGACCUCCAGGUAGAAGGGAAGAAGCACAUUCUAAUUAUAAAAUCUGCCAAAUAUGAGGACGAGGCCAAAUACAUGUUUGAGGCUGAGGACAAAAGGACCUCUGGGAAGUUGAUCAUCAAAGGUAUUCGGCUCGAAUUUAUCAAGCCGAUUAAAGACGUGACGGUGAAGGAGCGUGAAACCGCAGAGUUCAGCGUUGAACUCUCUCAUGAAAAGAUCCCGGUGGUCUGGUACAAAAACGACGUCCGGCUGCACCCCAGCAAGGUGGUGCACAUGUCCGAGGCCGGCAAAGUCCACACGCUGGCCUUCAAGGAGGUCAGCAUCGACGACACGUCCAUGAUCAAAGUGGAGGCCGUGAGCAAGACUUCAGAGGCCAUGCUCACUGUGCUCGAGGGCGACCUGUACUUCACAGUGAAGCUACAGAACUACACCGCCGUCGAGAAAGACGAGGUGAUUUUGCCCUGCGAGCUAAGCAAGGCCGCCGCUGAGGUCAAAUGGUUCAAAGACGGUAGCGAAAUAUUCCCCUCCAAGAACAUUCUCCUCCAAUCAGACGGCAAGAAGCGCACGCUGGUCAUCAAGAAGGCGGCGAAGAGCCACAAGGGAGCAUUUACUUGCGACUGUGGCACCGACAAAACCACAGCCGACCUGAACAUUGAAGAGCGAGACAUCAAGGUAGUGCGCCCGCUUUACAGCGUGGAGGUCACAGAGACAGAGGCGGCCAAGUUUGAGACAGAGAUUUCCGAGGAGGAUCUCCACGCCGUGUGGAAACUGAAGGGAGAGACACUCCACCCGUCUGCUGAUGUCGAGAUCAAGGAGGAGGGCGCCCGACACAUCCUGAUCCUCUUUAACUGCAGGAGGGACAUGGUCGGAAGCGUGGACUUUUCGGCUGCCAAUGCCAAAUCUUCAGCUCAGCUCAGGGUCAAAGCCCGAGUGAUCAGCCUGCAGAGGCCUCUGAAGGAUGUCACCGUGACCGCCGGAGAGACCGCCACCUUCGAGUGCGAGCUGUCGUACGAAGACAUCGUUGUCGAGUGGUUGCUGGGGGGUACAAAGCUGGAACAGAGCGAUAGAGUGGUGCUGAAGACGGAGGGUAAAGUCCAAAGCCUGACUCUGAGAAACGUCGCAAUGAGUGAAGCCGGACAAGUGAAACUAGGCGCCAAAGACUUCCAGACUGAAGCUAACCUCAUUGUCAGAGAGCCGGCGGUGGAGUUCACAAAGCCCCUGGAGGACCAGACGGUGGAGGAGGAGACGACGGCCACGCUCGAGUGUGAAGUGUCCAGAGAGAGCGCAGAGGUACAAUGGUUCAGGGACGGACAGGAGAUCAGGAAGACCAAAAAGUAUGAGAUGAUUGUCGACGGCCACAAGAGGGCGCUACUCAUCCACGACUGUACUCUGGACGACUCCAAGACGUACACUUGUGAUGCUAAAGCCUUCAAAACCUCCUGUUUCCUCAACGUUGAACCUCCACAUGUCGAGUUCUCGAAGCCGCUCCAUGAUGUCGAGGUCAGAGAGAAGGAAUCUGCCAGGUUUGAGUGUGAAGUCUCCAGAGAGGACGUCAAAAUCCGCUGGUUUAAAGAUGGAAGUGAAAUCAGAAAGGGAAAGAAGUAUGAAAUUAUCGCUCAAGGUCGCCAACACACCCUCAUCGUCCACAAGUCCGUGUUUGAUGACGAGGCUGAGUACGAAUGUGACGCAAAGACCUCCAAAUCCUCCGGCAUGCUCACUGUUGUCGAGGAGGAGACGAGGUUCACGAAGAACCUGUCCAACGUUGAAGGAACAGAGACGGACAGCGUGAAGCUGAUCUGCGAGGUGUCGAAGCCCAGUGCUGAUGUCACCUGGUACAAAGGAGACCAGGAGCUGCCGGAGGGUGGACGCUACGAGCAUAUCGUAGACGGGAAGAAAAGGAUCCUGCUCAUCCAGGACCUCAAGAUGGCCGACGUUGGAGAGUAUAACUGCAGGCUGAGUCCUACCAUCAAAACCUCCGGAAACCUAAACAUUAACGAGCUCGCUGCUGAGUUCAUCUCCAGGCCUCAGAGCACAGAGGUGGUGGAGGGUGAGAAGGCGGAGUUUACCUGCUCCGUCUCCAAGGACACCUAUGAGGUGAAAUGGAUGAAAGACGACAAAGAGCUGCAGGCGGGAGACAAAUACCAGAUGGUCAGUGACGGAAAGAGACGAACUCUGGUCAUCAAGAACAGCGAGCCUAAAGACGAGGGCGGAUACGUGGUGAUGAUCGGACCGACCAGAGCCAGUGCAGAUCUCACCGUGCUUGAGAAACUGAAGAUCAUCACUCCUCUGAAGGACACGGAAGCCAAAGAAGGCAGUGAGAUUGUCCUGAACUGCGAGGUGAACACGGAGGGAGCAAAGGCCAAGUGGCUGAAGAACGAGGAGACAGUGUUCGAGAGCAGCAAGUACUUGAUGGUUCAGAGAGACAACGUGUUCUCUCUGAGGAUCAAAGACGCCCAGAAGGGAGACGAAUCAAACUACAGCAUCACCCUGACCAAUCAGAGAGGAGAACAAGCCAAGAGCUCCGGCAAGCUCACCGUGAAAGAGGAGAGUCUGAGGUUCGUUGUUCCUCUGGAGGACAUCGACACUCAGGAGAAGAAAACCGUCAGCUUCUCCUGCAAAGUCAAUAGACCAAACGCCACGCUGAAGUGGAUGAAGGCCGGCCAGGAGAUCGUCUUCAACAAACGCAUCGUGUACAGAGUGGACAAAGAGAAACACACCCUGACCAUCAAAGACUGCACGCUGGCAGAUGAGGGCGAGUACACCGCCAUGGCCGGCGACAACAAAUCCACAGCUGAGCUGAUCAUCAGCGAGGCGCCCACAGACUUCUCCAUGAACCUGAAGGACCAGACCAUCCCCGAGUUUGAGGAUGCAGAGUUCACCUGCAAGCUGACCAAAGAGAAAGCCGACGUAAAGUGGUACAGAAACGGACGUGAGAUCAGAGAAGGACCGAGAUACACAUUUGAAAAGGAUGGAAAGAUGUGCACCCUGCGUAUCAAGGAGUGCAGACCAGAUGAUGAGUGUGAGUACGCCUGCGGAGUGGACGAGAAGAGAUCCAGAGCCAGGCUCUUUGUUGAAGAGACCCCGGUGGAGAUCAUCAGACCCCCGCAGGACGUGUUUGAACCUCCAGGCUCGGAUGUGGUGUUCGAGGUGGAGCUUAAUAAGGACAGAGUGGAGGUGAAAUGGUUGAGGAACAACAUGACGGUUGUUCAGGGAGACAAGUAUCAGAUGAUGAGUGAGGGUAAAAUCCACAGACUGCAGGUCUGUGAGAUCAGACCCAGAGAUCAGGGAGAAUACAGGAUCAUCGCAAAGGACAAAGAUGCCAAGGCAAAGCUGGAGCUCGCUGCUGUGCCUCAGAUUAAGACCACAGAUCAGACCUACGUCACAGACGCCAGGAAGCCCAUCACCAUGGCCGUCCCCUACAGCGCCUACCCACAUGCAGAGGCCGACUGGCUCUACAACAACCUGAGUCUGCCCAAAGACAACAUCCACACAUCCUCUGACCGCACAGAGUACCGUCUGAAAGACCCACUGAAGGCUGACGAGGGCCGCUACAAGGUCAUCAUCAAGAACAAACACGGAGAGGGAGAGGCUUUCAUCAACCUGGAGGUCAUCGAUGUCCCUGGACCUGUGAAGAACCUGCAGGUAAUUGACACAGCUGACGGCGAGGUCAGCCUGGCGUGGGAGGAGCCUGAGAGCGACGGCGGCAGCAAGGUCAUUGGCUACGUGAUGGAAAGACGCGAUGUGAAGCGUAAGACGUGGACACUGGCCACUGACCAAGCAGACAGUCCUGAGUUCACUGUGACUGGCCUCCAGAAGGACUCCAUGUACCUGUUCAGAGUCUGCGCCAGAAACAGGGUCGGCAGCGGACCAAACGUGGAGACUGACAAACCUGUGCAGGCCAAGAACAAGUUUGAUGUUCCUGAUGCUCCUCUGAACGUGAUCGUCGGAAACGUCUCCAAGUUUGGCUGCACCGUCUCCUGGGAGGCACCAGAGGCCGACGGAGGCUCACCCAUCACCUCCUACAUAAUUGAGCUACGUGACAGGACGUCGGUGAAGUGGUCGCCCGUCCAGGUGACCAAAGCCGGCGAGCUUAGCGCCAUCAUCAACGACGUCAUCGAGAACAAAGAGUACAUCUUCAGAGUCAAAGCCCAAAACAAAGCUGGUGUGGGAAAACCCAGCGCUGCCUCACAGCCGGUCAAGAUCAUGGAUCCCAUCGAACCUCCCAGUCCUCCUCUGAACCUGGUGUGGCAGGACCAGAACAAGAACUCGGUGCAGCUCACCUGGGAGACUCCUCUGAAGAACGGAGGUAGCAUGAUCACCGGAUACAUCAUCGAACGCUGCGAGGACGGCACCGACAAGUGGCUGCGCUGCAACACCCGCCUGUGCCCCGACCUCUUCUACAAGGUGUCUGGUCUGAGAUACGGAACCAAGUACAACUACAGAGUGUUUGCUGAAAACGCCGCCGGACUCUCCGGACCCUCAAACACCCUCGGACCUCUGCUGGCUGACGACCCACAUUUCGCUCCAACAUUCGACCUGAGUGCUUUCAAAGACGGCCUGGAGGUGAUCGUCCCUCAGCCUCUCACCAUCAGAGUCCCCAUCACCGGAUACCCGACCCCCAAUGCAAAGUGGACCUUUGGAGAGAAGGAGAUGACCACCGCCGACGAACGCGUCACCCUGACAACCAAAGCUACAUUCGUAGAAAUGAUCGUCCAACCGAGCGUCCGUCCAGACCGAGGCACAUACACCCUGACACUGGAGAACGACAUCACGUCCGUCUCUGGGGAGAUCGAUGUCAACGUCAUCGCUGCUCCCAGUGCUCCCAAGGACUUUAAGGUCCUGGAGGUGACCCGGCAGCACGUGCACUUGAGCUGGGAGGCUCCGGAGCACGAUGGAGGAAGUCCUCUGACCGGCUACCAGGUGGAGAAACGGGACGUGUCCCGCAAGACCUGGGUCAAGGUGGUCACAGGUAUCCAGGAUCAGGAGUUCACCGUCACCGAUGUGGUUGAAGGAAAGGAGUAUCUGUUCAGAGUCACCGCCUGCAACAAGUGUGGACCAGGGGAGCCGGCGUACAUCGACGAGCCCGUCAACGUCUCCUCUCCUGCCACUGUACCCGACCCCCCAGAGAACCUGAGGUGGAGAGACAAGUCAGCCAGUGGCAUCUUCCUGACCUGGGAGCCUCCCAAGUAUGACGGCGGCACCGGGAUCAGAGGAUACAACGUGGAGCGCUGCCAGAGAGGUACUGAUAAGUGGGAGCCCUGUGGAGAUAUGGUGCCUGAACUGAAGUGCCAGGUGACCGGCCUGAUCGAGGGCCAGUGGUACUCCUACAGAGUCAGAGCCCUGAACCGCCUUGGAGCCAGUAGGCCCUGCAAGGCAACCGACGAGAUCCAGGCCGUGGAUCCCAAAGAGGCUCCAGAGAUACAGCUUGACGCCAAGCUGCUGGCCGGUCUGACCGCCAAAGCUGGCAGCAAGAUUGAACUCCCCGCGGAGGUGAAGGGUAAGCCCGAGCCUCGCGUCAAAUGGACCAAAGCUGACCUGGUUCUGAAACCAGACGACAGAGUAUCCAUCGACACCAAGCCGGGAACCUCCACCGUCACCGUCGCCAAGACCAAGAGAGACGACAGCUCCACCUACAUCAUCGAGGCCACCAACAGCUGCGGUCGCGCCACCGCCACCGUCGACGUCAACAUCCUCGAUAAACCCGGUCCUCCGGCUGCCUUCGACAUCUCCGAGAUCACCAAUGAGACCUGCUUCCUGGCUUGGAACCCUCCGCGUGACGACGGCGGCUCCAAAGUCACCAACUACAUUGUGGAGAGGCGAGGGGCCGACAGCGAGAUCUGGCACCGUCUGUCCACUACCAUUAAACAGACCACGUACAGAGCUGUGGGUCUGACCAAGUUCAAGGAGUACAUCUUCAGAGUGUUUGCUGAGAACCAGUUUGGAGUCGGACCUCCGGCUGAACAUCUACCCAUCAUCGCCAGAUACCCCUUCGACACGCCUGGAGCUCCUUACAAGCUGGAGCCUUCAGACAUCGCCAAAGACUCUCUGACCCUGUCCUGGUACGAGCCCGACGAGGACGGAGGAAGCCCCAUCACCGGGUACUGGGUGGAGCGACACGAACCCGAACACGACAAGUGGAUCAGAUGCAACAAGCUGCCCAUCAAAGACACAAACUACAGAGUCAAAGGACUUCCCACCAGGAAGAAGUACAAGUUCAGAGUCCUGGCUGAGAAUCUGGCUGGAACUGGAAAACCGAGCAAGGAGACAGACAUGAUCCUCGUCAAGGAUCCUAUCGAUCCUCCAUGGGCUCCCGGUAAACCCACAGUGAAGGACGUGGCCAAGACUUCCUGCUUCCUGACCUGGACCAAACCGGAGCACGACGGCGGUGCAAAGAUCGAUGGCUACAUCAUUGAGAUGCUGAAGAGUGGAACCACAGACUGGAUUCGCGUGGCAGAGAACAUCAAUAUCCUGGAGCACUUCCUGAAGGGACUGAUGGAGAAGCAGGAGUACUCGUUCAGAGUGCGAGCGGUCAACGUUGCUGGGGAGAGCGAGCCCAGCGAGCCCAGCGACCCCGUGCUCUGCAAAGAGAGACUCAAUCCUCCGUCUGCUCCUCGCUGGCUGGACGUCAUCAGCAUCAGCAAGAACAGCGCCGAGCUGAAGUGGACGGCGCCCGAACGCGACGGAGGCGCUAAGAUCACAAACUACGUGGUGGAGAAGCGUGACGUCAGGCGUAAAGGCUGGCAGGCGGUGGACACCACAGUGAAGGAGCUGAAAUACUCCGUGACCCCCCUCAACGAAGGAUCGCUCUAUGUGUUCCGCGUCGCCGCUGAGAACUCGGUGGGCGUCGGCCCGUUCUGCGAGCUGGCUGACUCUGUGCUGGCUAAAGACACAUUCACUACUCCCGGGCCACCGUACUCUCUCACUGUCAACGCUGUGACCAAGAGAUACGUGGACCUGCAGUGGGAGGCGCCUCAGAACGACGGCGGCAGACCCAUCCUCAAGUAUUCCAUUGAGAAGAAGGAGAAGCUGGGAACUCGCUGGGUGAAAUGCGGAAAGACUUCCGGUCCAGACUGUAAGUACAGAGUGACGGACGUCAUCGAGGGAACCGAGGUCCAGUUCCAGGUCGGCGCUGAGAACGAGGCCGGCAUCGGUCACCCCAGUGAACCCACCGAGAUCCUGACCAUCGAAGACCCCACCGGCAUCCCAUCGCCGCCCAUCGAGCUGCACGUGACCGGAGCGAGCCGUGACUUCCUGUCCAUCGCCUGGAAGCCCCCCCAGAGGGACGGCGGUUGUCCAAUCAGCGGCUACCACAUCGAGAUGUGUGAGGCCGGCACAGAGAAGUGGAUGAGGGUCAACUCUCGCCCUGUGAAGGAGCUGAAGUACCGCGUGGAGGAAGGCCUGGUCCCCGAGAAGGAGUACAUCCUGAGAGUGAGGGCCAUCAACGCCGCCGGAAUCAGCGAGCCCUCCGACAUCUCCGAGAACGUCUUCGCCAAAGAAUCCGACUGUAACCCGACGCUGGAGUUCCAGACGCUGGACCUGGUCGUUGUAGAAACAGAGAAGAUGCACAUCCCCAUCCCAUUCAAAGCCGUCCCCUCGCCAAGGAUCACCUGGCACAAAGACGGGAAGGAGCUGAAGGCGGACGAGCGCCUCAGCUUCAGGAAGGAGUACAUGUCGUGUCACCUGGAGGUGGAGAGCAGCGUCCACGCUGACGCAGGACCGUACAAAGUGACUCUGGAGAACAAGCUGGGAGCCGCCAGCGCCGCCAUCAACGUCAAAGUCAUCGGUCUGCCCGGUCCCUGUAAGGAGAUCGUGGCCUCUGAGAUCACAAAGAGCUCCUGUAAAGUCUCCUGGGAUCCUCCAGACUACGACGGAGGCAGUCCCAUCCUUCACUACGUCCUGCAGCGCCGUGAGGCCGGCAGGAGGACCUACGUCAACAUGAUGUCAGGAGAGAACAAGGUGUGCUGGACCGUCAAAGACCUGAUCCCCAACGGAGAGUACUACUUCAGAAUCCAGGCCGUCAACAAGAUCGGAGGAGGAGAGUUCAUCGAGCUCCGCAACCCGGUCAUCGCCCAGGACCAGAAACACAUUCCUGACCCUCCGGUGGAUGUGGAGACCCACAACCCGACCUCCAGCACCGUCACUCUGACCUGGAAGCCCCCGAUGUACGACGGCGGCUCCAAGAUCAUGGGCUACGUUCUGGAGAAGCAGCUCAAGGGCAAAGACGAGUGGGAGCGGUGCAACGACUUCCUGGUCCCCGUACUGUCCUACACCGUCAGAGGCCUGACGGAGGGAAAGACCUACACCUUCAGAGUCAAAGCCGAGAACGCCGCCGGACUCAGCGAGCCGUCACGCAACUCGCCUUACGUCAAGGCCUCAGACGCCGUGGAUCCUCCCAAAGUAUUCCUGAGUGGCAGCCUGCAGUCCGGCCUCAGCGUGAAGCGAGGCUGUGAGAUCUGCCUGGACGCAAACAUCUCCGGCUCGCCGUACCCUCAGAUCACCUGGUACUGGAACAAACAGGUGAUCAGUCCCGAGCCGCUCCGCAAGAGGCCCGAUAAACCCCUGAAGAAGAAGGUAGAGAAGAAGCCCGAGGAGAAGAAGCCCGAGGAGGAGGGAGCAGCAGAGAAGAAGGAGGGAGAGGAGAAGAAGCCCAAGGAGGAGGGAGCAGCAGAGAAGAAAGAGGGAGAGGAGAAGGAGGAGGAGGAGAAGAAGAAGGAAGAGGCAGCGGAGCCUGAGGUGGAGGAAAGCGACUACCCGACCAUCAACGAGCGUCUGACCAUCAAUAACAGCCGCAGGGGUGUGUCCUCCAUCAUCAUCAAGGACUCGAUCCGCGCCGACCACGGCGUCUACAUGGUGAAGGUGGAGAACGAUCACGGCCGGGCCUCGGUGACCUGCGAGGUCAACGUGCUUGACACUCCUGGGCCGCCGGUGAACUUCCGCUUUGAGGAGGUGAGGAAGGACUCUGUGAUCUGUAAGUGGGAUCCUCCGCUGGAUGACGGCGGCAGCGAGAUCCUGAACUACAGCCUGGAGAAGAAAGACAACUCGAAGCUGGAGAUCGGCUGGAGCAGUGUCACGGCCACGCUGAGAGGAUGUCGUUACCUGGUGCCCAAACUCAUCGAGAAGAAGGAGUACAUCUUCAGAGUGCUGGCCGAGAACAAACACGGAGCCGGUCCACACUGUGUGUCCAAGCCACUCAUCGCUAAGAACCCAUUCGAGCCACCUGAGACUCCUGAUAAGCCAGAGAUUGAUGACAUCACAGCCAACAGCAUGCUGGUGACCUGGAACGAACCCAAAGACAACGGCAGCCCCAUCCUGGGAUACUGGGUGGAGCGCCGCGAGAUCAACAGCUCACACUGGGCACGAGUCAACAGGAACAUCAUCACCGACACCGAGGUGAACGUCGAGGGUCUCAUCGAGGGGCUGACUUACAUCUUCAGGGUCGCGGCUGAAAACCAGGCCGGCCCCGGAAAGUACAGCGUACCAUCAGAACCCAAGACCGCCCAGGCUCCGAUCUUACCUCCUGGACCUCCAACUGCCCGAGUUGCAUCAACAUCCGAUCACUCCAUCGAUGUGGAGUGGGACCCUCCAGCCGACAAUGGUGGAGGAGAUAUCCUGGGAUACCACGUGGAUAAGGCCAUGGCUGGUACCAAGGACUGGUCCAGGUCUACCGAGCGACCAUGGAAGACUCGGGAGUUCACCGUGUACGGAGUCCGUGAGGGAGCCAAGUACAUGGUCCGAGUCAUCGCCUGCAACGCUGCAGGAGAGGGAACCCCAGGAUUCACAGAGUCCGUGUUCGUCAGAAACCCUGCAGAGUUGCCGGUGAUUGAACUGGACCUGUCCGUCAAGAAUGGCUUGGUCAUCAGAGCCGGAGAGACGCUGCUUGUGCCCGCUACAGUCACAGGUAAACCCUACCCGUCACUCACCUGGACCAAGGAUGAUGGAAAACCCGACAAAGACACCGUGGAGAUCCUCAGCGAGGGCAAUGACAGCAUCGUUCAAAUCAAGAACGUUCAGAGGAAAGACUGCGGCAAAUACCAGAUCUCUGCCUGCAACCCCAGCGGCACCAAGUCUGCGUGGACCCGAGUGGAGGUCAUGGAUGUCCCCGGACCUGUUACUGACCUGAAGCCCGUCGUCGUCACUCGUAAGAUGAUUUUCCUGAACUGGGACGACCCCGUGGAUGACGGAGGCAGCGACCUGACCGGCUUCAUCGUGGAGCGCAGAGACGCCAAGAUGCACACCUGGAGGCAGCCAGUUGAGACGGCCUCCUCCAAGUGUGAGUGUGUGGGCAUCAUGGAGGGACAGGAGUACAUGUUCCGCGUCAUCGCCAAGAACAAGUACGGCAUGGGCCCGCCCGUCGAGCUGGGACUCAUCAAGGCUGUGGACCCACAGGGACCACCAUCGUACCCUGAGAAGUUCCACUACACGGAGCGUACAAAGAACUCGCUUACGCUGACCUGGAAGCCUCCUCGUAACGACGGCGGCAGCCCCGUCAUCGGAUACUUUGUGGAGAAGAAGAGACAGGACAAGCAGGCCUUCGAGCCCUGCAACACUGAGAUCUGCCCCGACAUGACCAUGACCGUGGAGGGUCUGGAAGAGGCCUGGAUGUACGAGUUCAGGAUCAAGUGUGCCAACCUGAUCGGAGAGAGCGAGCCUUCCAUCCCGCUGACCGUGGUCAUCCAGGACGAUGAAGUGUCUCCUGAGGUCCACAUGCUGAAGCACUUUAAGGGCGAUCUCAUCACCGUGAGGAAGGGUGAGACCGUUGAGAUCCCUGCUGACAUCCUGGGUCUCCCCAUCCCGAAGAUCGAGUGGACCAAGGACGACGUUUUGAUCGAGAAACCCACCGAGACUCUGCUGAUAGAGACAGAGGUGACCGGCCGGUUGAACGCCAAGACCACUCUGUCCAUCCCCGCCGUCAACAGGAGGGACCGCGGCAGCUACACCGUGACCGCCUCCAACAACAUGGGCUCAGCCAAGCACACCACCACCAUCAUGGUGCUGGACCGCCCCACUCCGCCUAGGAACGUGAGCGUGUCCAACAUCAAGGCAGAGUCAUGCUACCUGCAUUGGGACGCACCACUGGAUAACGGUGGCAGCGAGCUCACAAACUACAUCGUUGAGAAGAAGGACGUGGUGACAGAGGAGGCGGAGCUGGAGGAGGGACAGGAAGCACCUGCCGAGCCUCAGUGGGAGGAGGUCACCAACAGCAUUGUUGAGAAAAGAUUUGGAGUGUGGAACCUGGAGACCAACAAGUCCUACCUGUUCAGAGUGAGAGCCGAGAACCGUUACGGUAAAUCCGACCCCUGCUCAACGGAGGAGGUCCAGAUCACAGAUCCAUUCGGCCUCCCCGGCCCACCGGAGAAACCCACCAUUGCAGAGUACUCCAAGACCUCCAUGACUCUGACCUGGGACGUCCCAAGAGACAACGGCGGCUCCACCAUUAUUGGAUACUGGCUGGAGAAGCGGGAGAAGGGCACCGCCUACUGGGCCAAAGUCAACAAGAUGCCGUUCACCAAGAGGGGCAUGAAAGGAUGGGAGUACCAGGUGACUCGUCUGAUCGAGGGAACAGAGUACGAGUUCAGGGUUGCUGCCUGCAACUCUGCAGGAACUGGACCGUUCAGCGGACCAUCAGACUCAGCCUUCGCCGUCGAUCCCCUCACUCCUCCCAGCAUGCCUGCUGCUCCCGUGGUUGCAGAUAAGACAAAGCACAAUGUGACGCUGUCCUGGACGCCUCCAGAGAGAGACGGAGGAAGUCCCAUCAAAGGGUACAUCAUCCAGAUCCAGGACGAGGGCUCGUCUGAGUGGGUGAGGGUGAAUGACCCCGAUACAACCCACCCUACCACCGAGUUCACUGUGCCAAGUCUCCGCGCUCUUAAACGCUACCGCUUCAGGAUCAUCGCUGUCAACGACAUCGGCGAGUCUGACCCCAGCCCCCGCACCAGCGAGGUCCUGAUCGAGGACAUCCAGCUUCCACCUUCCAUCAACAUCGACCUCAUUGUUGAAGAUCUGCUGUGCAUCCGGGCCGGAGAUCCAUUCAAAAUCCCCGCCACCAUCAAAGGCCGCCCUGCUCCCAAGGUUACCUGGGAGUUUGACGGCAAAGCCAAGUCGCACAAGAAGAACAAACUGCACACACUGCCUGUGGACUCAGAGGUCGAGUCCACAGACACCACGUCCAUUGUGAGCGUCCCCGUCUCUCUGAGGAGCCACUCUGGACGUUACACCAUCACCGCCAAGAACAAGUCGGGACAGAAACACGUCAACGUCAGAGUCAACGUCCUGGACGUCCCUGGACCUCCAAAGGAGCUGAGAGUCACCGACAUCACCCGCUCGACCAUGAGGCUGAUCUGGAAACUACCCGACAACGAUGGAGGAGAGAGGAUCAAGAGCUACUUUAUUGAGAAGAAAUGCAUCACUGACAAGGCCUGGACCAAGGUGAAUGCAGCCUGUGCCAGUCAGGCCUAUGUGGUGCCCGGCCUGCUGGAGGGUCAGGACUACCUGUUCAGGGUCCGAGCUGAGAACAGACUCGGAUUUGGUCCGUUCACCAUCACCACCGACCCCGCCCGGGCCAGAGACCCCAUCUAUCCACCCGACCCCCCCACCAAGGUGAGGGUCAACCUGGUGACGAAGAACACGGUCACUCUGAGCUGGGAGUCUCCCAAAAACAACGGAGGCUCUCCGGUGAAACAUUACAUAAUCGAGCGUUUGAGCUGGGACACCAGCGGCAAAGAGAAGGAGACGUGGAAGCAGUGCAACAAGAGAGAAGUGGAGGAGCUCACCUUCGUGGUGGAGGACCUGAAGGAGGGAGGAGAAUAUGAGUUCAGAGUAAAAGCUGUGAACGCCGCUGGACCUAGCCGACCCUCCGCAACUGCUGGACCCCUGGUCAUCAAGGAUCAGACAUGCGCUCCCACCAUCGAGCUGCGUGAGGCCAUGGAGGGCGAGGAGGGCUGUGAUGUCAGCAUUGUGGCGAAGGUGAGCGGCUGUCCGUUCCCGACGCUCACCUGGCAGAAAGCCAGCGUGGCCAAACCUGAGGAUAAGGCUGCCAUCCAGUACGACCAGCACAUGAACAAACUGGUGACCCACGAUAAGUGCACGCUGCUGAUCCAGGAGGCCAGCAGGCACGACAGCGCCAUCUACAGCCUGACUGCCACCAACAGCCUGGGAAAAGCCACCAAGGAUAUCAAAGUCUCUGUGUUUGGACCCCCCGGCCCACCUGUUGGACCAAUCAAGCUCACCGAGGUGUUUGCGGAUAGGAUCGGUUUGGCCUGGAACCCGCCCAUAGACGACGGCGGUUCAAAGAUCACUAACUACGUGGUGGAGAAGCGCGAGGACAACAGGAAGUCCUGGGUCCACGUCUCCAACGACCCCAAGGAGUGCGCCUACGUGGUGACCCGUCUGACGGAGAACCACGAGUACGAAUUCAAAGUCAUGGCCCAGAACAAGUUUGGGGUCGGCCCUGGGAUCGUCAGCGAGCCCGAGAAGGCCAGAAACCUCUUCACCGUCCCCGGUCAAUGUGAGAAACCGACCGUGACCGACGUCUGUCUGGAGUCCAUGACCGUCAACUGGGAUGAGGCAAAGUACGACGGCGGCUCCUCCAUCACCGGCUACAUCGUGGAGAAGAAGGAGACAACCGGCAAGCGCUGGGCCCGCGUCACCCGAGACCCAAUCCGAGCGCUGCCAAUCGGCAACAACUGGGACGUCACAGGGCUGCUGGAAGGCGCCACGUACCACUUCAGGGUCAGCGCAGUGAACGCAGCUGGUGCUGGACCGCCCAGCCCGCCAUCCGACCCCGUAAUCUGCAGAGAUCCCCUCAAGCCUCCCAGCCCGCCCACACCGAAGGUCACAGACUGGACGAAGUCGACGGUAGAGCUCGAAUGGAUCCCUCCUCUGUUGGACGGAGGGUCGAAGGUGACAGGCUACAUUGUGGAGUUUAAGGAGGUGAACAAGGAGGAGGAGGAGAAGAAGGCACAGAGGAAGCAGCUGAUGAUCGGGACUGAGGAGGAAGAGGAGAAGGAGCCCGAGGCCGAUGAAGGCUGGGAGAAGGCCAAGGACACAGAGGUCAGAGGAACCAAGUUUGUUGUUCCUGGGCUGAAGGAAGGCGGUCUGUACCGCUUCAGAGUCCGAGCUGUGAACGUGGCCGGAGUCGGAGAACCAGGACACGUUGCUGAGCUGAUCGAAACCAAAGACAGAACAAUCCCUCCUGAGAUGGACCUGGACGCCUCGGUGAAAGAGAAGAUCGUGGUCCACGCCGGUGCAACCAUCCGCAUCAUCGCCUACGUCUCCGGUAAACCCGCCCCUGCGAUCACCUGGUGCCGUGACGACGCCGAGGUGCCCAAAGAGGCCGUGGUGGAGACGACAGGAAUUUCCAACUCUCUGGUUAUCAAGAAUUGCAGACGCCAACACCAAGGCAUCUACACCCUGAGCGCCAAGAACGAGGGAGGAGAGAGGAAGAAGGCUGUCAUUGUUGAGGUCCUCGACGUUCCCGGACCAGUUGGUCUUCCCUUCGCCGGUGAGAACUUGACCAACGACUCCUGCAAGCUGACCUGGUACUCCCCCGAGGACGAUGGCGGCUCGGCCAUCACCAACUACAUCAUUGAGAAGAGAGAAUCGGACCGCAUGGGUUGGACCUCGGUGUCCUACACGGUGACAAGGAACAACGCCGUGGUGCAGGGACUCCUCGACGGGAAGGGCUAUUUCUUCAGAAUCGCCGCCGAGAACAUCAUCGGCAUGGGACCGUUCAUCGAGACUGACAAGAUGGUUCUCAUCAAGGACCCCAUCUCCGUCCCGGAGCGUCCAGAGGACUUGAUCAUCACCGCCAUCACCAAAGACUCCAUCUCCGUCACCUGGAGAGCGCCAAAGUAUGACGGCGGCGCAGAAGUGACCGCGUACAUCCUCGAGUCCCGUAUGAUCGGACGGGACAGCUUCACACGUGUGGGCGGAGAGGACAAGCUGAUGGACAGGAAGUUCACUCUGACGGGUCUGAAGGACGGCUCGAGUCAUGAGUUCAGAGUCUCGGCCGUCAACCAGGUGGGGCAGGGCAAACCAUCCUUCGCCACCAAACCUGUGCAGUGCAAGGACGAACUCGAACCGCCCACUCUGGACCUGGACUUCAGGGACAAGAUGAUGGUGAAGGUGGGAGACGCCUGCACGCUGUCUGGACGCUUCAGCGGUAAACCGGCCCCAGCUGUCGCCUGGACAAAGAACGACGAGGAGCUGAAGGCUGACGAGGAGAUCAGCCUCCACAGCACCACCCGACACCUCAGCCUCAACAUCAGCAAGGCCAAGAGAGAGCACAGCGGGCGCUACUGCGUCAGCGUGGAGAACUCUGCCGGAACAAGAACCGGAAUCUGCACCAUCACCGUGGUCGACCGUCCUCAGCCUCCAGAGGGCCCCGUUGUCUUCAACGAGGUCUACAGGAACUACAUGGUGAUCUCGUGGAACCCUCCUCUGGAUGACGGAGGCUGCGCCGUUUCCAACUACAUCAUCGAGAAGAGAGACACCAACAGAGACCUGUGGAUGCCCGUCACUGAGUCCUGCACCAGGACCACCUGCAGGGUACCGAAACUGAUCGAGGGUCGUGAGUAUAUCAUCAGGAUCAUGGCACAGAACAUCUACGGCAUCAGUGACCCUUUGCUGUCUGGAGAGACCAGGGCCAGAGACAUCUUCAAGGUGCCCGACGCUCCUAAACAGCCCACAGUGAAGGAGGUCUAUCACGACUCUGCCCUCAUCAGCUGGGAGCCUCCCGCUGACGGAGGAAAACCAAUCUCAGGCUACAUUGUGGAGAGGAAGGAGACCAUGGCCAACAGGUGGGUUCGCUGCAACACAGAGAGAAUCUAUCCGAAGGUGGAGUACUGGGUGAUGGACCUGCUGCAGGGCUGCGAGUACGAGUUCAGAGUCAGUGCUGAGAACGUGGUGGGAGCCGGAGACCCGAGCCCACCAUCCAAACCCGUCUUUGCCAAAGACCCAAUCGUGAAACCCGGUCCACCGGUUAACCUCCAGGCCAUCGACUUCUCCAAGGAGUCAGUCACUCUGUCCUGGCAGCCGCCCAGCGACACCGGCAGAGGAAAGAUCUUUGGAUAUCUGCUGGAGUUCCAGAAAUCCGGAGAGGAGGAGUGGAGCAAGGUGAACCAGACACCAGACUCCUGCCAGGAGACUAAGUUUAAGGUGAUCAACCUGGAAGAUGGUGCUCUGUACCGCUUCAGAGUCAUGGCCGUCAAUGCUGCCGGAGAGUCCGACCCAACUAACCUUCAAGAGCCAAUCAAAGUGCAGGACAGACUGGAGCCCCCAGAUCUGAUUCUCGAUGCAGGAAUGACCCGAGAGGUGAAGGCCAUGGCAGGCACUCACAUACCUCUGAUUGCCACCAUCAUUGGCGUCCCAUUCCCCACUGUCACCUGGAAGAAGAACGAUGCAGAUGUGCCCACCAGUACUGACAUUGAUACCAACCAGACUGGUACCAAGCUGGAGAUUAGGUUCUGUAACCGUGGUGACUGUGGAGACUACACCCUCACUGUGGAGAACCCAGCUGGAUCCAAGACUGCCACCUGCACUGUGCUGAUCUUUGACAAACCUGGUCCCAUCCAGCACCUCCGGGUGUCUGACAUCAGGAGUGACUCUGCCUACCUGUCCUGGAAGGACCCGGAAGACAAUGGAGGAGCCCGCAUCACUAACUUUGUGGUGGAGAAGAAAGACACGGCGUCUACUCAGUGGGUCCCCGUCUGCUCAACAUCCAAGAAACGAAGCAUGAUGCUGAAGCACCUGAUGGAGGGCACAUCCUACUCGUUCAGAGUGGCUGCUGAGAACCAGUAUGGCCGCAGUGAAUACGUUGAGACGCCGAAGGCCAUCAAGGCAAUGAACCCACUGUUCCCUCCUGGCCCUCCCAAAGACCUGCACCAUGAUGAUGUGGACAAGACUGAGGUGUGGUUGGUCUGGAACUGGCCUGACCGCAAUGGAGGAAGUGAGAUCACAGGCUUCCUUGUAGAGUAUCAGGAAGAGGGAGAAAAGGAGUGGGACGAGUGGAAGACUGUAAGCAUCCCUGAAAGUCAUGUGACUGGCCUGGAGGAAGGAAAGACUUACCGCUUCAGAGUGAGGGCUGAGAACGCUAUUGGCCUCAGCAGACCUGACACCACUGUACCUAUCCUCUGCCAGGAGAAACUGGUGCCUCCCAUUCUGGAGGUGGACGCUAAGCUCAUUGAAGGCAUCACUGUUAAGGCUGGCACCACCAUUAGGCUGCCAGCUAUCAUGAGGGGAAUUCCUGUUCCAACUGCCAAGUGGACCGUUGAAGGAGAGGAGAUCGUGAGCGAGGGUAACACCAAGAUCGACACUGACAACUUCUCCUCCGUACUCAGCAUUAAUGAGUGCACCAGGAACCACACUGGCACCUACCUGCUCACUGUGUCGAACCCUGCUGGAACCAAGACAGUGGGCUUGUCUGUCACUGUCCUUGAUGUUCCCGCUGCUCCUAUCGGGCCUGUCAACAUCCUGGAGGUCUCACCAGACUCAAUGAUGAUUGAAUGGCGUCCUCCGAAGGAUGAUGGCGGUAGCCCUGUAACAAACUACAUCAUUGAGAAGAGAGAGUCAAACAAGGAGACAUGGGGAGGUGUUAGCUCUGGCAGCCUAGCCACACAGCUCAACAUCACACGCCUGCAGAAGGGAGUCGAGUAUGUUGUUCGCAUCCGUGCUAAGAACAAGAUGGGCACUGGUGCUCCUCUGGAGAGCAAGCCUACAGUUGCAGAGCACUCCUUCAUGCCACCAAGUGCACCUGGAAAGCCACAACCUUCUGACGUCUCAGAAGAUGCUGUCACAGUUGGCUGGACCAUGCCACUGACAGAUGGUGGCAGCCAGAUCACUGGCUACAUCAUUGAGCGUAGACAUAAAGGAGGAAAAUGGAUCCGUGUCAACAAAACACCCUGCAAGGAUCUUAGGUACAGAGUCCUGGGUCUAUUUGAGGGUAAUGAAUAUGAGUUCAGAGUGUUUGCUGAGAAUAUCGCUGGCUUCAGUGGCCCCUCUCCCACCUCUGACCUCUGCAAGCCCUGCAGGCCCAUCACUGUCCCCCGUCCCCCUGUCAACCCCAGAGUUAAAGAUUACAGCAAGACAACUGCUGACUUGGUGUGGACCAAACCCUCAAAAGAUGGAGGAAGCCCAAUACUUGGCUACACUGUGGAAAUGAAAAAGGCAGAUACAGAAGAAUGGAAAAAAGUGAACCUGGAUGAUUUUGUUAAGCAGUGUGCCUACAGUGUGAAGGGUCUGGAAGAGGGUGUGACCUACAAAUUCCGUGUCUUUGCCUCUAACAUGAUCGGGGAUGGGGAGCCGAGAGAAAUCCCAGACUCCAUCACUGCUCAGGACAUUCUUAUCCCUCCAGAGAUUGAGAUGGAUGCCACCUGCCGUGAGCGACUCACUGUGCGUGUUGGACACAACAUUAACAUCAUUGGGUACAUCAAGGCCCGUCCUGACCCUGAAGUCAUUUGGUCAAAGGAAGAGUUGGUUCUGGAAAACAGCAAGCGUGUCACCAUGAUUCAGAACCUGCCUGUGGUACACCUGAGGAUCAAGGAGGCCACUAGAGCUGACCAUGGAAAAUAUGUUCUGAAAGUUUCAAAUGAAGGUGGUGAGGCUUCUUGCACCAUUACAGUCAAUGUGCUGGACAGGCCUAGCCACUGCGAGAACCUGCACAUAACCUAUGCAACAAGGGAUUCAUGCAUGAUAAACUGGGAGGCUCCUAAGGAUAACGGUGGAUCUGAGAUCACCAACUACAUUGUAGAAUGCCGUGAGCCAAGCAUUAGCAUGUGGUCUAUGAUCUCCUCAAAUUGCACCAAUCGCAAGAUCAAGGCCAAGCUAAUGGAUGGCCACGAGUACCUGUUUAGGGUAUGUGCUGUGAACAAGAUGGGACCAGGAACCUCUGUGGAGACCAAAACUCCUCUACUCGCCAUCGACCCCAUUGAGAAGCCCGGUGAGCCUGAGAAAUUCAGAGCCACUGAUGUUGGUAAGAACCAUGUGUAUCUAAGGUGGAGGAAGCCUGACUAUGAUGGUGGCAGCCCCAACAUCUCAUACAACCUGGAGUUCAAAGCCAAAGAUGCUGAGGAGUGGGAGAAACUCAACGCUGGUACUCUUACUGACACCUUCUUCCUGGCUGACAAGUGCCAAGAGAACCAGACGUACACCUUUAGGGUGCAGACCGUCAAUGAAGGAGGUGAGAGUGACUGGGUGAAACUUGCUGAUAUCCUGGUGAAGGAGGAGAUCCAGAAGCCUGUAAUUGACCUGAAGUUGGCAGGAACUCUGACAGUAAAGGCUGGAGAGUCAGUCAGAAUGGAGGCUGGACUGAGAGGAAAGCCUCAACCUGAGGUCAAAUGGACAAAAGACAAGGCUGUUGGAGACAACCCAAGGAUCAGCUAUGAGACUGGCCCAGACUACUCUAAGUUCCUUUUGACUAAGUCCAAGCGCACUGACACUGGAAAGUUUAUCAUCACAGCCACCAACUCGGCUGGCACCUUUACUGCCUAUGCCACCAUUAAUGUCCUGGAUGUCCCUGGUCCUGUGAGAAACCUCAGGAUAACUGGCAUUGGAGCUGACAAGUGUAGAGUGGUAUGGGAUGCUCCAGAGGAUGAUGGAGGUUGUGAAGUGGACAGCUACAUCCUCGAGAAAUGCGAGACUAGGAGGAUGGUCUGGUCCACAUACUCCGCCUCAGUGGUCACACCAUACUGCAAUGUUAUCCGUCUGGUGGAAAGCAAUGAGUACAUCUUCAGAGUUAGGGCUGAGAACAAGAUGGGAACCGGCCCCGCAAUGGAGAGCAAGCCUGUCACUGUGAAGACCCAGUUCAAUAAACCUGGACCCCCUGAGGCCCCUGAGGUCACCAAGGUUAGUAAAGAUGAGAUGACAGUUGUCUGGGCUCCUCCUGAGAACGACGGAGGAAAGUCCAUUACUGGCUACAUUCUGGAGCGGAAAGAGAAGAGGGCGGUGCGCUGGGUACCCUGCAACAAGAGCCCCAUAUCUGAGAGACGCAUGAAAGUCACCAACCUGAUUCCCAACCACGAGUACCAGUUCAGGGUGAAGGCUGAAAAUGAGGUUGGCCUGGGAGAGCCAAGCAAAGCCUGCAGACCUGUUGCAGCUAAAGAUCCAAUUGAGCCUCCUGGUCCCCCUGCAGGCCUGAAGGUUGGUGACAGCACCAAGACUUCCAUCACCCUGUCUUGGUCUAAACCUGUGUAUGAUGGCGGUGCCCCCAUCAUCGGCUACAGCCUGGACAUCAGGCUCAAGAGCGAGGCAGACCCUGAAAAUCCCACAGUGGGCUGGAAGAGGAUUGACACACAUGGCCCAUUGGUACUCACAGAGUUCACCAUCGGUCAGUUGGAUGAGAAGCUAGAGUAUGAUUUCAAGGUGUCAGCCAAGAACCAGGUUGGCUGGGGACGCCACGCAUACUUGAAGGAAGCAGUCUCACCCAAGGAGAUCCUGGAGGCUCCAGAGAUCGAGCUGGAUGCCAGUCUGAGGAAAGGACUGGCUGUCAGGGCUGGUUGUCCAAUCAGGCUUUUCGCUGUGAUCAGAGGAAGACCUGCCCCCAAAGUUACAUGGAAGCGUGUGGGAGUGGAAAACUUGAUCCGCCGUGGUCAUGUGGACCAGGUUGACAGCAUGUCCUUCUUGGUCAUCCCUGAGAGCACCAGAGAGGAUUCUGGGCAAUACUCACUGACUCUGUCAAACUCAUCUGGAGAGAAAGCUGUGUUCGUCCGAGUCAAAGUCCUUGAUACUCCUGGUCCUGUUGGCGGCCUGGAUGCAACCGAUGUCACCAAGACAUCAGCCAUGCUGUCCUGGUUGCCACCAGAUAACGACGGCGGCAGCCCAAUUACCAGCUACAUUGUGGAGAAACGUGAGGUGGACAGGAAGACUUGGAGCAAGUGCAUAGAGGACCUCAGGAAGACCAGCUUCAAGGUGACCACAAUGACACCUGGCAUCGAGUACUACUUCAGAGUUGUGGCCUGUAACAAAUACGGAAUCGGAGUUCCUCAGGACUCGCCCAAGUCCUACCUGGCUGUUGACCCCAUCAGUGAGCCAGACCCUCCCAAGAAGAUGGACGUGUUGGAGAUCACAAAGAACAGUGCCACACUAGGCUGGCUGAAGCCACUCCGAGAUGGAGGGGCCAAGAUCAAUGGCUAUGUGGUGGACUACCAGGAGGAGGGCUCACCCGAGGACAAAUGGACUCCCUAUUCUGUGGUCAAAGACCUGACCAUAGUGGUGGUUGGUCUGAAUGAAGGAAAGAAGUACAAGUUCAGAGUGGCGGCCAGAAACUCAGUGGGAGUCAGCCUGGCCCGAGAGGCUGAAGGGGUGUUUGAGGUCAAAGAGCAGCUCAUGCCUGCCAAGGUCAUCAUGCCCGACAUUGUGACUGUUAGAGCUGGAUCCAAGAUGGUGGUUGAGGCCAUUGUGGCCGGUAAACCUGCUCCCUUCUGCAAGUGGAGGCAGGGCAAUGAGGAUGUGCUGACCUCUGACCGCCUGUCUGUGGUUAAGACUCUUACAACAUGCACCCUUAUAAUCAAGAACGUUACAAGAAAGGACAGUGGUUACUACAGCCUUUCGGCCGAGAACAGCUCUGCCAAAAUCAACCAGAUCCUCAGGGUUACAGUCAUGGACAUCCCUGGACCUCCUGAAGCCCCUAUGGAGAUCACUGAACAGGAAAUCGAUGCCUGCACUCUGCUCUGGAACUCCCCACAGGAGGAUGGUGGCAGCAACAUCACCAACUAUAUUGUUGAGAAGUGUGAUGUCAGCCAGGGUGACUGGGUCCCUGUAUCCACUUCAUGCACCAAAACCAGCUUCAGAAUUACCAAACUUACUCCUGGUAAAGAGUACUGCUUCCGGGUUCGUGCUGAGAACAGGUUUGGCAUCUCUCAGCCCAUCUACUCCGAAAGGAUGAUUGCCAGAUAUCCAUUUGACCCCCCCAGCGAGCCAAGGAACCUGCAGAUCAACAAGGUCAGUAAGGAAUCAGCCAUCUUGUCAUGGGAGCGUCCCAGCAGUGACGGCGGCACUCCCAUUACUGGAUUCUGCAUUGAGAAGAAGGAGAGGAAUAGUCUCCUGUGGGUAAAAGCCAACGAGACUGUGGUCAAAUCCACCCAGUACACCUGUACUGGCCUGAUCGAUGGCCUGGAGUACACCUUUAGGGUGUCAGCUCUCAACCUGGCUGGACAGGGCAAACCCUGCAAACAGACCGACUUUAUCACCGCCAGGACUGCUGUUGAUCCUCCAGGUAAACCUGAGCCCAUGGAUGUGACCAAGAACACUGUCUCAUUGGUCUGGUCCCGUCCUAAGCAUGACGGUGGCAGUAAGCUAAUUGGAUACUACAUGGAGUACACAAAGCUUCCAGAGGAGAAGUGGACACGCUGUAAUGCCAACUGCAUGAACAUCCAGACGGAGAACUAUGUGGUAACCGGCUUGGAGGAAUUCCAGCAAUACCAGUUUAGAGUCAUCGCCAAGACUGCUAUCAACCAGAGCCAGCCCUCCGAGUUGUCUGACCCCAUCCCUGUUAUUGCAGAGAACGUUCCUCCUCGUGUGGAGCUUGGUCUUGAAAUGAAGAACCUGAUCGUGGUGAAAGCCGGAGAGAACGUCUCCCUUGAUGCUGAGGUGUGGGGAAAGCCGCUGCCCAAAGUGAGCUGGAAGAGAGAUGGUGUUCCUCUGGUACUCGUUGAGGGGAUGAAGAUGGCCCAGAAGAAACAUGUCCACCUGCUGGAGCUCUUCUCCGUCACCAGAAAGGAAUCUGGAGACUACUGCAUCACAGCUGAGAACAUCAACGGCAGCAAGUAUGCUACCAUCAAGGUCAAGGUGCUCGACAAACCAGGCCCCCCAGCUUCAGUGAAAAUUGCAAAGGUCUUUGCAGACCGCGUAAAGGUGCGCUGGGAGCCCCCGCUUGCAGAUGGCGGCUCUGAGAUCACCAACUACAUUAUUGAGAAGCGAGAGACCAGCAGGGCUAACUGGGCACUGGUCACAGCUAACAUCCAUGGACACAUCACAGACUGCUCAGUAGAGAAACUCAUUGAAGGACACGAGUACCAGUUCAGAGUCAGUGCUGAGAACCAGUAUGGUGUGGGAGACAUCAUCAUGACUGACCCUGUUAUGGUCAAGAAUCCUUAUGAUGUUCCUGGACCAAGUGAGCCCCCUGUCAUCACAAACAUCACCCAGAACUCCAUGACAGUGAGCUGGAAGGCCCCUGCCAACGAUGGCAAGGCUCCCAUCCUGGGCUACAUGGUUGAGAAACGUGAGGCCACCGAGCUGGCUUGGGCCAAGGUCAACCGACGCCCAGUCAUUGACAGAUCAAUCAAGGCCAUUCAGUUGACCGAGGGCUCAGAGUACGAGUUCAGAGUUAUUGCCAUUAACAAAGCCGGUCUAGGCAAACCCAGCGACGCCUCCAAUGCUGCUCUGGCUGUUGACCCUGUCUAUCCUCCUGGCCCUCCUGCCUUCCCCAAGGUAGUGGACUCCACCAAGAGCUCCAUCAGCCUGAGCUGGACCAAACCAGCAUACGAUGGUGGCUGUGAGAUCAUCGGCUACCUGGUGGAGAGUAAGCGAGUGGAUGGAGAGAACUGGACAAAGUGCAACGUCCCAAAGAAGCUCCAAGCCACCAAAUUCUUAGUGACCAGCCUAAUGGAUCAGACAGAGUACCAGUUCAGAGUCUCCGCCGUUAACAGAAUCGGCUUCAGUGAGCCUAGUGAGAUCCCUGGAAACCACAUGGCCAAGGACAUCCUGAUUGCCCCUGAAGCCGAGCUGGAUGCUGAUCUGAGAAAAGCAUUGGUUCUUAGAGCUGGCGUCACUAUGAGGAUCUAUGUCCCACUGAGAGGACGUCCAGCGCCAAAGGUGACGUGGACCAAAGUGGACGCUAACCUGAAAGACAGGCAGAGUUUGCUGAUCAAGACGUCCGAGUGGGACACCCUACUGAUGAUCGAGAACGUUAACAGAUAUGACGCAGGCAAAUAUGUCCUGUCUCUGGAGAACGGCAGUGGCUCAAAGAGCUACACCAUCGUGGUCAAAGUUCAUGAUUCUCCUGGACCACCUGUGAACCUGAUUGUGAAGGAGACUUCCAGAAGCCAUGCCUGCAUCACAUGGGACGCCCCUCUGAUCGAUGGCGGCAGCCCAGUGAAGAGCUACGUCGUAGAGAAACGUCUGGCUGAGAGGAAGGCCUGGACCUGUGUGUCUGCCGAGUGCCCCAAGACCUCUUUCAGGAUCCUCAACCUAGAAGGGGGACAGGCUUACUGCUUCAGAGUGCUGGCUGAAAAUGCAUACGGCAUCGGAGAGGGCUGUGAGACCGCUGGCAGCGUCCGCGCCUCAGAGCAACCUGGUCCAGUGACGGACUUCAAAGCUCAGAAGACCACAAAGGACUCCAUCACUGUGGGCUGGAAGAAACCCAUCAGUGAUGGCGGAAGCCACGUGACAGCUUAUAUCUUGGAGCAAAGUGAAGGUGAGGAAAAGUGGAAACAGAUCAUGAAAGGAAAGACCAAUUCACAUACCAUCAGCGAGCUCGCCCAGGGCAAGGAGUACUUAUUCAGAGUCAAAGCGCUCAACGAGUCCGGAGAGGGACCACCCACCGAACUCACAGCCGUUGCCAAAGAUCAGUUUGUGAAGCCUGACUGCAACCUGAGCAAUCUGCACGAUGGUUGCCAAGUAGUGAAGGAGGGCAGCACCACGCGUAUCAACAUCCCCCUCAUCGGAGUACCCUACCCCACUGCGACCUGGAAGAAAGGUGAUGUGAUGCUGGGAGAUACUGGCCGGAUGUGUGUGGAGGCAUCUCAGGGCAUCAGCACUCUGCUGAUCAGAGACUGCCAGAGAGGAGACGCAGACACCUACACGAUCAACGUCAAAAACAGCGCAGACUCUAAGGACUGCAAGAUCCAGCUUAAGGUAGUCGGCAAACCCGGUAUCUGCACUGGACCCAUUAAGUUUGACGAAAUAACCGCCGAUGGCAUCACCCUGGAAUGGGGGCCGCCUAAAGACGAUGGCGGAGCUGAGGUGUCUAACUAUAUUGUAGAGAAGAGAAGGACAACUGACAACAAGUGGGCCACGGUGGCUUCAGCCAUCCAGAAGACCACCAUGAGAGUGAUCCGGCUCCAUGAUGGGAUAGAGUAUAUCUUCAGAGUGUUUGCUGAGAACAAGUACGGAGUUGGAGAGUAUCUUAGGUCUGACCCAGUCGUCGCUCAGCAUCCAUUCAAUGUGCCUGAGGCUCCUGCUCCUCCAGAAAUAAUGAGCAUCCGCCAUGAGUCAGCAAUCUUGACCUGGGCGGAUCCAAGGGACUCUGGUGGCUCCCCGAUAACUGGAUAUCAUGUGGAGUUCAAGGAGAGAAACAGUUUAAUGUGGAAACGAGCCAGUAAGACUCCUUUGAGAGUGAAGGAGGUCAGAGUCACUGGCCUGAUUGAGGGACUCGAGUAUGAAUUCAGGGUAAUGGCCAUGAACGUGGCUGGCCUAGGAAAGGCAAGCAAGGGCACUGAGGCUGUGGUCGCCCUGGAUCCUAUUGAUCCUCCUGGCAAGCCUGAGGUGAUUAGCGUCACCAGGACCACAGUCACUCUGAUCUGGACCGCUCCCAAAUACGAUGGUGGCCAUAAGCUGACUGGUUACAUGUUGGAGAAGCUGGAGACUGGAGGAAAGGCCUGGAUGAAGGCCAAUCAUGUCAACAUCCAAGGAUGUGCCUUCACCGUCACUGACCUGACAGAUGGAGCUCAGUAUCAGUUCAGGAUCAGAGCAAAGAACUCUGCAGGGGCUAUAAGUGUUCCUUCAGAGUCUACCGAGCUUUUGACUUGCAAGGAUGAGUACGAGCCCCCAACCAUAACUAUUGACCCAGACAUGAAGGAAGGUGUAUCAGUCAGGGCAGGAGAUACCAUCGUGGUCACAGCCUCCAAGAUUAUUGGCAAACCUCCCCCCACUGCUGUCUGGUCAAAGGGAGGCCGCGAGUUCAAGACCUCUGACAUUGUCACCAUCACUAGCACCCCUACCUCUUCCAGUCUGGCUAUCAAGUAUGCAAGCCGAAAGAACACAGGAGAGUACACCAUAACUGCCAGCAACCCUUUCGGCAUCAAGGAAGAACGUGUGAAGGUGAAGGUUCUAGACGUGCCUGGACCUCCAGGCCCUAUUGAAGCCAGUAACAUCUCAGCUGAGAGGUGUACUCUGACCUGGCUUCCACCAGACGAGGAUGGAGGCUGCACUAUCAAGUCCUACAUACUUGAGAAAAGAGAAACCAGCCGCCUGCAGUGGACCAAGCUAGCUGAAAAUGUCAUGGACUGCAGACAUGUAGCACACAAGCUGAUUAAGGGCAACGAGUAUAUAUUUAGAGUAUGUGCUGUGAACCAGUAUGGCACUGGAGACUCAAGCCAGUCUGGUCCAGUAAAAAUGGUUGACAGUUUCGGCCCACCAGGUCCACCCUCAGUUCCAGAAAUUGAUAACAUCAGUAGAAAUGCUAUCACCAUUUCAUGGAGGAGACCAGUACGAGAUGGAGGAAGUGACAUCAGAGGAUAUUGUGUAGAAAGGAAAGAGAGAAGAGGAAUGAGAUGGGUGAGAGCCUCUAAGAGGUCAGUCCCUGACCUGCGCUUUAAGGUGCAAGGCCUGACAGAGGGAGUUGAGUAUGAGUUUAGAGUCACUGCAGAGAACAAGGCUGGAUUUGGUGAGCCGAGUGAGCCAUCACACCCUGUAAUGACCAAGGACAUUGUGUAUCCACCUGGUCCUCCUUCCAACCCCAGAAUAAUGGAUACAACAAAAACCACAGCCACAUUUGCCUGGGGCAAACCCCAUUAUGAUGGUGGUCUUGAAGUAGAUGGAUACAUUGUUGAGUACAAAAAGGAAGGGCAUGAUGACUGGGAGGUGGAGACACAGUACCAAUUGAAAGCUACUGAAUAUGUUAUUGGUAAACUUCAAAAAGGAGGAAAAUACCACUUCAGAGUCAGCGCUGUAAACUCAGAAGGAGUUGGUGAGCCUGCAGAGGUUGAAAAGGUUAUUGAACUAGUGGACCAGGAGACGCUGCCAGAUUUUGAGCUCGAUGCUGAACUAAGGAGAACCCUGGUGGUCAGGUGCCGUGCUUCCAUACGUAUGUUUGUUCCCAUCCGUGGUUGUCCUGCUCCUGAAGUAACCUGGAGCAAAGAUGAUACAAACUUGAAAACACGUGCACACAUUGACACUACAGAGUCCUACACUCUCCUGGUUAUCCCUGACUGCACCAGAUACGAUGCUGGAAAGUACAACCUCUGUCUUGAGAAUGUCGCUGGAAAGAAGACUGGUUUUGUUAAUGUGAAAAUUCUAGACACACCAGGACCACCAGUCAACCUCAAACCUAGAGAGAUCACUAAGAACAGUAUCACCCUCCAGUGGGAGAUCCCUAUUAUUGAUGGAGGUUCUAAGAUUCAUAACUAUAUAAUUGAAAAGAGAGAGGCCACUAAGAAAGCCUACACAGUAAUUAGCACCAAUUGGCAGAAGUGUUCUUUCAAGUUCCCAGACCUUGAAGAGGGAGCUUACUACUACUUCCGUGUCUCGGCUGAGAAUGACCUUGGUGUAGGUGAGCCUGCUGAAUCCCCUGAGCCAAUCAGGGUGUCCCAAGCCCCCUCUGCACCAGAGAACUUGUAUGUCACGGAUGUGUCAGCUGACAGUGCCAGUCUGUCAUGGACCAAGCCUUUGCAUGAUGGUGGCAGCUUAAUCACCGGAUAUGUCAUUGAGGCCCAAAAGAAGGACAGUGACAAUUGGGUCCAUGUUACCACUAUCAAGGCUCUGGACUACACCGUCACUGAUCUGAUUGAGGGUGCUGAGUACAUUUUCCGCAUAAUGGCUGUCAAUGCAUCAGGAAGGAGUGACCCCCGUGAGAGCAGGCCUGCUGUUAUUAAAGAACAGACUUCUGCACCUUCCUUUGACCUGCGUGGAGUCUAUCAGAAGACCGUCAUCGCAAAGGCAGGAGACCGUGUAAAGGUGGAGAUUCCUGUGCUUGGUAAACCAAGACCUCUUGUUUCUUGGAAGAAGGGUGACAUAGUACUCAAAGAGACACAAAGAAUAAACACUGAAACCACACUAACAUCAACUGUUCUCAAUAUCAAUGAAAUCAAGAGGACUGACGGGGGCCAGUAUUCCAUUACAGGAAAGAACAUGCUGGGGACAUUGACUGAGACAAUCACAGUCCUGGUCCAUGACAUCCCAGGCCCUCCUACUGGUCCCAUCAAGUUGGAGGAGGUCUCAUGUGAUUAUGUUCUCAUGUCCUGGGAGGCUCCCGAGAAUGAUGGUGGCGUUCCAAUCAACAACUAUAUUGUUGAGAUGCGAGAGACUACUGGUACUUCAUGGGUUGAGUUGGCAGCUACAGUGAUCAGAACCACAUUCAAAGCAGCCCGUCUCAACACUGGAACCCAAUAUCAGUUCCGUGUCAGAGCCCAGAACAGAUAUGGAGUUGGACCAUACCUUGUUUCAGAACCAGUUGUUGCUGCCUAUCCAUUUGAUGUGCCAGGGCAGCCAGGUGUUCCUGUCGUCACAUCUUUCAACAAAGAUGCUAUGAGUUUGAGUUGGAAUGAACCUUCCUCUGAUGGAGGAAGUGCAAUCCUGGGCUAUCAUGUGGACAGAAAAGAGAAAAACAGUAUUCUUUGGCAAAGGAUCAGCAAAGCUCUUGUUGUGGGAAACAUUUUCAAAUCAACAGGUCUAGUUGAUGGAAUUGCAUAUGAACACCGUGUCACUGCUGAAAACAUGGCUGGUCUCAGCAAACCAAGCAAAGCCUCUGAUCCUAUGUAUGCAUUGGACCCUGUUGACCCACCAGGCAGGCCUGUGGCACUCAAUGUCACCAGACAUGAGGUGACAGUUUCAUGGACCAAACCAGAGGGAGAUGGUGGAUUUUCUAUCACUGGAUACACAGUCGAGAGAAGAGAGAUGCCAAAUGGACGCUGGCUUAAAGCCAACUUUAACAACAUCCAGGAAACGAUUUAUACAAUCAGUGGUCUGACUGAAGAUGCAACUUAUGAAUUCCGUGUGACUGCUAGAAACUCAGCUGGUUCCGUUAGUGCUCCAUCCCAGUCAUCUGAAGCAUUCACAUGCAGAGAUGACAUUGAAGAGCCCAGACUUGAUGUUGAUGCAUCAUAUAGCAGCAAUGUGGUUGUCAUGGCAGGAGAGAUUUUCAAGCUGGAAGCUAGUGUUACUGGCAGGCCAAUUCCAUCCCUGGUAUGGACCAAGGAAGGAAAGGAGCUUCAGGAUACAGCCAAGAUAGAGAUAAAAACAUCUGACUUCCACACAACUCUAACAAACAAAGAUUCUCUGAGGAGGGACGGCGGUUCCUUUAUUCUUACUGCCAGCAAUCCCGGUGGCUUUGCCAAGUUCACAUUCAAUGUCAAGGUGCUAGACAGACCUGGACCACCAGACUCUCUUACUGUCACUGAUGUUGCUGCUGAGAAAUGUGUUCUUAACUGGCUACAUCCUACACAUGAUGGCGGUGCCAAGAUCGAGUACUUCAUCAUUCAGAAGCGGGAGACCAGUAGGUUGGCAUGGACAAAUGUGGCGACCGACCUUCAGGCAAACAGGUUCAAGGUCACAAAGCUUCUAAAGGGCAAUGAGUAUAUCUUCAGAGUCAUGGCUGUUAACAAGUAUGGCAUGGGUGAACCCCUGGAGUCUGAACCUGUCAUUUGUACCAACCCCUAUGUCCCAAGUGAUUCACCACAUCAGCCCGAAGUCACCACCAUUACCAAGGACUCAAUGGUCGUCUGCUGGGAGCGCCCUGAACAUGAUGGAGGCAGCAGAAUAAACACAUACAUUAUUGAGAGAAGAGAUAAAACUGGCUUGCGCUGGGUGAAGUGCAACAAAAGGACAGUAACCGACCUGCGAUUCAAGGUCUCAGGCCUCACAGUAGGACAUGAGUAUGAAUUCAGAGUUCUUGCUGAAAACAAUGCUGGUCUGAGCCAGCCUAGUCCUUCAAGUCCAUUCUACAAAGCAGUAGACACCAUCUUCCAACCUGGUCCUCCAGGGAACCCCAGAGUACUUGACACAACCAAGUCCUCCAUCACCCUCACCUGGAAUAAACCUGUCUACGAUGGUGGUUCUGAAAUCACUGGUUACAUUGUAGAGACAUGCCUACCAGAGGAGGAUGAGUGGACUAUUCACACUCCCAAGAAGGGAUGGACAGCCACUUCCUUCACCAUCACCAACCUGAAGGAAAACCAAGAGUACAAAAUCAACAUUUGUGCCACUAAUUGUGAAGGAGUGGGUGAGCCUGCUGCUGUUCCUGGAACCCCGAAGGCCGAAGACAGACUGCUUCCUCCAGAAAUUGAACUUGGAGCAGAGCUGCGCAAGGUGGUCUGCAUCAGAGCCUGUAGCACACUAAGACUGUUCGUCCCUAUUAAGGGAAGACCAGCACCUGAAGUAAAAUGGUCAAGAGAGCAUGGAGAAUCACUUGAUAAAGCCAACAUUGAAAUUACCCCUUCAUUCACUACUCUUCAGGUUGACAAUGUUGAUAGGUUUGAUGGAGGUAAAUACAUGGUGACUGUCGAGAAUGCAACAGGAAGCAAGACAGCCUAUGUCAAUGUUAGGGUGCUGGAUACUCCAGGAGCACCUCAGAAUCUGAUUGUCAAGGAGGUCACUAGAGAUUCAGUUUCCCUUACUUGGGAUGCACCUCUCAUUGAUGGUGGCGCAAGAGUUCGCAACUACAUUGUGGAGAAGCGUGAGUCUACCAGAAAAGCUUACUCAACAGUGUGUGCCAGCUGCCAUAAGUCCAGUUGGAAAGUUGGAGAGCUGGAGGAAGGAAAGAUGUACUUCUUCAGAAUUCUGGCUGAGAAUGAAUAUGGCAUUGGCCUCCCUGUGGAGACUGUGGAACCAAUUAAAGUGUCAGAGAGGCCUCUACCACCAGGCAAGGUGUCCCUUUGUGAAGUAACCAGCAACAGUGUCACACUUAGUUGGGAAAAGCCUGACCAUGAUGGUGGAAGCAGAAUCACAGGCUAUAUAGUUGAAAUGCAGGGUAAAGGCAGUGAUAAAUGGACUCAGGUUAUGGUGGUGAAAACCAAUAGAGCUCUUGUAAGUGGCCUUACUCAGGGAGAGGAAUACAUGUUCCGAAUCAUCUCCACCAAUGAAAAGGGAGUAAGCGACCCUCGUGCUCUCAGUGUUCCAGUUGUGGCCAAGGACUUGGUCAUCUCACCAACAUUCAAACUGUUAUUCAGCACAUUUAGUGUGCUAGCAGGAGAUGAUCUGAAGAUAGAUGUACCCUAUGCUGCCUGCCCCAAGGCUACAGCAACUUGGCUCAAAGAUGGUGUUGUUUUCAAGGAGACAACAAGAGUUAAUGCUGAAGCCACAGACACAAAUCUUCUCCUGGUUAUUAAAGAUGCUUGCAGGGAUGAUGUAGGCACUUACACAAUUAAACUAACCAACACAGCUGGAGAGGCAUCCACAGACCUCAGUGUUGUUGUUCUAGAUAAGCCUGGUCCUCCAACUGGCCCAAUUAAAAUGGAUGAAGUCACAGCUGACAGCUUAGUCCUGUCCUGGAAUCCACCAGAGUAUGAUGGUGGUUGCGCCAUCAACAAUUAUAUUGUUGAGAAGAGAGACACAUCUACCACCAACUGGCAGAUUGUUUCAGCUACAGUGGCCAGAACAACUAUUAAGGCAGCCCGUCUGAGGACUGGAACUGAGUACCAGUUUAGGAUUGCUGCAGAGAAUAGAUAUGGCAAGUCCUCAGUUCUGCUCUCUGAUACCAUUGUUGCUCAGUAUCCAUUUGAGUUGCCCAGCCAACCUCGUUCUGUUGUGGUCCAGUCAGCAACUAAGGAGACAAUGGUGGUUGUGUGGGAGAAACCCAGUAAUGAUGGUGGAAGCAAAAUCUUGGGCUACCACUUAGAGCUCAAAGAAAGAAACAGUAUACUGUGGGUGAAACAGAACAAACAAAUCAUCCCAGAGACCAGAUUCAAAGUUGUUGGUCUUGAGGAGGGAAUUGAAUAUGAAUUCAGACUCUAUGCUGAAAACAUUGUUGGCCUUAGCAAAGCCAGCAAAGUGAGUGAUAUGCAAGUGGCCAGAGAUCCUUGUGACAGACCAGGAAAACCAGAGGCCGUCAUCGUAACAAGAAAUAAAGUCACUCUCAGAUGGACCAAACCCGAGUAUGAUGCGGGUAUUAAGAUCACAGGCUAUGUGGUUGAGAAGAAGAAAGGGACUGGACGCUGGAUGAAGGCCAGUUUCGCUAAUGUCAUUGAGACUGAAUUUGUUGUUACAGGAUUAACUGAAGAUCAAAUAUAUGAGUUCCGUGUCAUUGCCAGAAAUGCUGCUGGGGUCCUAAGCCUGCCAUCUGAUUCAACAGGAGCUAUUACUGCAAAGGAUGAGGUUGACCCACCAAAGAUUGAUUUGGAAGCUAAAUACUCACAGGCUGUAGUGCUAAAUGCUGGAGAGACAUUCAGGCUCGAGGCUGCUGUCUAUGGCAAGCCUGUGCCAACAAUACACUGGCUUAAGGAGGGCCAAGAGAUUACAGAGGCAGCUCGGUUAGAGCUCAAGAACACAGACUUUAUAGCUUGUCUAGUUGUUAAAGAAGCGAUCCGUGUUGAUGGAGGUCAGUAUACUCUGCUGGUCAAGAAUGUUGGAGGAGAGAAAUCUGUAAACAUUAAUGUCAAGGUCCUGGAUAGACCAGGUCCACCUGAAGGUCCCAUUUCUGUUUAUGGAGUUACCAGUGAGAAAUGCUCCAUUUCCUGGAAACCGCCCUUGCAAGAUGGCGGUAGCGAUGUUUCCCAUUACAUUGUUGAGAGGAGGGAAACCAGCAGACUGGUUUGGACUGUAAUUGAACAAAAAGUUCAGACACUAAAUCUAAAGAUCACAAAACUUCUUCCUGGUAAUGAGUACAUUUUCAGAGUGAUUCCAGUGAACAAAUAUGGAGUUGGUGAGCCUCUAGAAUCUGAGCCUAUGAUAGCAAGAAAUCCAUAUGUCACUCCCAACCCACCAACAGAGGUAGAAGUCUCCACAAUAACCAAAGACUCCAUGGUGGUGACCUGGGAGAGACCAACUCAGGAUGGUGGCAGCCCCAUCCAAGGAUACAUUGUUGAGAAACGUGAUAAAGAUGGCGUGAGGUGGACUAGAUGCAACAAGCGCACAGUGAGUGAGCUGCGCUUCAGAGUAACAGGGCUCCUAGAAAACCACAGCUAUGAAUUUAGAGUUGCUGCCGAGAAUGCUGCAGGUGUUGGCACACCUAGUGCACCAACAAUGUACUACAAAGCACUUGAUCCUAUAUUCAAAGCAGGCCCACCCAACAACCCCAAGGUGGUGGACUCAACUAGGUCCACUGUUUCCCUGACAUGGGGAAAACCCAUCUAUGACGGUGGCUGUGAGAUUCAGGCUUAUAUUGUUGAAGCCUGCAAUGGAGCAUCCGAUGAGUGGUUUAUGUGCACUCCUCCAACUGGAAUCACAGAUACCAAGUUUACAGUGAGAAAGCUUCUGGAAAAGCAUGAGUACCAAUUCAGAGUAUGUGCUAUCAACAAAGUUGGUGUUGGUGAGCAUGCUGAUGUUCCAGGAAAAAUUCUUCUUGAGGAAAAGCUUGAGGCCCCUGAUCUUGACCUGGAUAAUGAUAUGAGAAAGAUGAUAAAUAUCAGAGCAGCUUGCACUCUAAGGCUUUUCGUUCCUGUGAGAGGCCGUCCAGCCCCGGAGGUGAAAUGGGGCAAGGCUGAGGGCGAGAUUAAAGACACAGCCCUGAUUGACAAUACAGGCAGCUAUGCCUCACUUGUCAUUGAGAAUGUUGACAGAUUUGACAGCGGCAAGUAUACCUUGACUGCGGAAAAUGCCAGUGGGACGAAGUCUGUCUUCAUCAGUGUUAGAGUCCUGGACUCACCUAGUCCACCAACUAACUUCAUAGUGAAAGAGAUUACCAAGAAUUCAAUUACUCUCACAUGGGAGCCCCCACUGCUUGAUGGUGGUUCAAAGAUUAAGCAUUAUAUUGUUGAGAAGCGAGAGAGUACCAGGAAAGUUUACUCUCCCAUCACCACCUGCAACAGGAUGUCAUGGAAGGUUGAGCCUCUUCCAGAGGGUGGAAUCUUCUUCUUCAGAGUCCUGGCUGAGAAUGAAUAUGGUGUGGGUCUUCCUGCUAAAACUAUAGAUCCAAUUAAAAUCUCUGAGAAGCCUCAGCCCCCUGGUAAAGUCAGUGUUGUUGAUGUAACUUGUAGCACUGUAACUCUAGCCUGGGAAAAGCCUGUAAAUGAUGGUGGCAGCAGGAUUAGUCACUAUGAAAUUGAACUUGCUCCUAAGGAUAGUGAGGCUUGGUCAUUGUGUGCUAGUGUGAAGGCAUUAGAAACUGUUGUUACAAACCUUCUCAAGGGAGAGGAGUACCAGUUCAGAGUUGUGGCUGUAAAUGAUAAAGGCAAAAGUGAACCUAGACAACUGGUUCAGUCAGUUGUAGCAAAGGACCUUGUUAUUGAGCCUGCGGUAAGGCCCAAAGUUAGCACCUACAGUGUCCAGGUGGGUUAUGACCUCAAGAUAGAAGUCCCUAUCGCUGGGCAUCCAAAACCAACCAUUACUUGGACCAAGGAUGGAGCUGCCCUUAAGCAGACUACCCGAGUCAAUGUCACUGACUCGGCAAAUCACACCACUUUAACCAUUAAGGAUGCAACCAGAGAGGAUGGAGGCAUGUACAGCAUCAAUAUUGCAAAUACUCUUGGUUCAAAGGAUGCCACUAUUGAGGUGAUUACCCUUGACAGACCAGGACCACCAACAGGACCUGUCAAGGUGGAGGACAUCAGUGCUGAGAGUAUGACUCUUAGCUGGGAACCUCCGACAUAUACAGGAGGCUGUCCAAUCUCUAACUAUGUAGUGGAGAAGAGAGACACAACCACUACUAACUGGUUAGUUGUAUCUGCCACUGUGGCCAGAACCACGCUUAAAGUGAGCAAUCUGAAGACAGGUGCUGAAUAUCAGUUCAGAAUCUAUGCCGAGAAUAGAUAUGGAAAGAGUUAUGCAAUUGACUCAGAGCCUGUAUUGGCACAGUAUCCAUUCCAGGAGCCUGGCCCACCAGGAACACCUUUUGUCUCUUCAUACUCAAAAGACUAUAUGGUAGUUGACUGGCACAAACCUCCAUCUGAUGGCGGCAGUGUCAUCUUGGGCUACCAUCUUGAGAGGAAAGAGAAGAACAGUAUUCUCUGGACCAAGAUAAACAAAAUGCUUAUCCAAGACUGCAGGUUCAAAUCUACUCCUCUUGAGGAAGGCAUUGAGUAUGAAUACAGAGUCUAUGCUGAGAAUAUCGUUGGCAUUGGAAAAUGCAGCAAAGUGUCUGAGGUUUAUGUGGCCCGUGACCCUUGUGAUCCUCCUGGACAUCCUGAGGCUGUGAUUGUGACUAGGCAUUCAGUCAAGCUGAGAUGGACCCCUCCGACAUAUGAUGGAGGAAGCUUAGUUACUGGCUAUGUAGUGGAAAAACGUGACCUACCUGAGGGAAAGUGGAUGAAGGCUAGCUUUGCAAAUGUCAUUGAACAAGAAUUUACAGUAACAGGCCUGGCAGAGGAAAGUAAAUAUGACUUCAGGGUAAUUGCAAGGAAUGCAGCUGGUGCUGUCAGCAAGCCCUCUGAAAGCACAGGAUCCAUCACUGCCAAGGAUGAGGUUGAACCACCCAAGUGUGAGACAGAUCCUAUGUACAACCAGACCCUUGUAAUAAAUGCUGGAGAGACUUUCAGUCUAGAGGCUAGUGUGGGAGGAAAGCCCAUUCCUACAGCUCAGUGGUUCAGGGGAAGUGUUGAAGUGGAAAAUUCGGCAAGAGCUGAGAUCAAAAACACAGAUUUUAAGGCUUUGCUAGUUGUUAAGGAUGCCAUUAGAGUGGAUGGUGGACAGUACACACUUGUUCUUACUAAUGUCGCUGGAACUAAGACUGUACCAUUCAGUGUGAAGGUGCUGGACAGACCAGGUCCCUCAGAGGGACCUCUUACUGUCAGCAAUGUGACUGAGGAGAAGUGCUCACUGUCAUGGCUGCCACCCAGGCACGAUGGGGGAGCUAGCAUUUCUCACUACAUUAUACAGAAACGAGAAACCAGCCGUUUAGCAUGGACUGUGGUUUCCAGCGACUGUGGAGCUACCAUGUUCAAGGUUACAAAACUGUUGAAGGGCAAUGAAUACAUUUUCAGAGUCAUGGCUGUCAACAAAUACGGUGAGGGAGAACCUCUUGAAUCAGUACCAGUUAUCAUGAGGAAUCCAUUUGUUCCUCCUGGCUCACCACAUGAGCUUGAGAUCACCAACAUUACCAGGGACUCCAUGACUGUCUGCUGGAACCGUCCUGAAGCCACAGGAGGCAGUGAAAUUGUUGGUUACAUUGUUGAGAAGAGAGACAGAGCUGGAGUGAGGUGGACCAAGUGCAACAAACGCAGGGUGACAGAUCUGCGUUUCAGAGUUACCGGAUUGACUGAGGACCAUGAAUAUGAAUUCAGGGUUUCUGCUGAGAAUGCAGCGGGAGUAGGUCAACCAAGCCCAGCUACAUCCUACCUCAAAGCCUGUGACCCCACCUUUGAACCAGGCUGUCCUACCAAUGCACAGUUGGUAGACACAGCUAAAGACUCCAUUACUGUGGCCUGGCAUCGACCUAUCUAUGAUGGUGGUUGUGAGAUUCAAGGAUAUGCUGUGGAAAUUACAAAGGCUGAUGAAGAAGAGUGGGCUAUUUGCACACCACCAUCUGGAGUCAAUGCUACCAAGUUUAGAAUCACCAAGUUGAUAGAGCACCAGGAAUACAAGGUGCGUAUAUGUGCUAUCAACAAGCUUGGUGUUGGUGAACCCACUGAGAUUCAGGGAGUUUUGAAACCUUUGGAUAAGAUUGAUUCUCCAGAGGUGAUACUUGAUUCAGAGCUCAGGAAAGGAAUAGUUGUUUGGGCGGGAGGCUCAAUGAGAAUCUGCAUUCCAUUCAAGGGUCGUCCAACUCCUGAGAUCAGCUGGGCAAAGGAGGAUUCAGAACUUCCCAGUAAAGUUCAAGUAGAGACAGGUGAAGAUUACACACAGCUCUCCAUUGACAUCUGUGACAGAUAUGAUGCUGGAAAAUACAUCAUUAACUUGGAAAAUAGCGCUGGGAAAAAGUCAGCCUUUGUCUCUGUUAAAGUUCUGGACACUCCAGGGGCUCCUCUGAAUCUAACUGUAAAAGAUAUUAAGAGGGAAAGUGUCAAUCUGACAUGGGAGCCUCCUCUUAUUGAUGGUGGUGCAAGAAUCAAGAACUACCUGGUUGAAAAGCGUGAGGCCAACAGGAAUGUUUACUCUAAUGUGGACAACAAGUGCACAAAAACAAGCUACCGCAUCACUGGACUCACUGAGGGAGUUAUUUACUAUUUUAGAGUGUUAGCAGAGAACGAGUUUGGUGUAGGAAAGGCAGUGGAGACACAGGACGCAGUGAGGACCUCUGAGCCUCCUCUACCUGUGGGUAAAGUCACCUUGACUGACGUGACCAAAACAAAUGCUUCACUCUCAUGGGAGAAGCCUGACCAUGAUGGAGGCAGCAGGAUCAUGGGCUACUACAUUGAGAUGCAGCCUGUGGGCUCAGAAGAAUGGGUGGUGGCUACAAUAGCAAAAACUUGUGAGGGAACUAUCACUGGCCUAAGUGCAGGACACGAGUACCUUUUCAGAGUUUCAGCUUUCAAUGAGAAGGGCAAGAGUGAUCCCAGGCCUUUGGCAGCAACAGUCACUGCUAAAGAUGUAACUAUUGAACCCAGAUUCAAGAUGGCAUUCAAUACUUACAGUUUACAGCAAGGACAGGAUCUGAAAAUUGAGAUUCCAGUGAUUGGACGCCCUGUUCCCAAGGUUGAAUGGAAAAAGGAUGGACAUGCUAUAAAAGAGACAACUAGACUAAAUGUAUCCAGCACAUCAUCAUCUACCAAGCUGACCAUCAAGGAUGCAAAUAAGGAAGACUCUGGCAAAUACACCAUUACAGCUACCAGCAAUAUUGGAACAGCUACUGAGGAGAUUACUGUUAUUAUUCUUGAAAAGCCUGGACCACCUAAAGGCCCUGUAAAGAUUGAGGAGGUGAGCUCAAAUUAUGCCACACUCUCCUGGGAGCCACCAGAGUACACUGGAGGUUGUCAGAUCAACAACUACAUUGUGGAGAAAAGAGACACCACCACAACCGCAUGGCAGAUUGUCUCUGCUACUAUUGCCAGGACGACCAUCAAAGUCAGCAAUUUAAAGACUGGAGUUGAGUAUCAAUUCCGAGUGGCUGCUGAGAAUAGAUAUGGAAAGAGUUCUGCCAUUGUCUCCCCAGCUGUUAUUGCUCAGUAUCCAUUCAGUGAGCCCGCUGCUCCAGGAACGCCAGCUGUAUCUGCUGCAACUAAGGAUAACAUGGUUGUUGAAUGGAAAGUUCCCAACAAUAAUGGAGGUAGCCCCAUUCUAGGUUAUCACCUCGAGAGAAAAGAAAAGAACAGCCUCUUAUGGACUAAGCUUAACAAGCUUCUAAUCCCAGAAACGCGUUUCAAGACUACAGAGCUGGAAGAAGGUAUUGAGUAUGAAUUUAGAGUUUAUGCUGAGAAUAUUGCUGGCCUUAGCCCAGUUAGCAAGGUCUCUGAUAGCACAGUAGCCAGGGAUCCCUGUGAUCCACCAGGCACUCCUGAGGCUAUUGACAUCACUAGAAACCAUGUGACACUCCAGUGGACUAGACCUCAGUAUGAUGGAGGAAGUGCGAUCACUGGGUAUGUGAUUGAGAGGAAGAAGCACCCAGAUACCCGCUGGAUGAAGGCCAGCUUCACUAACAUCAUUGAUACUCAGUUCACACUAACUGGUCUGACUGAGGAUUGUGUGUAUGAAUACAGAGUUAUUGCCAGAAAUGCUGCCGGUAUUUACAGCCGUCCUUCAAUGGGAACAGGAGAAAUUACUGCCAAAGAUGAAAUUGAGGCUCCAGGAGCCACCAUGGACUCUAAAUUCAAAGAUCUGACUAUUGUUAAUGCUGGUGAGACAUUUGUCAUUGAUGCUGACUAUACUGGCAAGCCUCUGCCUGAGGUCAUCUGGUUAAAGGAUGGAAAGGAGAUUGACCAAACAACACCAAGAAUGGAGGUCAAAACUUCAAUUACACGUACCAUCCUGACAGUCAAGGACUGCAUCAGAGUAGAUGGUGGCCACUUUGUCCUCAAACUUGUAAAUGUGGGUGGAGUCAAGAUGGUCCCAGUUAAUGUUAAAAUUCUUGAUAGACCUGGUCCUCCAGAUGGCCCUCUAGAAGUCAAAGGAGUCACAGCUGAAAAAUGUUAUAUCCACUGGAACCAUCCCUCACAUGAUGGUGGAGCGAGCAUCUCUCAUUACAUAAUUGAGAAAAGAGAGACCAGUCGUUUGUCAUGGACCGUGGUUGAGCCAAAGAUACAGGCUAUCAGCUACAAAAUCACUAAACUGCUGCCUGGCAAUGAAUACAUCUUUAGAGUCACUGCCGUGAAUAAAUAUGGCGUUGGUGAGCCUUUAGAAUCUGAUCCUGUUAUUGCACGUAAUCCGUUUACUACUCCCAGUGCGCCAUCCACUCCAGAGCCAAGUGCUAUUACUAGGGACUCCAUUGUACUUACAUGGGAGAGACCAGAAGAAAAUGGAGGAGCUGAGAUUGAAGGAUAUGUUCUUGAAAAACGUGAUAAGGAUGGCAUUAGAUGGACUAAGUGCAACAAGAAGAGGCUGAGUGACCUGAGAUUUAGAUGUUCUGGUCUAACAGAGGGCCACUGCUAUGAAUUCAGGAUCUCAGCAGAAAAUGCUGCUGGUGUUGGUAAGCCUAGCGCUCCAACCGAAUACAUCAAGGCAUGUGAUGCAACUUAUCCACCAGGACCUCCAAACAACCCCAAAGUCACGGACCAUUCUAGCACUACAGUUUCUCUGUCCUGGUCUAGGCCAAUAUAUGAUGGUGGAGCACCAAUCCAAGGAUAUAUUGUUGAAACGAAGGAGGCAGCUGAUGAUGAGUGGGUCAUUUGCACAUCACACACUGGUGUCCAGACCACACACUACACAGUAAAAAGACUUAAAGAGAAUGCAGAGUACAACUUCCGCAUUUUUGCUCUUAACUGCGAAGGAGUAGGAGAGCAUGUUGACCUACCUGGAUCUGUGAUCGCUGCAGAGAAGCUGGAGGCUCCUGAAAUCGAAUUAGAUUCUGACCUGAGAAAGAUGGUCAAUGUUCGUGCCACUGCCACUUUACGUUUGUUUGUGCCGAUCAGAGGAAAGCCUGAGCCUGAGGUCAGAUGGUCAAAAGCUGAUGGCACUUUGAAUGAGCGUGCCCAGAUUGAGGUCACAAGCUCUUACACAAUGCUGCUGAUCGAGAAUGUUGACCGAUUCGACACUGGUAAAUAUGUACUGUCCCUUGAGAACCUCAGUGGGUCUAAGUCAGCCUUCAUCAAUGUCAGAAUUCUUGACUCUCCAAGUGCUCCUAUCAACCUGGAGGUUAAGGAUGUAAAGAGAAAUUCUGUCUCUCUUUCUUGGGAACCCCCUCUCAUUGAUGGUGGGGCUAAGAUAUCACACUACAUUGUGGAGAAGAGAGAGCAGAAGAGAAUGGCUUUCACCAGUGUUUGCACCAACUGUGUAAGAAACUCUUACAUUAUUUCCGAUCUGCAGGAGGGAGGACGCUACUAUUUCCGUGUGUUGGCCGUAAAUGAGCUGGGAGUAGGUCUGCCUGCCUCCACAGAUCAAGUGAAGGUGUCUGAGGCUCCUUUGCCUCCUGGUAAGAUAGUCUUAGUUGAUGUGACUCGUCAUACUGUUACCCUUUCUUGGGAAAAACCUGAUUAUGAUGGAGGCAGCAAAAUUACAAACUAUAUUGUGGAGAUGCAGCCCAAGGGAGAUGACAAAUGGACGACAUGCAGUGAAGUCAAAGCACUGGAAGCUACUGUUGAUGGACUUGCAACUGGAGAGGAAUAUUCCUUCAGGGUAUUUGCUGUAAAUGAUAAAGGCAGAAGUGAUGCCAAGCCUCUAGCUAACCCUGUGGUGGUAAAGGACAUCACAAUGGCGCCUACAAUUAAGUUGGUGUUCAACACCUACAGUGUAAAGGCAGGUGAUGACCUGAAGAUUGAUAUUCCCUUCAAAGGAAGACCUGAUCCUGAGGUUUCCUGGAAAAAGGAUGGCAAUGCACUUAAACAGACAACAAGGGUCAAUGUUCUUACAUCCAAAACCUCAUCCAAGAUUUUCAUCAAAGAUGCUACCAAGGAGGAUGUAGGAAAGUACGAGAUUACUCUGACCAACUCAGUUGGCACCAAGACAGCUGAAGUCUCAGUUGUAAUCUUGGAUAAACCUGGUCCACCCAGCGACAUUAAGUUUGAUGAGGUGAGCGCUGACUUCAUGUCUCUAUCUUGGGAUGCUCCAAGUUAUGAUGGUGGAUGCCAGAUUAACAACUAUGUGGUGGAGAAGAGAGACACCACUACAACCACAUGGCAAAUAGUUUCAGCCACAGUAGCCAGGACUUCAAUCAAGGUGUCUCGUCUCACUCAGGGAGUAGAAUACCAGUUCCGCAUUGCAGCUGAGAACCGUUAUGGUAAGAGUUCUGCCAUUGACUCAGCUCCUGUUAUUGCUCAAUAUCCUUUCGAGCUUCCUGGCCCUCCAACCAAUCUUCAUGUUGCUCAUGCUACCAAGUAUGGCAUGCUCGUGCAAUGGGGCAAGCCUGCAAGUGAUGGUGGAAGCCCUGUUAUUGGUUAUCAUAUAGAAUGCAAAGACCAAAGCAGUAUCUUAUGGACCAAGGUGAACAGAGGUCUUCUGACUGAAAACCAGUUUAAGAUGACAGGAAUAGAAGAAGGACUGUUUUAUCACUUCAGAGUCUAUGCUGAGAAUAUUGCUGGCAUUGGUCCAUGCACUAAGGCUUGUGACUCUGUGGCAGCAAGGGAUCCAUGUGCACCUCCAUGUAACCUUCGAGUCACCAACAUUACUCGUACCUCAGUUUCCCUCUUCUGGGAAAAGCCAGAGUAUGAUGGUGGAACAAAAAUUACUGGCUACAUUGUUGAACGCAUGGAACUUCCCAAUGGCCGCUGGCUGAAAUGCAACUUCACAAAUUUGCAAGAUACCUACUAUGAUGUCACAGGCCUUACAGAAGAUGUCCAAUAUGAUUUCCACAUCAUUGCCAAGAACUCUGCAGAGCAGAUGAGUGCUCCAUCUGAGAACACUGGUCCUAUCACAGUCAAGGAUGAUAUAGACCCUCCAACUAUUAUUCUUGAAGAUAAGUUCAGACAGCUGGUUGUCAUUAAGGCUGGAGAGAUCAUUCAAAUUGACGCUGAAAUCACAGGCCGUCCACUCCCAGUUGUUUCAUGGUCUAAAGAUGGGAAGGAAAUUGAGGCCAAGGCCAGGUGUGAAAUAACCUCAACCAACUUCACAACCUCACUGGUUGUCAGAGACACUAUCAGGAAGGACUCUGGUCAGUAUGUCCUGACCCUGCACAAUGUUGCAGGGACAAGAUCUGUAGCUAUAAAUUGUAAGGUUCUGGACCGACCUGGACCUGCCUCAGGUCCUCUGGCAGUGUCUGGCCUCACAGCAGAGAAAUGCACCCUAACAUGGGGACCUCCUCAGGAGAAUGGUGGUGCUGAAAUAAUGCAUUACAUUGUGGAGAAAAGAGAGACCAGUCGCCUUGCCUGGACUCUUGUUCAUGGUGACAUGAAGGCAACCACCUGUAAAGUGACCAAGUUGCUUAAAGGAAAUGAGUACGUCUUUAGAGUCAGGGGAGUCAACAAAUACGGGGAUGGUGAGGCCCUGGAGAGUGACCCAAGAAAGGCCAUGGAUCCAUUUACUGUGCCUGCAGCUCCAACUAAUGUUCAGGUAACUUCAGUUACCAGUGAGGCAAUGACCAUCUGUUGGGAAAGACCUGUUUCUGAUGGUGGCAGCAGUAUCGCUGGCUAUGUCAUUGAAAAGCGGGAGAAGACUGGCCUUCGCUGGUGCCGUGUACAUAAGAAACCUGUUUAUGACCUUAGAGUCAAAGCAUCUCACCUUCGUGAUGGAUGUGAGUAUGAGUACAGAGUCUUUGCAGAGAACUCUGCUGGCCUCAGUGCUCCAAGCACUCCUUGCCCACUUACCAAGGCUGAAGACCCACAGUUCCUGCCUUCACCUCCUGCUAAGCCUAAGCUCAUUGACUCAACAAAGACCACAGUCACCCUGUCAUGGAAUAAGCCACUGUUCGAUGGUGGAGCACCUGUGACUGGUUACAGAGUAGAGUACAGGAUGUCAAUGGAUGAUGAAUGGUUUGUUGGAGUCCAAAACACCAAAAACACAGAAUUUACAGUGGUGGGAUUGACACCUGGGACUGAGUAUGUGUUUGUUGUCAAGUCCAUUAACAAGAUUGGAAUCAGUGAGCCCAGUCCUGAGUCAGACAAACAAGUUGCCAAAGAAAAAGCCGAAGAGCCUGUCUUUGACAUCAGUAAUGACAUGAGGAAGACUCUUAUUGUAAGAGAUGGAAGCUCAUUUACCAUGACAGUACCUUUCAGGGGCAAACCCAUUCCCAACGCUACAUGGACUAAGCCUGAUGUUGACCUUAGAGUCCGUGCUGUCAUUGAUACUACAGACACUUUCACCUCUAUUACCUUAGAGAAAGCAACUCGCAAUGAUUCAGGAAAAUACACUGUCACCUUGUCCAGCGUAGCCGGAACCUCCUCCUUGACACUCAAUGUCAGAGUCCUAGACUCCCCUGGACCUCCUGCUAAUGUAGAGGUGAAGGACGUGACCAAGUCCUCUGCUACUGUAACCUGGGACACACCUGAGAAUGAGGGAGGAGGACCAGUCAAGAACUACCUCAUUGAUAUUCGUGAAGCAAGCAAGAAAGGCUGGACGAGAUUGACUGGCACAUGCCACAGACUCACAUACAAGGUGUCAGAAUUGCCAGAGGGAGGAGUCUACUACUUCAGAGUGACAGGCGAGAAUGAGUAUGGUGUUGGUGUUCCUGCAGAGACCAAGGAGGGAACAAAGAUCUCAGAGAAACCAAGCCCACCACCAAAACUGGGCGUAACUGAUGUUGCCAAGGAGAGUGUGUCCCUGGCCUGGGUCAAACCAGAACAGGACGGAGGCAGCAGAAUCACUGGCUACCUAGUGGAAGCUCUGGAGAAAGGCCAGGAGAAGUGGGUUAAGUGUGGAACAACCAAGUCCAUACACUUAACAGUGUCUGGUCUGAGGGAGAAUGCUGAGUACUUCUUCAGAGUGAAAGCUGAGAACAUUGCUGGGUUCAGUGAUGCUAAGGAAAUGGUCACCCCUGUUCUGCUCAAAGAUCAGCUUGAAUCUCCUGAGAUCAACAUGAAGGACUUCCCCCACAACACAGUAUAUGUAAGAGCUGCCUCCACUCUCAAGUGUGAGAUCCCCCUUACAGGCAAGCCUUUGCCUAAAGUCACCAUGUCCAAGGAUAAUGUGCUGCUCAAGUCAACAAUGAGGUUCAACUAUGAAGUUACCCCUGACAGUAUCAAGAUCACUGUGCGAGAGAGCAUAGCUGGAGACUCAGGACGCUACAAUAUCACUGCCUCCAACUCCACUGGCACAACCAAGUCCUUUGUAAACAUUGUGGUUCUGGAUCGCCCAAGUGCCCCUGUUGGACCUGUGGAACUGUUUGAUGUCACAGAAGACAGCGUUAGUCUGAAUUGGCUUCCACCAGCAUAUGAGGGUGGCAGUCCCAUCACCAACUACAUCAUCCAGAAGAGAGAAACAACCACAGCCAACUGGAUGGACGUCUCUUCAGCUGUAGCCCGCUGCACGAUGAAGAUCAUGAAGCUGACCACUGGCUUGGAGUACCAGUUCAGAGUCAGAGCUGAGAACAAAUAUGGAAUCAGUGAGCACAUUGAUUCACCUACUGUCACUGUCAGCCUUUCUUACACUACUCCUGAUGCUCCUUCGACUCCUGACAUCACUGCUGUAACUAGGGAAACAAUCACUGUUGCUUGGAAGGAGCCCAAGUCAGAUGGAGGAAGUCAUGUGUUUGGCUACCAUCUCCAGAUGAAAGACAGGAACAGCAUCCUUUGGCAAAGAGUCAACAAAACGGUGAUCCGAGCAACACAUUACAAGGUCACCAACAUCAACGCUGGACUUAUUUAUGAGUUUAAGGUUGCAGCAGAGAAUGCUGCUGGAAUCAGUGCCUUCAGUAAGGUUUCUGAUGCAGUACUGGCUAUUGAUGCAUGUGAGCCACCCAUCAACUUGCGCAUCAGUGACAUCACCAAGAACUCCAUAAGCCUAGCCUGGCAGAAGCCCAACUUCGAUGGCGGAUCCCCCAUCACAGGAUACAUCAUCGAGAAGAAAGAAGGCGUCAGUGCCAGGUGGUCCAAGACUAACCUCACUAAUGUCACAGAGUGCCGCUUUACUGUGACUGGCCUCACCCAGGAUGAGACUUAUGAAUUUAGAGUCAUGGCAAGGAAUGCCGUUGGCUCAGUCAGCAACCCUUCUGUGACUGCUGGACCAGCAACAUGUGUAGACACCUACGGUGCCCCAGAGAUUGAAUUAUCCCAAGAGUACCUCAACGAGGUCAAGCACAGGGCUGGCUCUGAUGUUGAGCUCAUGUUCAAUAUCACCGCCAAACCUGCUCCAACCAUCGAGUGGUUUAAGGAUGGCAGAGAGCUUAAGCCCUCCGCCCAGCUCUCUUUCAGACAUACAUUUGAGUCUACCAGUUUGUUCCUAAAGGACACUAGUCGUUUGAACUCUGGAACCUAUGAGGUCAAGGUGAAGAACUCCCUGGGAUCUGCAUUUGCCAUAGUCAGGCUGCUCAUUCAAGACAAGCCAGGCCCCCCUGCUGGUGAUAUACAGUUCAAGAAGGUGAGAGCUGACAACAUAACCAUCAUGUGGUCCCCACCUGCUGAUGAGGGCGGCGCCAUGGUUACACAUUACAUUGUGGAAAAGAGAGAGACCAGCAGAGUUAUGUGGUCCAUUGUCUCAGAGAAACUGGUGGACUGCAUUGUAAAUGUACCCAGGCUCAUUCAGGGCAACGAGUAUAUCUUCAGAGUCCGUGGAGUCAACAAGUAUGGCAUUGGAGAUCCACUUGAGUCUGAGCCUGUUAUUGCCAAGAACGCGUUUGUUCCUCCCAGUGAGCCAUCAAAGCCUACAGUGACUAUGAUCACCAAGUCUGCCAUGACAGUGAUCUGGGAAAGACCAGCACUGGAUGGAGGAAGUGAUCUUGAUGGCUACUACCUGGAGAAGAGGGAGAAGAAGAGUCUGCAGUGGUUCAAGGUGGUGAAGGGCACCAUUAGAGACACCAGGCAAAAAGUCCCCAACUUGGUGGAGAACAACGAGUACCAGUACAGAGUUUGUGCUGUUAACAAAGCUGGAGCAGGAAACUAUUCUGAGUGCUCUGACUUCUUCAAGGCGUAUGACCCUAUUGAUUUGCCUGGUGAGCCAUCCAAGUUGCGUGUGGUCGACUCCACAAAGACCUCCAUCACUCUUGGCUGGGAGAAGCCUGUGUAUGAUGGUGGCAGUGAAAUCACACACUACCUUUUGGAACAGAUGAACACAGAGGAAAAAGAAUGGGUUACAACAAACCCUAAGGUCAAAACCUGCGAGUAUGUGAUAUCCCACCUCAAACCUGGAACCUACUACUUCUUCAGAGUUUCCGCUGUGAACUGCAAAGGCAAAGGAGAAGAUAUUAAGAUGUACCAGCCGGUACAAGCCAAAGAUAUCUUGGAGGAAGCCGAUUUGGACUUGGACGUGCCCAUGACGACUCAGUACACAGCCAGGGCUGGCCGUGACGUUGUAGUGUUUAUCCCCUUGAAGGGACGACCUGCCCCCAAUGUCACUUGGCGGCGUGGUGAUCGCAACAUGGCUGGUGACAACCGCUACACUAUUACCAGCAAUGAGCGAGCGACGACCCUCCUCAUUCCCAAAGUCACCCGCGAUGACUGUGGCAAAUACUUACUGGAGAUUGAAAAUGGCGUUGGGGAAUCCAAGAUAAUUACUGUGUCCCUUAAGGUGCUUGACAGUCCAUCAACUUGCCAGAAACUGAUAAUCAAGAAUGUGACAAGAGGAAGGCUGACCCUCAGUUGGGAGGCUCCUCUCGUCGAUGGUGGUUCCCCUGUUUCUAAUUACAUUGUUGAGAAGAAAGCCUCAACAAUGAAGGCAUAUCAGGUCAUAACCAACGAGUGUGCCAACACAUCCUACAAAGUGUCAGGCCUGGAGGAGGAUGUAGCUUACUUCUUCCGUGUGUCUGCUGAAAACGAGUAUGGUGUGGGCGAUACUUGUGAAACCACUGAGCCUGUGAGAGCUGCAGAAACUCCAGGAGCUGUUAAAGAUUUGGUUAUGGUGGACUCCACAAAUAACUCUGUCACCCUAAAGUGGACCAGACCUGACCAUGAUGGUGGAAGCUACAUCACUGAGUACAUCAUUGAAAAGAGAACCAAGGAAGACCCCAACUGGACUUUGGGUGCAACAUGCAAGCGCUGCAGCUGUGAGGUCACAGGACUCAAGAAGAAUGCUGUCAUGGACUUCAGAGUCGUUGCCAAAAAUGAGAAGGGCAACAGUGACUUCUCCCAAAUUGGUCCAAUCACAGUGGUGGACCUCAUCAUUCCACCCGAGGCCAGCCUAAUCGACUACCCCAAUGGAGAGCUUGCUGUUCGUAUUGGUCAGAACAUCCACAUUGAGUUGCCCUUCAAGGGUAAACCAAGACCAGUUAUUAGCUGGCUAAAGGAUAACUUGCCCCUGAAGGAAGGCGAGAAGGUUCGCUUCAGGACCACAGACAACAAGACUGCAGUCACAGUCAGAGGAGCCAAGAAGGAGCAUGCCGGCCAGUACACUUUGGUUUUGGACAACAGAACAAUCAAAAACUACUUUGACAUUAAUGUGAUCACUCUGGGACCACCCUCAGUGCCUGUUGGCCCUAUCCGCUUUGAUGAGAUCAAAGCUCAGAGUAUUAUCAUCUCCUGGGAUGAGCCGAAGGAAGAUGGAGGUGGCGAGAUUACCUGCUACAGUGUGGAGAAACGUGAGACAUCCCAGGCCAACUGGAAGAUGGUCUGCUCCAGUGUUGUCAGGACCACUUUCAAGAUUCCCAACCUGGUUAAGGGAACUCAGUACCAGUUAAGAGUCCGUGCAGAAAACAAGUAUGGUGUCAGUGAAUCACUCACCUCAUCUGAGAUUGUUGCCCAGCAUCAGUACAAACCUCCAGGUCCUCCAGGAAAGCCAGUGGCCUUCAAUGUCACCAGUGAUGGAAUGACCAUCAAGUGGGAGGGCCCAGGCUUUGAUGGGGGAUCCCCAAUUUUGGGCUAUCAUGUUGAGAAGAAGGACAGGAACAGCCUUUUGUGGCAGAAGGUGAACUCCACCAUCAUCUCCAACAAAGAGUACAGGAUGAUUGGGCUCAUUGAGGGUCUGGAGUACUCUUUCAGAGUCUAUGCUGAGAACAAUGCAGGACUUAGCCCUGUUAGUGAACAGAGCAAACAUGCACUUGCUAUCUCCCCUGUUGAUCCACCUGGCAACCCUGUCUGCAUUGAUGUGACCAGAGACUCAGUCACCCUGCAGUGGGACAUUCCCAAGAGAGACGGUGGCAGCAAAAUUGUUGCCUACAGUGUGGAGAGGCGUCAAGGAAGAGGAAAAUGGCUGAGGUGCAACUUCACUGAUAUUAGUGAGACUCAGUUCACUGUGACUGGACUGUCUGCUGGAGACAGAUUUGAGUUCAGAGUGAUUGCCAGGAAUGCUGUGGGCACAGUCAGUCCACCAUCUAAUUCCUCUGGAUACAUUAUGACCAAAGAUGAAAGCAUUACCCCUGAAAUUGAGUGGUCUCCAGACCAGGUGCUCACUCUGAGGGCCGGUGAACAUGUUAAGCUAGGCUGCAGCAUCACUGGACGACCUGUCCCCCAGGUUGUUUGGUAUAAGGAUGGCAAAGAAAUUGACAAGAGAACCAUGAUUGACAUUGAGAUUACCACUGGCAUUGGCACCAGCAGUCUCUUCAUCCGUGAUGCUGACAGGAACCAUCGUGGCAUUUACACUGUAGAGGCCAAGAACAAAUCUGGUGUCAGGAAGUCUGAUGUCAACGUCAGAGUCCAAGAUACCCCUGGACCUGUUAAAGGGCCUAUCCGUUUUACCGGCAUCACAGCUGAGAAGUGCACCGUGUGGUGGAAUCCACCAGAGAACGAUGGCUGUGCUGCUAUCACCCACUAUGUGGUGGAGAAGAGGGAGACAUCCAGGAUCUCCUGGGCUAUGGUCACUUCCAAAUGUGAAGCCUGUUCUUACAAUGCUACAAACCUCAUCAAGGGCAAUGAGUACCAAUUCAGAAUCUCUGCUGUCAACAAGUUUGGUGUCGGCAAACCACUGGACUCUGAUCCUAUCAUCGCACAGAUGCAAUACACUGUUCCCGAUGCCCCUGGCACCCCAGAUUCCACUCAUGUGACUGGUAACAGUAUCACCGUGUGCUGGACCAGGCCAAGGUCUGAUGGAGGCAACGAGCUCAAACAUUACAUCCUUGAGAGGAGAGAGAAGAAGAGCCUUCGCUGGGUAAAGGUUUCCUCCAAGCGUCCCAUAACAGAGCUGAGACACCGUGUCAUUAACCUCACUGAAGGCAAUGAAUACGAGUUCCGCGUGAUGGCUGAAAAUGGUGCUGGUGUUGGACCAGCCAGCAGUACCUCCAGGCUCUUCAAAUGCAGAGAGCCAACCAGUGCUCCCAGUGCUCCAACACUUAUCAAGGUUAUUGACUCCACCAAGUCCUCUGUCACACUGGAAUGGACCAAGCCAGUGUUUGAUGGUGGCUUGGAAAUCAUUGGUUACAACAUUGACAUGUGCAAGGCCAGUCUGGAGGAGUGGCACAGAGUCAACAACCAGAUUUGUAUCCACACUAAGUACACUACCAAGGGCUUGGUGCCUGGAGAAUUGUACAAGUUCAGGGUCAGUGCUGUAAAUGGAUCUGGAGAGGGCGAAGCCUCAGUAUUGUCCAACGCUGUUCAGUCUCUUGAUAGACUUACAUCUCCUGAGAUCGAGAUUGACGCCAACUUCAAGCAGACUCACAUUGUGAAGAACGGUGGCACUGUCACGCUCUCAGUUUCAUUCUGCGGAAAACCCGCUCCUCUUGCCACCUGGUCUAAGAUAGAUGGCGAGCUGCCUGUCAUGGGAGAUAUACACACCUCAGAUUCUUCCUCUACUCUGACUAUCGAAGGCUGUACCAGGUAUGAGGCUGGCAAAUACACCCUGUUCCUGGAGAACAACAGUGGGCGUAAGUCCAUCACAUUCACUGUCAAAGUGCUAGACACACCUGGACCUCCAGGAGCCAUAACCUUCAAAGAUGUUACCCGUGGGGCCUUGACAAUGAUGUGGGAUGCCCCCACAAAUGAUGGUGGAGCUCGGAUUCACCACUAUAUUGUGGACAAGCGCGAGGCCAGCCGUUUGGCCUGGCAGGAGGUCAGCACAAAGUGCUCUCGCCAGAUAAUCAGGGUGACUGGUCUGGAUAUUGGUGUGCCUUAUCUCUUCAGGGUGAUUGCCGUUAACCAGUAUGGCCAGGGAGAAGCCCAUGAGAUGUCAGAGCCUGUCAUUGCCACAGAAGAACCUGCACCACCCAAGAGACUAGAUGUUGUUGACACCAGCAGUUCCUCAGCUUUCCUGGUGUGGUUGAAGCCUGAACAUGAUGGAGGCAGCCGCAUUAGAGGCUACAUCGUUGAAUUCAGAGCUAAAGGCAGUGACCGCUGGGUGGUUGGUGGUGAGAGUAAGUCUAUGAAGAUGCUGGUUGAUGGUCUGAUAGAGAAUACUGAGUAUGACUUUAGAGUCAAGGCAAAGAACGAUGCUGGAAUUAGCGAGCCUCAGGGCACCUUUGGCUCUGUGGUCAUUAAGGAGCCACGUAUAGAACCAACAGCUGACCUCAGCAGCAUCACUAACCAGCUCAUCACCUGUAAGAUCUCCAACACCUUCACUAUCGACAUCCCCAUCAGUGGCAGGCCUGCACCCAAGGUCACCUGGAAGCUGGAGGAGAUGAAGCUGAAGGAUACUGACAGAGUCUGUAUUAGAACCACGAAGGAGAGGACCACUCUGAUAGUAAGAGACAGCAAGAGAAGCGAUAGUGGCAAAUACUACCUGAUCUUGGAAAAUGCUGCUGGUAUGAAGACGUUCACAGUGACAGUAGUUGUUGUCGGCAGACCAAGUCCUCCCGUAGGCCCUGUGGAAAUCUCUGGGGUCUCCACAGAGUCCUGCAACCUGUCCUGGUCUGAAUCAGCUGAUGAUGGUGGCUCUGACAUUACCAACUACAUUGUGGAAAAGCGAGAGUCUGGCUCUGCCUCCUGGCAAGUGGUCAACUCUAGUGUGAAGAGGACCACCAUCAAAGUAACUCAUCUUACCAAGUACAUGGAGUACACCUUCAGAGUGUGCGCUGAGAACAAGUUCGGAGUCAGCAAGUCCACCGAGUCUGCGCCUGUUGUGAUUGAGCAUCCAUUUGUUCCUCCAAGUCCUCCAAAUCGUCCAGAUGUGGUUUCUGUGUCCGCCAACGCCAUCAACAUCCAAUGGGACGUUCCUUAUGCCGAUGGUGGCAGCAAAGUGUCUGGCUACUGGAUUGAAAAGAAGGAGAGGAACACGAUCUUGUGGGUGAGGGAGAACAAGCUUCCCUGCCUGGAGUGCCACUACAAGGUAUCCAACCUUAUUGAGGGACUGGAGUACCAGUUCAGGGUGUAUGCCAUGAACAUCGCUGGACUCAGCAAGGCCAGCGAGGCCUCCAGACCUGUGGUUGCUCUCAAUCCUGUUGAUCCUCCUGGUAAACCAGAGGUUACAGACAUCACCCGCUCCUCUGUGUCACUGUGCUGGACCGUGCCUUUCAACGAUGGCGGCAGCAAGAUCGUUGGUUAUGUGGUGGAAAGGAAAGUCUACAGCACAGACGAGUGGGACGACAACCGCUGGCUCAAGUGCAACUACACCACAAUCACAGAGAAUUACUUCACUGUCAUCAACCUGGGAGAGGGAGAGACCUUGGAGUACCGCAUCAUCGCCAAAAAUGCUGCUGGCGUCCACAGCAAGCCCUCUGAGUCCACUGGACCAGUUACAUGCAAGGAUGAAUACUCUCCUCCCAAAGCUGAGCUUGACAGCAAGCUGGUGGGUGAGACCGUCACCAUCAUGGCUGGUUCUGACCUCGUCCUGGACGGUGCUGUCGGCGGUAAACCAGAGCCCACAGUGUAUUGGUCAAAGGGCGAAAAGAUUCUGGAGCUUGGAGAGAAAUACUCUCUGACCUACACCACUACCAGAGCCAUGGCUGUCAUCAAGAACUGUGACAGAUAUGACACAGGAAGAUACAUCCUGACUGUGAAGAACGCCAGUGGAAUCAAGACUGCUGCCGUCAGCGUCAAAGUCCUUGACACUCCUGGAGCUCCAGCUGAUAACAUCACCAUCAGCAGAGUGACGGAGGAGAAGUGUACCGUGUCCUGGAAGAUUCCUUUGGAGGAUGGUGGAGACAUCGUCACUCACUAUAUCGUGGAGCGUCGUGAGACCAGCAGACUGAACUGGGUCAUCAUGGAGACAGAGUGCAAGACCCUCUCAUGUGUCAGCUCCAGGCUGAUUAAGAACAACGAGUACAUCUUCAGAGUUAGAGGAGUCAACAAAUACGGCCCUGGAGUUCCUCUGGAAUCCGAGCCUGUCAUCGCCAGGAACGCUUACACAAUUCCAUCCCAGCCUGGCACCCCAGAGGCCACAGUGGUGGCUAAGGAGCAUGUCAUCAUCGAGUGGCUGAAGCCAGAGAGCGAUGGAGGCAGCGAGCUCAAAACCUACAUUGUGGAGAAGCGAGAGAAGAGCAGCACCAGGUGGACUCGGGUGAAUAAGACUUACACCAUCUAUGACACCCGUCUGAAGAUCACAGGCCUGAUCGAGGGAAGCGAGUACCUGUUCAGGGUGACAGCAGUCAAUACUGCUGGAGAAAGCCAGCCGAGCGAUGCAUCACCUUACAUCCUCUGCAGAGACCCCACAUAUACCCCAGCUCCUCCAUCGAUGCCUCGCAUCACUGACACAACGAAGCACAGUAUUAGCAUGACCUGGACCAGGCCCAUGUACGACGGUGGCUCAGACGUCACCGGCUAUGUGGUGGAGAUCCUUGAGGGGGACUCUGAGCAGUGGUAUCGCGCCACUGCCAAGGCCCUCAAGACCAACGAGUACGUAGCCGCUGGCCUAGCAGCCAAUAAGAACUACAGAUUCAGGGUCGCUGCCAUCAACAACAAAGGCACCGGAGAGUUCAGCGAUCCCAGCGCUGAGGUGCAGCCGCUGGAGAGAAUUGAAAUGCCCGACCUGGAGCUGGCAGAUGACCUGAAGAAAACAGUGUGUCUGCGUGCUGGUGGAACCCUGCGUCUGGUUGUGUUUGUCAAUGGCAGGCCAGCACCAGUGGUGGCCUGGAGAAAGACAGGUGUUGAGCUGCAGAGCCGCGGCUUUAUCGAGACCACUGAUAGCUACACAUGCCUGAUUGUGGAGAAAGUCAACCGCUAUGACUCUGGAAAAUAUGUUGUGGAGGCUGAGAACCCCUCUGGCAAGAAGACUGCCACCGUCUUGGUUAAAGUCUAUGACACUCCUGGUCCUCCAGGUUCAGUGAAUGUGAAGGACUACACCAAGGAGUCUGUUGUGAUCACCUGGGACGUCCCAAGCAUCGACGGUGGCGCUCAUGUCAGCAACUACAUUGUCGAGAAACGUGAAGCGAGCAUGAAGUCAUACAAGACCGUCACCACUGAAUGUAGAAAGACCCUGUUCAGAAUCACUGGCCUGGAGGAGGGUGUGCACUACUUCUUCAGAGUCCUGCCAGAGAACAUCUAUGGCGUUGGUGAGCCCUGUGAGACCAGUGAGGCUGUGUUGGUAUGUGAAGUGCCGUCAGUGCCUCUGAACCUCCAGGUGGCCGAUGUCACCAAGUCCUCUGUCACGCUGCGCUGGGAGAAGCCGCAUCACGAUGGCGCCAGCAGGCUGACAGGCUACAUCAUCGAAGCAUGCAAGGUGGGCUCUGACAGGUGGAACACUGUUGCCACAGUCAAAGCCUCAGUAUCCCAGCACACCAUCCAGUCUUUGAUGGAGAACGAACAGUACCUCUUCAGGAUCCGAGCUACCAACAGCAGGGGCGCCAGCGAGCCCAUGGACACUGUCACUCCUGUCACCAUCCAGGACAUCAAAAUUAAGCCUGCGAUCGACAUGACCAACAUUCCUCAGAAGGUUGUCCAUGUGCAUCGUGGCAAACCCAUCGACCUCAACAUCCCCUUCAAGGCCAAACCUCAGCCCGUCUGCUCCUGGUUCUUUGGUGGCAACAAACUGAAGGACAGCCUUGAUCGCAUUAAGAUCGACAGCAACGGGAAAUUCACACAUCUUGUCAUCCGCGAGACAACCAUAAACGACACUGGAGACUACACACUGGAGGUGAAGAAUGCCAUUGGCAUGGCCACUGAGGUCAUUAAGGUCAUCAUCCUUGACAAACCUGGCAUCCCAGUCGGCCCAGUAAAGAUUGAGGAGACUGAUGGUGUGUCAGUGACAGUCAGCUGGGAACCUCCAGAGAAGGAUGGUGGUGCCAACCUCAGCGGCUAUGUCGUGGAACAGCGUGAUGCCCACCGGCCAGGCUGGAGCACUGUCUCUGAGUCGGUGACCCGACCCUGCUUCAAGUUUACCAGACUCUCUGAAGGAACCGAGUAUGUGUUCCGUGUUGCUGCCAUGAAUCGCUUCGGCAUUGGUAGCUUCCUUCAGUCCGAGGUGGUGGAGUGCAAGAGCGCCAAAACCAUCCCUGGACCUCCAAGCAGACCAGAGGUGCUUGAUGUCACACACGAGGGCAUGACCCUUUCCUGGCAACCACCCGAGGAUAAUGGUGGCUCCACUAUUGCCGGCUACAUCAUUGAACGUAAGGAGGCCAGUUCUGACAGGUGGAUGAGAAUCAACAAGAACCCUGUCACCAUGACCCGAUACCGCUCCUCAGGCCUCAUUGAGAGCCUGGAGUAUGAACAUCGUAUCACCGCCAUUAACUCCAGAGGGUCUGGCAAACCCAGCGAGAGCUCAGCCAUCACUGUCGCCAUGGAUCCCAUCGAGCCUCCAGGUGCUCCAGUUCAGCCCAGAGUUACCGACAGCACCAGGACUUCAGUGUCUCUGGCCUGGCUGCCGCCUGAAGAGGAGGGUGGUUCCGUCAUUACUGGUUACUUGAUCGAGAUGCAGAAGGUGGACCAGGUGGAAUGGACCCUGUGCAACACCACUCCCACCAAGAUGUGCGAAUACACCCUUACCCAUAUGCCCCAAGGCGCAGAGUACAAGUUCAGGGUCAUCGCCUGCAACGCUGGUGGUGCUGGAGAGCCUGCUGAGAUUUCUGGAGUGGUCAAAGUCCAGGAGAUGCUUGAUUAUCCUGACUUUGAGCUUGAUCGUAAGUAUGAGGAGGGCUAUGUGGUGCGCCAGGGAGGAGUCAUCCGUCUGUCUGUCCCAAUCAAGGGUAAACCAAUCCCUAUAUGCAAAUGGACCAAGGAUGGCCGUGACAUCUCCCACCGGGCCAUGAUUGCCACCCAUGACGACAUCACUGAACUGGUCAUCAAAGAAGCACACAAAGAAGACACUGGCACCUACGACCUCUUGCUUGAGAACAAAUGUGGCAGGAAAGCCGCAUACAUCAAGGUGAGGGUGAUCGGUCGCCCUGAUGCUCCAGAAGGACCACUGGAGUUUGAUGACAUUCAGGCAAGAUCAGUUCGUGUCAGCUGGAGGCCACCAUCAGAUGAUGGCGGCUCUGACAUUCUGGGAUAUCUUGUAGAAAGGCGUGAGGUACCCAAGGCUGCAUGGUGUACAGUGGACUCCAGGGUAACGGAAAACUCACUGGUGGUGAAGGGCCUGAAGGAGAAUGUGGAGUAUCACUUCAAGAUUUCUGCUGAGAACCAGUUUGGUAUUAGCAGAUCUCUCAAGUCUGAAGAGUCUGUCAUGCCAAAGACACCACUUUGCCCACCAGAGCCUCCCAGCAACCCAGCAGAGAUCAUGGAUGUGUCCAAGUCCAGUGUGUCCUUGUCCUGGUCCCGGCCCCGUGAUGAUGGUGGCUCCCGCGUCACAGGAUACUUUGUGGAAAGGAGGGAGGUGUCAACAGAGAAGUGGGUCCGCCACAAUAAGACCCACAUCACCACCACAAUGUACAACGUCACGGGUCUCAUCCCUGAUGCAGAAUACAUGUUCAGAGUGGUGGCUCAGAAUGACAUAGGGCAGAGCGAGCCUGGUCCUGUUUCUGAGUCUGUGAUCUGCAAAGAUCCAUUUGACAAACCUAGCCAACCAGGAGAGAUCGACAUUAUCUCCAUCACUAAAGACUGCAUCACCAUCCACUGGCUCAGGCCUGAACAUGACGGUGGUAAGGAGAUUCUGGGAUACUGGAUUGAGUUCAGGCAGGCUGGAGAAAGCGCCUGGAAGAAAUGCAACAAGGAGCGCUCCAAGGAUCGCCAGUUCACCAUGGGUGGCUUGAUGGAGGCCACUGAGUAUGAGUUCAGAAUCUUCGCAGAGAAUGAAACUGGACUCAGCCGGCCACGUCGCACGCCUAUGGGCAUCAAGACCAAACUGAGUGUUGGUGAGACUCCAGCUCUGAAGGAAGAGAUCCAAGACGUUACUACCAAGCUUGGCGAGUCUGGCACUCUGACUUGUGGCAUCAUCGGCAGACCUUUGCCUGAGAUCAAAUGGUACCGCUACGGCAAGGAACUGAUCCAGAGCCGCAAGUACAAGAUGAGUUCAGAUGGCCGUAACCACUCACUCAGCAUCCUGUCAGACGAACAGGAAGAUGAAGGGCUGUACACCUGCAGAGCCAUCAAUGAGGCCGGAGAGGUGGAAACCAGUGGAAAACUGCGUCUGCAAGCUGCACCCCAGCUCCAUCCUGGUUUCCCUCUGAAGGAGAAGUACUAUGCCGGGGCAGGCACCAGCCUUCGCCUGCAUGUCGUCUACAUUGGACGUCCCAUCCCUAAGAUCAUGUGGUUCUAUGGCAAGAAGCCUCUGAACGCUUCUGAGAAUGUGAUUAUUGAAAACACGGAAAGCUACUCCCACUUAGUGGUUAGGAACGUCCAGAGGAAGACCAACGCUGGCCGCUACAAAGUGCAGUUCAGCAACUCGUUCGGAACUAUUGACACUGUCCUGCGUGUUGAAAUCCAAGAUAAACCAUGCAUCCCCGAGGGUCCUCUGGUUGUUGAUGCCCUGCUAAAGAGCUCAAUGGUCAUCAGCUGGAAGGCGCCCAAGGAUGACGGAGGCUCCAUGAUCACCAACUACAUUGUGGAGAAGCGGGAAGCCAAAGAAGGAGAGCAGUGGCACCUUGUGUCCUCUUCUGUUUCUGGCACCACUUGCCGUGUCCCCAACCUCAUUGAGAAUGCUGGCUACUACUUCAGAGUCUCUGCCCAGAACCAGUAUGGAGUCAGCGAGGCUCUGGAGAUCCCAUCCGUGGUCAUUGUCAAGAGUCCCUUUGAGAAACCGGGCAUCCCACAGCAGCCCUUCAUCAUCAGCUCCACCAAGGACUCCUGUGUUGUCUGCUGGAAACCUCCAAGCAGCGACGGUGGAGCUAAAAUCAGCAGCUACUACCUGGAGAAACGUGAAAAGAGGCAGAACAAGUGGAUGACUGUGACCAGCAAGAAGUUUGUGGAGACCAGCUUCGAGGUCCUAGGCCUAAUCGAGGGCUUUGAGUACGAGUUCCGUGUUAAGUGUGAAAACAUGGGUGGUGAGAGCGACUGGAGUGAGAUCUCUGCGCCCAUCAUUCCCAAGUCUGACCAGGCACCUCGUCCUCCUGCGUUCAGGGAGGAGAUCAGAGACAUGACCGUCAAAUACCAAGCAAAUGCCACAUUUGUCACUAAGGUGGUGGGACAUCCCAAGCCUGUGGUGAAAUGGUAUCGCAGUGGAAAGGAGGUCAAUGCAGAUGGAACCAAGAUCAAAGCCCAGGAGUUCAAAGGAGGCUACUACCAGCUGGUCAUCACUACUGCUGAUGAGAGCGAUGCCACAGUUUACCAAGUCAGAGCAACCAACUCCUCAGGAUCCAUCUCUACAACGGCUAACCUGGACGUGGAAGUUCCUGCCAAGAUCUACCUGCCUAAAGAACUACAGGGAAUGGGAGCAGUCCAUGCUGCCCGUGGUGACCACAUCACCAUCAAGAUCCCCAUCUCUGGCAAGCCUGAGCCAGCUAUCACUUGGCAGAAGGGUCAGGAGAUCCUUUCCAACUCUGCUUAUCACCAAGUCAUAACCACCAGGUCUUUCACCUCACUGGUCUUCCAGAAGGGAGUUCAGAGGAAGGAUAGCGGCUACUACUCAAUUACCGCAAAGAACAGGUUUGGAAUGGACAAGCAAACCAUCGAGGUGAAUGUGGCUGACAUACCUGAGGCUCCAAAGGCUCUGGUUGUUAGUGACAUUUCCCGGGACUCAAUCACUUUGACCUGGGAGCCUCCUGCUAAUGAUGGUGGAAGCGACAUUAUUAGCUACAUUGUUGAGAAGUGUCCUACCACUGCUGAUAGGUGGAUCCGUGCUGGACAGACAUCUGACUGCAGCAUCAACAUCAUUAACAUUUUCGGAAAGACCAAGUACCAGUUCCGUGUCAUCGCUGAAAACCAGUUCGGCCUUAGCCCUCCUUCUCAGCCAACUGAGCCAAUUACAACCAAGGAAGACAAGUCUGUGAUUAGGAACUAUGAUGAGGAAGUUGAUGAAACCAGAGAGAUCACCAAGGAAGAGGCUCUGGUCUACAAGGUGAAGGAACUUUCAUCCAAGUACACCAUCUCCGAGGAACUGGCUCGCUGCCAGUUUGGAGCCGUUCAUCGUUGUGUAGAGAUUGCUACAAAGAAGACCUUUAUGGCCAAGUUUAUCAAGGUCAAAGGAAUGGACCGUGAGUUGGUUCUCAGGGAAAUUGAAGCACUCAACGUAGCAAGGCAUAAGAAUAUCAUCUACCUCCAUGAAUACUUUGAGAGCAUGGAGGAGAUCGUCCUAAUCUUUGAAUUCAUGUCUGGAGUUGACAUCUUUGAGCGCCUUGGUACCUGCAACUUCGAGCUUACAGAGCAGGAGAUUGUCCGCUACCUGAGACAAGUCUGCUCUGCUCUCAAGUUUAUGCAUAGCCACAACUUUGGCCACUUUGAAAUUCGCCCAGACAACAUUGUCUACACAACAAGAAGAAGCAGUGACAUAAAGAUUAUUGAGAUGGGUCAGUCUAGGCUGCUGGUGCCCGGAGAAAACAUCAGGAUGAUGUUUUCAGCUCCAGAAUACUGUGCCCCUGAGGUGCACCGUCAUGACCAGGUCACAACAGCCAGCGAUAUGUGGUCUGUUGGUGUUAUGGCCUAUGUUCUGCUUAGUGGCCUUAAUCCAUUUGCAGCAGAGUCAGUGACAAAGAUGAUUGAGAACAUCUCAAGCUGUGAGUACAUCUUUGAAAGUGAAGCAUUUAAGGACAUCAGCAUGGAGGCCAUGGACUUCGUGGACAGACUUCUAGUCAAGGACAGGAAGCUCCGUAUGACCGCUCAUGAGGCUCUGGAGCACCCAUGGCUCAAGAUGAAGAUUGAGCAAGUCAGCAACAAGGUAAUUCGGACAUUGAGACACAGAAGGUACUACCAGAGUCUGGUAAAGAAGACCGAUACUAUUGUAUCAGCAGCUCGUGUUGCCUAUGGAGGUGCCUUCAAAAACCAGAGAGGAUUGGCUGUAGGCAAAGUGAAGAUUGGAACUGAGUACAGAGGCCUCCGCACUGGUCCUGUCAUGCACAGCUCAGCUGAGGAAGGUGGCCAUGUGAGAUUCACUUGUACCAUUGUAAACUAUGACAAGAGUACCCAGGUGACUUGGUACUUCGGUAACCGUCAACUACACCAAAGCACCAAGUAUGAAAUCACUUACAGUAAUGGCUUUGCCAGCAUCUAUGUAAAGGACAUUGAAGAAAGCGAUGAUGGAGUGUACAGAUGCAAGGUGGUGAGUGAUGAUGGAGAGGACAGUGCUUAUGGAGAGCUCUUCGUUGAGUCAGUGAGGAGCAUCAGAGAGUUCUACAUCAGCCGUUCAGUCAAGAAACUGAGGAGAAGAGUUGACAAGACUAAACUCCUGCAGAGACCACCAGAGUUCACUCUACCUCUGUACAAUCGCACAGCUUACAUUGGCGAAGAUGUGCGCUUUGGAGUCACUAUUACCGUGCACCCUGAGCCUCAUGUAACAUGGCUUAAGAAUGGAGAGAGAAUCAAGCCAGGUCAGGAUGACAGCAAGUACACAUUCACCAGUGACAAGGGUCUGUAUCAGCUGAUAGUCCACAACCUGGACAUGAACGAUGAUGCUGAAUACACCGUCAUGGCCAACAACAAGUUCGGAGAAGACAGCUGCAAGGCCCGGCUCACUGUGACACCUCAUCCUGUGACGACGGAUAUGAUGAGGCCCAUGUUCAAACGUCUGCUGGCCAAUGUUGAGUGUGCUGAAGGACAAAGUGUCCGCUUUGAACUCAGAGUCUCAGGAAUCCCAACUCCUACUCUGAAAUGGGAGAAGGAUGGUCAUUCACUACAGUUUGGUCACAAGGUUGUUGUCAUACAGGAAGAUGUUGACUAUCAUGUCCUGCAUAUCAGAGAGACUCUUCUUGAAGAUUCUGGUUUUUACAAAGUUACUGCAACUAACUCUGCUGGUUCUGCAAGCUGCCAGGCUACACUGAAGGUUGACCGCCUUACCUACACUAGGAGAGAGUACAAGAGUGAGGAAGAGAAAUACAGAUAUGUACAGAAACAAAUUGAGAAGACAAACAAGAUGGCUUUGCAAAUUGUAGCAACUGAGGAGAUUGGACCUCUUAACCCCACGGCCCAGGAGGCUCUCAAAUUUGCUGCAGAGAUGUACAAACCUGCAGUGAGCACCAAGAACAUCGAAGGCGAGUUCGACAUCAGAGUGGAGAAGUCAGAGACCAAGAAGCUGGAAGAGGAGAGGAGAAUCUUCAUGCCUUAUGAUAUCCCUGAGCCAGUGGUUCAUGAUCGCAAAGCUCUUGAUGAAGACAAAGCUAUCAAACAGUUUGUGCCUCUCUCUGACAUGAAGUGGUACAGAAAACUUAAGGACCAGUAUGAGAUCCCAGAGAGGAUGGAGAGAAUUGUGCAAAAGAGGCAGAGACGUAUUCGCCUCUCAAGGUGGGAGCAGUUCUAUGUGAUGCCCCUGCCCAGAAUCACCGACCAGUACAGACCAAGAUGGCGUAUUCCAAAACUCACUCUGGAUGAUCUGGAGACUGUCAGGCCUGCCCGCCGCUCGCCGUCUCCAGAAUCAGAGGUCUCCUUCAGAUCCAGGAGGAGAUCUCUGGGUGACCUUAGUGAUGAGGAGCUGAUGAUGCCUGCAGAGGAUUACCUUUCAGUGAGGAGAACAGAGGAGGAGAAAAUGAUGCUGGAAGAUGAACUUGAACUCGGCUUCUCUGCCUCGCCGACGGGCAGCCCUGUCCGUAUGGAGCGAUAUGCAAUGGAACGUGAAGAGAGGAGGCAGGAGGUCAGGCAUGAGGCUGUAGAGGUUACUGAGACAAAGAAGAAACGUACAGUUUCUCAGUAUAUGAGAAGGAGAAGGUCGCUGUCUCCCACAUACAUCGAGCUAAUGCGUCCAGUCUCAGAGCUGAUCAGACCACCACAGCCCAGGCUUUCUGUGGAGGUAGAGGGGGAGGUUGUGGGAAGGAGGUCCCCCACCCCUGAGAGGACCCGUCCCCGUUCUCCCAGCCCAAUCAGAUCUGUUGAGAGGUCAUCCCGGUCCUCCUCCAGGUUUGAGCGAUCUGCCCGCUUUGACAUUAUGUCCCGCUAUGAGGCCAGAAAGGCUGCUCUGAAGUCUGAGAGGAAAUAUCAAGUGGUUAGCCAGACUCCUUUCAGUCUGGACCAUGCUCCCAGAGUGACAGUUAGAAUGCGUUCUCAUCGCAUACCUAUUGGCCAAGACACCAAAUUCACUCUUAACAUCCAAACCAAGCCAGAGGCUGAGAUCAUGUGGUACCACAAUGGAGCUAUUAUUUCUGAAAGCAGUGAGAAGUACAUAUUUGCCAAUAUGACUGGCGUUUUGUCUAUCACCAUCCUGGACUGCCAGGAAGAGGAUAGUGGAACAUAUCGCUGUGUGUGCUCAAACUCCAAGGGAGAGGCUUCCGACUAUGCCACCCUUGAUGUGUCAGGUGGUGGCUACACCACCUUCUCCUCUCGCCGCAGGGAUGAAGAAGCUCCCAAAGCCCGCGUUCCUGAAGUCACUCGAAUUGACCACUACCACACUUCCCAUUUCAAAGCUGGCUAUGCCUCCGAGUCUCGCCUUGAGGUAGAAGAGAGCAAGUCAAAGCUGACCGAGACACAUGAGGUUGUUGCACGUGAGAGGUAUGCUGCCUCCUCUGAGAGAUACUCCUCUGCUGAGAGGUAUGCAGCCUCCUCUGAGAGAUACUCCUCCGCUGAGAGGUAUGACUCAUCCAUCAAGUAUGCCUCUGCUGAAUACCUAUCAUCUAGUUCCUCCUUCUCAUCUGACAAAUUUUCUCUGACUGGGAAACACACCUCAUCGGAAGCUAAAAUUAAGUCAUCUUCUGCUGCUGUAUCUGAGGAAGUUGCUGUCACCAAGGUGAAGCCUUCUCUUCCUGCCAGAAUCCUCACCAAGCCCCAGUCUGUGACAGUUGCAGAGGGAGAGACGGCUAGAUUCUCCUGUGAUAUUGAUGGGGAGCCUGCACCCACUGUUACAUGGAUGCACGAGAGCAGAUCCAUUGUCUCAUCUCACCGCAUCCAGGUCACUACCACUCAGUACAAGUCCAGCAUGGAGAUGUCCUCUGUGACAGUCUCCGAUGAGGGCAGUUACACGGUUGUGGUGGAGAACUCCGCAGGUAGACAAGAGGCUCACUUUACCUUGACCAUCCGCAGACCAGCUCCAAAAGAGGAAGUCAAGGCUGUCAAAUCCCCUGAACCAUUUGUAAAGUCACCGGAACCUUCAGUGACCUCACCUUCUCCCUCUGUAGCUUCUCCAGUCCCCAGUGUUAAGUCCCCCACUCCCAGUGUCAGGUCCCCUGAGCCUUCAAUUAAAUCACCUACUCCCAGUGUCAGGUCACCUGAACCAAGCAUAACGUCUCCUGCUCCGAGUGUGAAGUCCCCAACGCCAAGUGUGAAGUCACCAACACCCAGUGUCAAGUCCCCUACACCAAGUGUUAAGUCUCCUGAACCAGAGGGAAUUAAAUCUCCUAGGAGUGUCAAGUCUCCCUCUCCAGCACCCUCUCCAGCACCCAGCGUAAAAUCACCAGUUCCAAGUGUCAAAUCCCCUGAACCUGAAGGAGUCAAGUCACCACUGGGUAUGAAAUCUCCUGAACCCAGACUUAAAUCACCACCCCCAACAAGGUCUCCAGAGAGAGUAAAGUCACCUGAAACUGGUCUUAAAUCUCCAGAACCGGCAGGAAUCAGAUCACCUAAAGUUGUGAAGUCCCCAGAACCUGCUGGACUCAAAUCACCAAAAGGCAUCAAAUCCCCAGAGCCUUCAGGCCUCAAAUCACCAAGGGCUUUGAAGUCUCCUGAGCCUGAGGGAAUCAAAUCACCUCCUAGGAUGAAGUCACCUCCUCCCAUCAUGUCCCCAAAAAGGGUUGUGUCUCCACCCACCAUAAAAUCUCCAAUUCCAAAACCCCCCAAGGUCCUGAGUCAGCUUAAAGCCGAGGCCUGCGAGGGGUCAGUGAAGAUGUCCUGCAUCUGCGAGAGCAGCGUCAGGGAGGUGGUGUGGUACGUCAAUGGGAGGAGGCUUUCUCAGAGCAGCCACUUUGAGAUGCACUACUCUGAAGGCUCCUGCAGCCUUCUUAUCCAUGAUUUGGCAGACAGUGAUCAGGGAGAGUACACUUGUGAGAUGACAGCUGAGGGAGGUGUUUCCAAGUCCUCCUUCUCCUUCACCGGGCAGGUGUUCCAGUCCAUAAGGAUGAAGGUCACAGCCUACCGUGAGCAGCAACUGGUACUUAAAGCCUCAUCGGGAUCAGUGAUGAUGGGUCACAAGGAGUCUUUGUCGUCCAUGAGCUCAUCCAUGAUGAUGAAGAAAGAAAUGCACACAAUGGAGGAGUCAUCCUCUUUCUCGUCCUCCACCCAGCAAGCUAUGAUGUCGUCAAUGAUGGAGUCCAGCUCCUUUAGCAGCAUGGCAGCUGAGAUGAAGGUUGAGACCAUGUCCAUGUCCAGCAUGUCAUCCAUGGCUUCUGAAUCGUACGCCAUGAGCUCCAGCAGCCUGACGGAAAUGGCUUCUCACAUGGAGGGAUCUACGUUCAGACCAAUUGGUUGUGCUCCCAGGAUCGAGGCUCUGCCUGAGGACAUCAGCAUCGAGCCCGGCAAAGUCCUCACAGUCACUUGCGCUUUCUCCGGUGAUGCCAAACACAUUGAAUGGUCCCGCAGCGGCAGAACCAUCCAUGUGACUGCUGGCGGACGCUUCCACAUCGACACCUCAGAGGACUUAACCACCCUCAUCAUCACCGGGGUGAAGGCGGAGGACGCUGGGACCUACACCCUUAAACUGUCCAAUGAGCUUGGAUCAGACACAGCGACUGUUCACAUUAGCAUUCGAUCAGUGUAAAAAAACAAAAUUCUAAACUUUCAAUUUUCCCCUUUUCCCUACUUCUGUUCCUUUUUAUUUAUUAAUUAAGCGAAAUAAUCUACUUGAUAAAGAUCUCGAUUUCUGUUCUUGUAAAUAUGAACUAUUUUUGUACCAAUCUUGACAUUAAUUUAUGCCAAACUAGACUCAAGUCUAAAGUUGUUAUAAAAUGUGCCAUAUUGGAUAAAUAUGACUUAGGAUUUUUGAUCCAUUUUUCUGUGACAUGUACAUAAUGUAUAUAGCCGAAUUGAACGGUUAUGGGAAAUGUAUGCAUUGUUAUUUAUGACAAUAUUAACUGAAACAAAUGAAACUGAAUGUGGUUUAACAGGAGAAAGUUUCACAAGAACGAAUACCCUGUCAAACCAAGAAACUAAACUAUGUGCCUCAACGAUACGUUGAAGUCUUAAGAUUGCCUCAACAGGUAGAGAGGCUCCCUGUUGAUGUUAACUCAAUCCAAGACGGAACUACGAACGCACUGCUGCAGAGAGAGCAGUGCUGUUGCAUUGGAACAAGAGCGUGAGAUCCUGAGUGCUGUUUGCAUAUACCCUCAUGUAAGCAGGACGACUGGACCUCGCUCUCUAACCGAUAAUGUCAUACUGCCAUUUCGAUGACAUGCUCAUAGUGCGAGCGGCCUGCACUCCCUGAGCACAAGUUUUUUUUGUGCUCUUCUUCUGACAAAUGACCCCUCGAUCAGGCUCUUCAGUCAUACCAUCUACCUGGCCAAUCACGAUAAAAAAAGAGUCCAUCGGGUGCUUGUUUGCAGAAGCAGAGCUGGCUCCUGGAGGUCUGCAGUGUGUAUGUGUGUGUGUGUUAGUUUUUAGGAGUUCAAUCAAGCUGGGCGCCGCUUAGCACAUGUACCGCAGCCGAAACAACCGCCACUGCACUCAACGAGGACCAAGAAAAACAUGGUCCUGCGUGUUGCCCAGCACUUUGAUUUGAUUGAAGUUAGACUUGUAGCGUUGAUUUUUCGCAGCCUCCUUGAGUUUUUCUCCAAUUAUUGAUUUAAUAAAGCAUGAUGAUCAGCAGAA